AGUUUACAGGCGAACUGUUUAAUGUCGUUUGGGAUUUGAAAGAACGCGGUCAGUUAAAUUUAAACUAACUGUCGGGAUUGGUCUUGAUUCGCAAAGUCAGUUGAUUGAUCCACGUUUGGCUUGACAGUUUCGCAAAAUAGGUGAUAAUACAUAAACUGGUGCCGCCAAACUAUUCCGAAUUGAAAUUUUCAGGUUGACCGUUAGAGCGAAUUGGAACGCGGAUCUAGCUCACUAGAUGACCCUUGAGUGGUCUUGAGAGCGUUUCCGAUGAUAAGAUCAGUGUCGUUAAGAUUGUUGAUGUGCAAGAUGUGCUACAUUUCCUGUUCAAAAAUCAAAAUCUGACCAAAGGUGUGUGAUCGUGGCAGUUAUUCCAGAUACGCGAGUGAAAUGAGUGAUUGUCCUAAUCAAUUAUGAUUAUGGCUAGGCCCCUGUGAAACGUGUUGAUGUAAUUUCUCCAGUCAUGUAACGGCUUUCCCACAUUAAUUAUGUAACCACACAUAUUAUCUGCACCAUCUGUGAAUCGAUUUUUCCUCAUAACAGUACCAGCUACAGUUUAGGCCAUUACUUACCUUAAAUGGUACAAGAGGAGUGAAUGAUCUUGUCGAACUACAUUGAUCUAAUCGUUACAGUUCAACAAGUGCAAUCCAUUGCUUACUCCAAGUGCUCAGUGAAUUCCUGAGAUUGAAAUAUCAUGGAAGAGGAUGUCUUGAGUGCUCUUAGAUCGCGUGCUGUUUACCUGCCCGGUUGUUCUGACCGCGACGGACGCGUCUUAGUUGUUGUCAAUGUUCCCAAUGAUCUUCAGCAAGCGUGGAGUAAGAGGUGCCUGGAAGCUUGCAUUAAUUAUAUUAGAAAAUCACUAAGCCCAAAGUUGAUAAAAGCUGGCUUAACGGUGAUUUUGGAUGGUGAAAAGUAUUCCACACGUGUGACAAAAUCACAAUGUCGUACCAUUGGAAUGCUAUUUGAAGAUAGCCUUGCUCAGCUGAUUCUGGUCCGUGCUGAAGGAUUUUGGGAUAAGCAUAUCGAUCAUUGCGCCAAGAAUCAUAGUCAAGGAGAGCCAAUUGUGAUUACAAAGUCGAGACUUAGUAAAUAUUUUGAAAUGAAUGAAUUGCCCAAUGAUCUUGGAGGGAAGGUUGCAUAUAAUCACGAUCGGUGGCUCCAGAAUCGUGUGCGCAUUGAGGAGUUUCAUGCUAAAUACGACAAAACAACGAGUGAUCUGGAAAGCCUACAUACGCUGCUACUUAGUCAUAAAUCGCUUAAUCCAUCAGAGGUUUCACAAGCCAUGAAAUCUUCUGAAGAGCUUUAUACCGAUGUUCAGUUGGCAAUCACGCGGACUAUUGAAAUGGGUAAUCAAUUAACCGCAAACAUCAAUGAUUGCUAUCGCGUGCCAUCUUCAUCAAGUAUCGAUUUCCACAAAAUGCCUCAAGAUAUAGCCGGCGAGCUAGAGACGAUCACGGAUCUCCUAAAUGAGAUAGAAAAGAAACAAAGUGGAAUUCGAUGUGCCUGGAAUGAUCUCGAGAAAACCAUCCACGAAGCACGCGAACUCCUCAUCUUGGAAAAGGGUGUAGCUUUCGUCAUUAAGUGGAUCAUGGGUAUCGCCGAUAAGAAACUUAAUCGAGAUACCCGCGUUGGUUGCGAUAUCGCGAGCUGUGAGGAACUGCGACGAGAUAACGACCUCUUGGAUAUGCAAUGCCAGGAAGUGUACGCCUAUUGCGCUGAGCUCAUCUACAAAAUCGAGGCAAACUCAUCGCACAAGGACUCGCCCGCCUACAAGGAACUGCUUUCCCAACGAGAUUUCAUGGAUUUUGUGUGCCGGAACUUUGCAGCACGUUUGGAAAGGCGACGUUCGAUUUUAGUCAGUUCUCUGCGAUUUUUCCGACUCGUUUCAGAAUAUUUCGAUAGGACCAGUGAAGUUUUUGAAUCGCUUGUGAUGGGGUAUAAGGCAGAUGACUUCGAGUUAGCCGCUACGAACCUUGAGAAAUUGAAGGAUUGCCAAUCCAAUCUGGAAAAUAUGGAAAAAGAUCUGGUCAGAGAAGGGAAAAGGCUCAUUGACAUGCUUUCGAUGCCGGUAAAAGAUUCGCUUGGUCGUGAUAUUGGUGUUGAUUACAAUGACGAUAUUGCUAACGUUCGAGACAUCUUGGACGUAACAAUGGCUCGCCGCAAUAUCUUCAUCGACAGUGUCGAAUUACAGAAAUUAACGCUAGAGCAGGUUGCGCAUAUCCACGAGUACGAGAAGGAUGCAAAAAUUGCAAUCAAAUGCAUGGAAGACCUGUACAGUACACUGAUCAGGUGUCAUUCACAUGUUGGUUGCACUGUCUUCGAGAUACAGAUACAGAAGGAAGAAUUGCAGACAUUUCAAGAAACGGGAAAGGGCAUCCAUAAUCUAGGUUGCCAACUAUUAGAAGCUGCCUUAUCUCUACGCCACACCUGCAAGCUCAAACUCGAAACAAAAUCAAAUAAUUCGCUCAAAACGAAGUUGCGACAAAUAUGGACAAACUUGGAGAUAAUUAUUCAAGAGAAUAUGACACGCCUGAGGGUCUCGGCUGUCUUCCACCGGAACGUCGAAGACUAUUGCAUUAAAUUGUUGGAGCUAAAAGCGAAUGUUAUUGCCAUUGGGGAUAUAGAGGAACCCGAAACACGUCGCGUCCGUUUGAGGAUGUGCCUGGUGUUACGUGAACGUCUGCUGGUGGAAGUGGGUCGUAUGGUGAGACUUGGACGUCUUCUCAAGUCGCGGCUCAAGGAACCAUUUGUCUUGGAAAACGUCUGCUUCAAUGACAUUGAAAAUGGCAGCGAAGCAGCACCAGAAGUACCACUAAACCUACCUGAAGGUGCGGAAACCGUAGUACCUGCAGGAGGCAAUUCGAUUGCAUGCAGUGCUAUUUCCAGCAAAAUAUCUGAAGUAGCCGAUGCCGCGGAAUCUCUUGAUGCAGCCCUUAAUGGUGUUCAAAAAGCCUUGGAUGAUCUUGACGAUCAACAGUCCAACGAAAUGGAACCGAAAGCUGCUUCCAACCACAAUAGCAGUACAGAUGACCUAAACUGCAGCGUCCAAUCAACAGAAGAUGAAUCCUAUGCUUCAGCAUCUGAAUACAAUGGGACCAUGCAAUCAUCUCGAUCAUCCUCCUAUCACACGGCUUCCGAGCAUCGAACAUCCCCAUGGUGGGGUAUGGACAAAAGUUCUGUCGAUGAAUGCUCUGAAAUGAGUACAGAAACACCACCAACCCUCCAAACAUCCGGCAUCAUGUCAGGCAAUACAUCCUUCGAUAGCAGUGAAUUAAGUUUUCGAACUGUGCAUAAUUCUCCGGAGCCAACAUCCGAGAAAAGUGAAAAGGUGUCGGAAAAUCCAUUAGAAAUUAACAGUCAAAGUGAAGAAAAUAAUUUACCCGAGAAAAGUGUUAAAUUUAAGGAAAUGAAUGAUGAUGAUACUGACAAGAAUGACGAUAAAGCUACGCAAAGUAAUGAUGAUGGUCCAGUGCCAGAGGUGAGAGGAUCUAAAUCUGGGUCGAAAUUCAUCCAUUAUUAUGAGAACAUCAAUAUGUCCAAGCAAGCAAUCAAAACGUGUUUGUACUAUAUUUAUCGAAUGGGAUAUCAAGAGGACAAGAAACAUAUUUUGAUUAAGAUCUACUCUUUUACAAAAAUAAGGGAUCAAAUGAUUCCCGGAGUGCAUAAUGUACAAUGGUUACCCAGUCGUUACAGGAGCGCCAAGAUGAAUUCCUCGGCGUCCACGAUAUACCCGGAGUCCUUAGAGACGAACCGGGAAAGCGGAGGCGAAUCAUCCUUGUCGAAUGUGAAGUCCACCUCCAUAGGCUCCGUAGUCGUCAGAAGUGGUCCCAUCCAGAUGCUGAUAGCUCUGCUCCAGAGCGGUGACCUGUAUUUCAUAAAAGUCGUCGAAGUUCAGCCAAAACUCACAACUCUCGGUAAUAACAUAGACGAAGCCGUGGGCCAGCAGCGAGACCACGAUGAAUUGCUAAAACAGUUACAGAAUAUGCCAACACCUGUUGAAGAGUUUGUUCAAAAAGCCGAUAAACUUUUGGCCGCCAGAAAAGCUAAUCCACACGUACUAGAUGCCAUGGGACAGACAUUAAACAUAGCCUGGGAAGAUAUAUUGAAAUUAUUACAUGAUCGAAAGCACUUGCUCGAUUUAUGUGCGAAUUUCCACGAGAAAAUGGGGGCCUGUCGCGGAAAAAUGGCAUCUCUAGAAGUAGCAUGUAAGGAUACGAUGAUCCCGAUCGAAAUCGAGGCUGUACAAGAAUUUUUAAAUGUAUUCAAGCAGCUCAGAAUUGACGUUCUGACAGCAGUAAUGUCUGCCCUGAAAGAUGGUAAUGAAUUAUUGGCGCGGCUCCAAGAUAUGGCACAAUCUGGCACAUUAGAUUCGCGACCAGAUCAUGUCAGAAAAGAUGCAAUGCGUGCUAUCAAUCAAGUUCAACAAUGGCUUGAAGAGUUGCAUGACAGACGAAAUUCGUUGGAGGCUGCAUGGACCACAAGAAAGACACAACUUGAGCAAUGUUUGGCACUCGCAAUUUUAGCUAAAGAUCUCGAUGAAUUGGAGGCGGCACUGAUAAACCAGAGGAACAUGGUCUCUGGAGUAUAUAGUUUAGGCGAAUGCGAACACACAUCUAAUCAAUACCUGCGAGAAUAUAUCGGUUACAAACAAGAUGCCUUGCUUCUUCGAGACAAAGGAGUGAAAAUUACUCGCGCUACGGAAAAGCUGGUCGCAGGGGGUUGUUUCGCAGGAGAUGAAGCAUGUUCGCGAGCUUAUGCAGUCCUUAGCAGUUGUACAGAACACUUAGAGCAAGUUGACCAGAGAGAGCACUGGCUGCAUCAGUCAAAAGAUUUCUUCGGAAAAGCCGAGAAGACACUCAGCGUUCUGGAGCGCCUGGAAAUCGACCUGUCCACACUCAACAUUGCAUCUGAUUCUCCAGAAGCGUUCGCCAUGUAUGCGAAAAUUCUUAAUGAUCUGAAAGUACUGACUGAAGAGCCCCUCCGAUUGGGAUACGCAAUAUUAGAUGAAGUUGGACGUACCAAGCCCGAAACACAAGGCGUCAAAAGAGUCCUGGAUGAGAUUGAAAAUAGAAAGAUUUAUCUGGAAAAGAUAUGUUCGGCCAGUACUGAACAGCAAGUAAUGGUUACACAAGCUUUAACUGAAUUUAUGGAAGAAUACAAUCAACUCCUUUCGUGGUUGGUGUCUAUUGCCGAAGCAUUCCUGCAGUCAAACAAUUCACUUGGGAAGACACUGGAUCAAAGUAGGAGCUUCUUGCAUCUUCACCACAAGCUGAUGCAGGAUUUAGAGCGUAAAGGAGAAGAAAUCAACAUGCUUCUAACGAAAAUUAAAAAAUUCCUGAAUUCAUUGGAUGCCAAGCAGCGAUACGAUGUCGACACCAAGGUUGAAUCCUUACAAAAACACUGGAUAGAGAUAAAAGAUUAUGUUUUCAAACGAUACGAUUUGGUAUCAAUUUACAUAGAAUUCUUGGAAAAGGCUGAAAAACUCUCAGAAAUGUUUGAAUACGUCGAAAAGAAAUUGAAAGAAACACCAGAGGAACAAAAACUGACACAACUCGAAAGCGUAUGGGGUGAUAUUAAAGGAGCUUAUGGAAAUCUAAAGGCAAUUGGCCUAAGAUUUUUGAAUGUAAAAGUCGCGGACCCAUAUCUUGAGACAAAAACUGCGUGUUCACAUGUCGAAGAGAUUUUGAACAGUUUCAGUAAUCGUCAGUUCGAUAUAACCAGCAGCUGGGAAAAGUGGACGACAAAUAUCAUUGAAAAGCGCGAAGUUGAGAUUUUGUGGGAGAAAAUCAUGAAUGAAAAUAUUGAGAUACUAAAUCAGGCGACAAAACUCGAUGCACAACUGUACCCUGUCUUGACACCAGCGUCCAACGAUCCUGGUGACCUGCUCGAUCACACCAGGCGAAAGCUGAACGACGUGCUCCAAGACAUCGAACGGGCUCAAAAUGAGGUCCUUGAACGCAUUAACACCACUUCCAGCCUACAAACGAAUAAUACCGAAAUGGUUCAGAAAAUAGAACAAGUUGUAUCGAAUCUCAAACUAAUCAAGAACAAACUGGAGAAUGUGAAAGAUGACUACAGAACCCUUCUGGAACAAAUUAUCAAUUUUCUGGAUAACAUCAUUGCAGUUCGCCAAGCAAUCGAAAGAUAUUUCGAAGAAAAACAAAUAGUGUCCGGCGAUCGUGCGAAAAUUAAUCGUGACUUGGCCGAUCAUAAUGGUUUCCGUGAAAGCAUUAUGGAUAAAUUUAGAUUGCUGAACACACAAUGUGAGAAGCUGAUCGAACGUGUCCGCGUCUUGGAACCUCUAGGAGCCCGCGAACAUGAUGCAGAUCGCAUCAUAUCGUUGUUGGAGCAGCUACGUAUCGUCUUUGAAAACAACUACACCCGGAAAAUGUCAGACUUGGAAAAGUCGCAGAGACUCGCGAAAUUCAAUGAGGAAAUUAACGAGAUCAAUAGUAACUUGACCAAAGUGGGAAAGCAGUUGGACGAUAUCAAGGAACAACAGAUAGAUAACUCGGCAUCAGCUAAAACAACAUCGCUAGCGUUUGAGUACUUCGAACGAACGAUAGAGCUAUUGGAAAAACGAAUCGAAGAAUUUAUUAGAACAACAGAAAGUAUUUAUGCGACAUAUCCUGAAGCCAAAGAUGAAAUUGUUGGUGAAGUGGAAAUAUUACGUGAAAGGUGGACAACCUUUAAGGAUCAAGUGCGAUCAACGAGAUCAUUCUUGAAUGCAAGCUGUGAAUAUUUCAAAUAUUUGGAGGAGAUCAAUGAUGAAUACCGAGCUAUUCAUACAUUCUACAUCAAUACCUCCAACCGUAUACCAUAUCUUCAAAGUCCUGUGGAAACAUCAAACCUCGUCAAUGAUAUUGAAAAGUAUGUCAGCAGCCAUGAAGAGCCACAAAUGAAACGAUUGGAAAAUCUGAAAAACAGGUUCAGCGAUUUGCCUGGGAAAAAUCAGAUAACGACAAAGCAUUACGAACAGAACGUUGCGCUUUUCAAUUCCUUCAUCAAACUAAAAUCCGAUCUUAAUGUUGUCCUCGAGCGCCUGAAGAAUGAGGAACGAGAAAGAGAACAAAGGACUCGUGAAGAAAAAGAAAGGCUUGAACGUCUACAAAGGGAACUGGAGGAGAAAGAAAGGCUCAGAAAAGAACUGGAAGAACAAGAACGCCGCCGAAGGGAAAUCGAGGAGAAAGAAAGGCUUGAAAGACUCCAGCGCGAACUUGAAGAAAAAGAACGAUUGCGCAGGGAACUCGAAGAACAGGAGAGACAACGACGAGCUCUUGAAGAAGAGGAACGCCUUCGAAGAGAAUUCGAGGAAAAAGAGCGGCUACGCUUACAGCUAGAAGAAAAAGAACGAUUGCGAAAGGAGCUUGAAGAACAGGAACGUCGACGACGCGAUCUCGAAGAACAAGAACGAAUACGCAGGGAAUUCGAAGAGAAAGAGCGUCUUCAAAGAGAACUCGAAGAAAAAGAACGUCAACGUAGAGAACGCGAGGAGGAGGAACGUCGACGUCAGUAUCUUGCAGAACAAGAAGCCUUACGGAGGAAGAUCGAGGAAGAGGAGCGCUUGCUGAAACAACAUGAAGAGCAGGAGAGACUCCGAAGAGAGCGUGAGGAACAGGAUCGCAUCCGACGACAAGCUGAAGAGCAAGAACAACUUCGAAGACACAUUGAAGAACAGGCAAUCAUCAAAAGGCAAAUUGAAGAAAACCAAAGAAUUCAACAACAAAUCGAGGAAUCCCAACGGAAAAUUACUCAAAUCCAAACAAAAACUGAAAUCAAUGAGAUUCUCAAAACUGAGAUCAAAUAUUCUUCCCCAAUUUUCAUAAGACCACUCCAGGACAUCACAAUUCGGGAAGGUGAAAGAAUCACACUUCACUGCCAAGUGGUAGGCAGUCCUGAGCCUACAGUGGAGUGGUUCAAAGAUGGCAUUUCAAUACAAAACAAUCCAGAUUACCGAACCACCAACGAACAUGGCUUCUGCACUCUCUCAAUUGACGAAACAUUCACUGAAGACUCUGCAAGAUUCGUAUGCCGUGCCUCAAAUUUAGUUGGGACCGCAGAAACAACUGCAACCCUUUCUGUCAAAGAGCAAUACCAGCAAGUUAAUGACGGAAUGGUGCGCCCUACUAUCAUCAAAUAUUUAGAAGAUGCUGUAGCUCGCGAAGGAUCAACUUAUCAAUUCAAUUGUGUUGUGGCUGGAAACCCAUUGCCAACCGUACAAUGGUUCAAGGAUAACGUAUGCAUUGAUGAUUCCCAAUAUUAUCUGAUCACCUAUAACAAUGGUGAAGCUACCUUGAAGUUUGAAGAGGUAUUUCUUGAAGAUCAAGCGACUUAUACCUGUAAAGCAAGCAAUCCAGCUGGAUCUGCGGAAUGUUCGGCGAAACUAAUUGUUGAUCCUUUGGAACCCACAGAGCUGCCCAGCUUCAUUGUACCAUUGUCAAACGCAAUGGCCCGCGUUGGACAGAAGAUCAAGCUAGAGUGCGUUGUUGCUGGUAUACCAGCUCCCGAGAUCUUUUGGUUGCACAAUGGAAAACCCUACGUUGGACGCGAAGUGAAAUACGAAGGCGAUCGUGCUACGUUAAUUAUCCCCGAAGCGUAUCCAAAAGACGCUGGUGUAUACCUGGUUACCGCGAAAAAUAUAGCUGGCGAAGCGUACAGUACGUGUAACGUGAGUGUUAAGGGUCGUCUACCAAAUGAAACAUCCGAUUCGGAAAUGGCAAGUGAUAUGGAACCCAUCAAGCCUUCAGUGCAGCUUUCUUUGAAGGAUGUAUCUGUUUUCGAAGGGAAAUCUGUAAGAUUGGAUUGUGUGAUUGUCGGACAACCAGAGCCUGAAGUGAUUUGGUAUCACAAUGAUCGUCCUGUGAAAGAAUCUGCCGACGUUCAGUUGCUUUUCCAAGGUGAUCGGUGCUCGUUGGUUAUUCAGGAAGCCUAUCUGGAAGAUGCUGGAGCCUACAAGGUGGUGGCAAUUAACUCAGCAGGAGAGGCUUCAAGCAGCUGUAAUUUAUCUGUAACCCCUCUUAAUAUAGCCGAGCACGCAACACGUACUCAAGUUGAAAGACUAAUCCCUGUUGAGUCACCACCGAAGUUCGAAAAAUUCUUAACAGAUGUGCUUGCCAACGAAGGUGAAACUGUCGAACUAGAGUGCUCAGUCAUCGGUGACUCGCCCCUCACUGCCAAAUGGUAUCUGAACAACAGAGAACUAUACGAAACUGAUCGCAUCAAAAGCAAAUGUGAGCCAGGAGGUGUGUUCAAAUUAAUCAUUUCAAAUGUGAAUGCUGACGACAAAGGUGUCUACACAGUGAAAGUGUCCAACUCAUCAGGUGAUGCAAAAUGUUUCUCACACUUAAUUGUGAAGAGUGUCAAUGCUCCAGACAGUCAGCAGCGACCACCUCAACUCGAACCUGAAGAAAAGUUCAUCUGCCCAACGUUCAAAGAGCUAUUUUCAGAUCGAAAUGCUCAUCUCGAUGACACGGUUAAGUUCGAAUGUAUCGUAGUGGGAAAACCCACACCGAAAAUUCGUUGGUAUUUCAACGAUCUGCCCGUUCACGGAAAACAUUUCUUGGUGUCGACGAGUGGUGAUCGUCAGGUACUUACUGUACAAGCAGCGUGUCCAGAAACUGUGGGAAAAAUUGCCUGUAUUGCGGAAAACGAAAUCGGGAAAGCAACUUGCGUCGCAAAUCUUGGACUAAUCGGUCAACCAGUCGGUGUCCAACAGCAACAACCAUCCUCAAGAGCGAAUGUUCAAAGCAUCACCGAAGAGCAUAAUACGGAUUCAUCCCUCGUUACCAUCAAAAAACAAAUGUUCACAACAACCUCAACAUCUCAGAUUAGCACCGUCCAAAACGGUCUUCCCCAAACUCAACUGCACGAGACAGUCCAAAGGGUUGACAAAGACUUCAAACAAUUUGGCGAACAAAAACCAGAAAUUGUUGAGUCCCAUCAAUAUCAGGAGUUCAGAACCAAAGACUCUGCACCGGUGGCCAUUCAACAGAAGUCAAUUGUGGUAGUGCAAAAAUCAGGUGAUGAAAUGGAACCACCCCCACACAAAAUUGUCAGGAAACAGAUUGCCCCCCGAUUUAUGAGUCCAUUGGUCGGGAAAAUUGUGGAUCAAGGUGCAGACGUUCACUUGGAAGCUAUAUAUGAUGGAUUCCCCUCGCCCGAGAUUAAAGUUCAAAAGAACGGUGAGGACCUUUUCGACACAGACAGGGUGAAGAUUCUCAAGGAAUUGAAUAAAGUUAAAAUCAAUUUGAGCGGGGUUGGAGUACGAGAUGCUGGACGAUAUUCAAUUACCGUCACAAAUGCAGCUGGCAGCUCGACAAGCACAGCGGAUGUGGUCGUCAAAAAAACUAUUUUCCCGCCAGUAUUUGGUCAUCGACUUCAAGCGCAAGUUGCAAAACGUGGUGAACGUGUCAUCAUGGAUGUAGAAGUCACAGGAACACCAGAUCCAACGAUAACCUGGUAUAAGGAUAACAAACCUCUGAAGGAAGUAAUGAGAUCCCCGUAUAAACUUAAAGAUGAAGGAAACAGCCACACGCUCGUAAUCGAAAAAGUUCAAACAGCUGAUUCUGGAAAGUACAUGGUGAAGGCGACCAAUGCAGGGGGUGAAGCUCAAAGUAUUGCUGACUUUGCUGUUCUUGAGCCAACCCCAGAAAGAAUGGUUGAAGUUGUUAAAACAGUUGUCUAUGAUGACAUGAAGGAUUUCAAACAAGAGACAUCAAAACCCGAGUCUAGUUCUUUUCACACGAAAAGUGUUGAAACAUCAACAAAGAGUGACUCGCAUGGAUCUAGUGAAUCAACGAUUAUAACAGAACAUCGUUGCACAACUGAGGCCACAAUGCGAAUGGAGCACAAACCUUCAUUCUUAGAUCUCCCAGUACUAUCAAAACCGGUCCCGAAACCUCCAACUAGCGACCAUGAGUCCAAAUCGGUCUCAGUCAACACAGAUAUAGUGCAGUCAAAGUUUGGCACAACGCAAACUAUGCCUCAACCACCACCAAAGUCAACAGAUGAAAGUAGUUCUAUCGAAACUUCAUCAAUAACGAAAAAAUCAGCUUUUGAAUACUUCAAAAGUAUACAAAGUGAACCAGUUCCGGUAACUGAAGAGAAGUACACAAGGUUUGAAGACAUUAAAAAACCAUCUUCGUUACCUCCUGCACAUCCUAUCAAACCGACUCCUCCACCAGAAAGACCACCUACCAUGAAGGAGAAUUUGCCGAAAUUUGAUCUAACUCCAGGAGCUCCACCGGAAUAUGGAUUCAUUCCAAAACCUGAAACUGUCAAGACUAUAGAUCAUUUGACAGAUAGGAUCAAGAAGUUGGAAGAAUCUCAGAAGACCAAUAUAGAUGUUCCUAGUGGUGGAAUCAAAACUCUUCCUGAAAUUAACAGGCGUGAAGAGCAUACAAUGUACUCGAAGGAAUCCACUUAUGAGUUUAGUUCAGCCCCAAUUUAUCGCCCUCAAGCGGCUCUCCCUACUCCCACAAUAUCAGGUGAUCGUUCACCAUCACCAAAACCAUCUGCUGAAGGUGUUGCUAUGGAAAAGUUGUGGGCAUCACCGAAACCAUUUGAAAAUGAGAAAAUCCAUUUGGAACGAGAUCAGGAUUCACAAGGACGAAAGCAGUUCUCUUGUACUGAGUCUGAUAACGAGUAUCAACAUACUGAGGAGAGUAUGCGAAGCAGCUCGAUCAAAGAAACAAAACAAAUAUUCGAGGAAAAAAUUAAGCAAGCAUCCAAAGAGGAAGAACUUAAAGCUCCGGCUUUAGUUAAACAAUACUGUCCACCCCCACCAGAGCCACCAAAACCUAUACCAGAAACAUUGUUGGACAUUAAAUUGGAGCCUGGUCCACCACCAGAAAUAUGUUACGCACCAAAACCAGUGCUAGAACGCAAGCAAUCUCUUGUUGAAACCAUCGAACAAAAACUAGAAAAGGAUCUUGAAAAGGAGCCGGCCAAAGUUCUACCUCAUUCGGUACGCAUUAUACCUCCCCCCAAACGUGAAGUUCCCCCGCCAUUACCCCCCAAAGAUUUCGAUAGUCCCAUCCCGACAACCACAGAAAAACGUUUCGAGGAAGUCAAAUUCCAAUCUGAAGUUCAUCGUGUAUCUAAACCUCCCCCACCCACAGUCCCUCCCAAAUUAGCUAAAGGUGAAUAUUAUGAAAGCGAUUACGAAAGCGACAAAUGGAAGUUUAGUGAAAGCGAAUCAGAUGAGCCCGCCUACCGUUCAGUUAAACCUCCACAAUUCACAUCACAUCCCCCAUCAGCAGUAAGUCAUGUACCAAAACCAUUUGUAUCUGGAAUUCAACCACAACCAGUUGCUUGUGAGAUUCCCAAGCCCAAGCCGAUAAGUGGUUAUAUUGCCGACACAGAGGAGUCUGCAUAUCGCAAAUCUGAAUAUCAUCAGUCAUCAUCCGUACAAACUAGCAAAAAAAUGUAUGAAUCAUAUCAGCAACAAUCGGAACCCUUGCCUGCAAAAUUCUAUAGACAUCAUCAAAUUCGAAGCUCCUAUCCUGAUGAACCAGUCCAAAUGUUUCCGAAGGAUUAUUCCGCAUCAUCGUUCACCAGAAACAUAUCAAUGACAACGAAAAAUUUGAAAGAAGUAAAAGAAGAAGAACCCCAACUAGAACCGUUCCCAUUCAAGCCAGACCCUCCACGACCGAGACCUGCCAAAGUACCACCACCACCUAGUCCGUCCAAAUUCAUUAAAGGGGAAUUUCGUGAAAGCGACUACGGUAGCGACUAUGAAGAAAAGAUUCCACCCAUUUGGAAACCAUACGAUUCAGAUUCAUCGGAACCGAAAGGGUAUCGGCCCAUUCGUCCUCUACUAACACCAACUGGUAGACGAUCUGCCCAGUCAGCUAGCGGUGAAUCACCAAUCCCGCCAACACAAUUCGAUAAUCCUCCCAAAUUUGACGGACCCCCACGUCCAAAGUUUGAGCCAAUUAAGAAUGAACAGCCAGUCACCAGUCAACCCCAGUCACAAGUUUAUAAACCAAAACCAGUUCAAGCGAGGUUCGUUCCAACUCAACAGCAGCCAACACCGCAACAACGUCCUAAUUAUACCACACAAUACUAUACCGCCAUAGCUGGUACUCCACUUCACAAUGCCUCGAUGGCCACAGAAACUAGAAAAACUGUGCAAAUGAGAGAAUCUAAUGAAACGUGCAAUCGUGUAGUGAACAUGUCACAAACCCAUCGUGUUAUCCAUUUCGACAACAAGAAAUCUAGUCAAGAACCUCCAUUGGAACCCUUCCCAUACACGGCGAGUCCAACAUUUACUUCACCAAGACCGCGAGUACAACUGCCAACACCUACCAAAUUCGUUCCCGGUGAAUUUCGUGAUAGCGACUUUGAAAAUGAAGUCGAUAACGUCCGCAUUCGUCCCGUUUGGACACCAAAUCCCUCCGACUCAGAGGAACCCCAGUAUCGUCGAGUGAAUCCACCUCGUCCAUCACGAUCGUCUAGUCUGCCAAGAACCUAUGGGCGUGUCCUAACUCCAAUGGAAUUCGAUACAUAUCCUCCUGAAAUGCCAGGCAAAAGCCCAACUGAAUCGGCUCAGUCCUACUAUACCAAUCAGUCCUUCAAGUCGAAUACUAUGCAAAAUUACUCCACACAAAGGACAUACGAAACACGAACAACUCGGGACGAUAUGAAUCUCAAAGUAGGCUCGCCCCCCAAAUACAACUAUACAAGUCAAGUGAAUCAUCAAAUGAAGGAUUUCGGAUCGACACUUCGAUCUAAAUCCAACAAAUUCGUGGAGAGUAUUUCCAAUGACCUCAAGAGCACUCAUUCAGUUCGACCAGGAUUCAAGCGUGCCCCAAGUGAAGGUGACAAUAAGCCACAGGCAUAUCGCGAGGAAAGUCGUGUGUCACAAUACGGCACUAAACACAUCGAUCCCGACACUGGGUUGGUCUAUUUCAAAUAUGACUUUGGCUAUGAAUUUGGCAUAAUCUUUCCUGGUGAAGGCAAAAAGAUAAUUGGUGGUUCACAAAGUAAAUCAUUAAACGAAUCCUUCGGUUCUAAGGCCGCAGCGAUACGUAAUCUCAAAGGUGACAUAGUAAUACCUGUUCAACAUGAGCGCACCUCAUCAUCGCGUAGUGUCAGUCGUCAAAAUGGAUUCACAUCGGAGGGUGAAUUCUCCGAACCUGAAUAUGAUGGGCAUGCAAAGAAACGCUUCAGUUUGCCCCUCGAUAUCAAUGUUGACCGUUUACAUGCAUCUGACGCGAAUAACUUGAUUUCACGAAAACCAGUGGCGGAAAAUAAUUCGACGGUACCAGUGAAUGCACAUUUGCUACGCGAAGAUCGUCCUAAACGACCACCGAUUUUCAUAACACCACUAAAAGAUAUUGCGGUUGUUAUGGGCCAAACAGCUCGAUUUGAAUGUAUUGUCCAAUGUGAUCCACAUCCCCAGAUUACAUGGGCAAAGAAUGGUUUUCCACUUCAGCCCAGUAACAAACAUGUUAUAGAAUUCCGCAAUGGUGUUUGUCGUUUAACAAUACCAGAAGCUUAUCCAGAUGAUGCUGCAACCUAUACUUGCCAAGGAGUAAACGAAUUAGGAUCAGCAACAACAUCAGCGGAUCUACUAGUUCCUGGAAAUAAAUGCGGUAUUCGAUAUUAUGAUGCGACCCACGAAGAUCAGGAAAAGAAGAUGACCUUUACAACAGUUCAUUUGGAGCCAGUACAGCGUAAAUUGCAAGCGAAUGUAAUCAAUACGACACAGAAAUGGGAAACCACAGUCGAGUCAUGUUACAUAAUGCAUCGACAAAAUUCAAAUCCGAACCCGUCACAGGGUACGGUUCAAAAUGCCUCUCAGCAAUUCAUCAGCCAGGAACAAUACCAACAACAACAACAGUUCCAGCAACAGCAGCAAAUCCAGCAGCAAAGGAUUAGCCGCACUGAGCACCAUGUGCGGAGUCAAGUUACGACCCAGCAAAGAGUUCAUGGUGUACAAGGACAAGGUGGUAUGAUCCAAAUGCAACCGCAAACACACAUAUAUCAACAAGGAGAUAUAAGUCCACCUGUAUUUGAACGAAUUUUCAAAAAUGCACGGUUUGCACAGGGUGGAAAUGCUCUAUUCGAAGGACGACUUCGAGGCAAUCCCAAACCAGUGGUAAACUGGACUCGAAAAGGCGCACCACUUCUCGAGUCACAGAAGUACCAUAUGAGUUACAAUGAAACAACUGGAGAUAUUUCCUUGUUAAUCAAUCAAAUUGGACCAGGAGAUGAAGGCGAAUAUACUUGCACUGCUCGCAAUCAAUAUGGCGAGGCCAUCUGCUCCGUCUUCAUUCAACCUGAAGGGCAACCUAUGCCACAAAUACAACCGAUACCACAAUAUGAUAAAUCUUUGUACACAAAUGGAUACUCUUACACAUCUGUCGAGGAGGAAUUCCGUGUAGACACAUUUGAAUAUCGUCUAUUGCGCGAAGUUUCUUAUCGUGAAUCGAUCACGCGUCGUUCAUCAUACGAAUCAGAUUUCAAACUUAGUACUGAAAUAGAUCGUAGCUUAGGACCAGCUCAUCCACCACAAAUACAGACGAAACAACGAAAUACAAAACUUAUUGAAGGUUCAGAUGCUCUAUUCACAGCCAAGGUAUCUUCGAACCCACGCCCACGCUUGACAUGGUUCCAUAAUGGGCAACGUAUCAUCCCAUCUAGUAAACAUGAUAUUAGCUACUCGAAUAAUAUGGCAACGCUGCGCGUCCGCAAUGCCAAUUCUCAGGAUGCAGGACAUUACACAAUGCUAGCAGAAAACACCCAAGGAUGUGUGGUUUCUUCAGCAGUGCUAGCUGUUGAGCCAGCACAGGAAGUUCCUGGUCAUGAACCACGACCAGUUGACACAACCGCUGAACAGGCCGAAGCUGGCAAGGCUCUCCCACCGGUAUUUACCAAAGCCUUCCAGGAUCGGGAAGCGACCGAAUCAAAAAUGGCGCGCUUCGAUUGUCGCGUCACAGGUCGUCCAUACCCAGAAGUCAUCUGGCUUAUCAACGGUCGUCAAAUUCAUGACGAUGCUACCCAUAAGAUCCUUGUCAACGAAACAGGUAGUCAUUCUCUUAUGAUCACCAACGUUAGCCGCAACGAUGCAGGCGCAAUACAAUGUUUAGCUAGAAAUAAAGCAGGCGACGCCGCCAUCCAAGCUAAUCUAACAGUUUUGGAAAAGGAGCAAAUUGUAGCGCCCAAAUUCGUACAACGCUUCACCACGGUUAACGUUAGAGAAGGUGAGCCUGUCACGCUUUCGGCCCGGGCUGUUGGAACACCAAUCCCAAGAAUUACUUGGCAGAAGGAUGGAGUGCAAAUCUCAUCCAGCAAUGAUGUUUACAUUGGAGUAGAUGGUGGCGCGACUGCCCUAGAAAUUCCAAGGGCUCGUGCCUCCGAUUCGGGAUGGUAUCAGUGUACAGCACAGAACGUAGCCGGAUCGACUGCUACCCGUGCUCGCCUCCACGUCGAGACUCCGAAAACACCGGUUCAGGAACAAAGACGUCUUCACUUCCCCCGACCAACUAAAAUUAUCGAACCAGAACCUGCCCCAGGACCAGAAAUUAUUUAUCUGCGUCAUGUAGAACGCGCUAAACCACACUUGCGUCCAGGCGAAGAAGAUCGUGUCUAUCCUCCACCACAGUUCAUUAUCCCAUUGAGAGAUGUGAAUCAAUAUGAAGGUGGAAAGAUCCACCUGGAAGCUCGUAUUGAACCAGUUGGAGAUCCUUCUAUGGUUGUUGAGUGGUUCUUCAAUGGGAAACCAAUGAGAGCAAGUUCCCGAGUCACUUCGAUUUUCAAAUUUGGCUUCAUUGCACUUGAUAUGAUUGGCACGAUCACCGAGGAUAGUGGUGAAUACGUUUGUCGCGUAUCAAACGCCAAGGGUGUUGCAGAGUCACGUUCAAUCGUGAACAUCAUACAACGUGAAUCCAUUGAAAAAUCUUCUCAACACCCCGAGAGCUUGCAAUAUAUUCAGCAGCUGGAGGACUAUUCAAAAUACCAGCGCCAAGAGAGCAUGGAGGAAUCAACCAAUCAAAAACCAGUCUUCAUUCGCCCACUCCAAGAUCAGGGUGAACUUGAAGAAGGACGUAAUGCUCAUUUCGAGGCUCAACUUACACCAGUCAGCGAUCCAACAAUGCGUGUUGAAUGGUACAAAGAUGGUCGCCCAAUAACAGCUAGUUCGCGAAUCACUGCAAUCUUCAACUUCGGCUAUGUCUCCCUUAACAUCCUGCACCUACGGGCUGAAGAUGCUGGUUCGUACACUGUUCGAGCUGUUAAUCGACUUGGCGAAGCGAUAAGUACCGCGACAAUGCGCAUCAGAAUUAAGAGCACUGUCACUGGUGAUUUAGAGAUCCCAGAACAACAACGUUACAUUGAGAAAGUUGAAGAGCUUGAAGCCUAUCAAAAGUCACAGCGAGGCAAAUACGUCCAGGAGAUUCCUGAAAGCACUCAACCUCCUGAGUUCAAAACACCAAUCAAAGAUCAACUGAACAUUAAGGAAGGUGGUUAUGCCCACUUUGAAGCUCGCUUGGAACCAGUUGGUGAUACCACCAUGCGUAUUGAAUGGCUAAAGGACGGACGUCCACUUGAAGCCAGCUCCCGAAGCACAACAUUCUUUAACUUCGGAUACGUGGCACUUACUAUUAAACAAGUCACUAUCCACGAUGUUGGUGUAUAUUCGUGCCGUGCCUACAAUGCAAUGGGGCAGGCGACGACAAGUGCUAAUUUGAGCGUUGUCACAAAGAAGGAUAUCCAAUACGAUUCACAACAUCCAGGAGGAUUGCAGAAGAUUCACCACUUGGAGGAUACGUCACGAUACACCAAAUCAACGGAGGAAGAAACGCGCGUUACCCAGAAACCUCGGUUCUUGGGACCAAUGAAGGGAACUAAUCGUAUCCUGGAAGGCCAACGUGCUCACUUUGAAGCACGUGUCGAACCCCAGAAUGAUCUUACAAUGAAGAUUGAAUGGUAUCAUAAUGGACAACCAAUCAUGCCAGCGAACCGUAUCCAAACUUACUACGAUUUCGGAUACGUAGCACUUGAUAUCUCAGCCGUUCGCGCUGAAGACGCUGGCCAAUAUACAGUUGUAGCUAGAAACAGUUUGGGUGAAGCACAGUUGUCUGCAACGAUGAUAGUAGAAACUCGUUCUAGCAUAGAUACCUCUAGCAUGCAUAGAGGUACCUACGAAAAAACCCGAAAACUGGAAGACUCGAAAUUUGUCGAGCCGCAAUAUGAUAUUGAGGAAAUUUCAAAAUCAAAACCAAUAUUUGUCGUACCCCUUUCGGAUCCUCAACCAAUGCAUGAAGGAAGAAACAUCCACUUGGAAUGCAGAUUAGAACCAAUGGGCGAUCCAACCAUGCGUGUCGAAUGGUUCCACAAUGGUCGUCCAAUCACAGUCGGAUCAAGGUUCCGCACUUACUAUGAUUUCGGAUUUGUCGCUUUAGACAUCAUCCAAACCACCGCAUUAGAUUCAGGAGAAUACACAGUUCGCGCAACCAAUCACUUGGGAUCUGCCCAUACUUCGGCUUGUGUUCGCAUAAUUAGCCGCUCAGACGUAGUUACUGAAACCCAAAACGAACAAUCUAUGGAACAGAUCCAAAUGUUGGAAGACUCAAGCAGACGUCGCCAACAGGUUACUGAGGACAUCACUGUCAUGCAAGCACCUCAGUUUACUCGACCUCUACAUAAUAUUGAAACGGUUGAAGGGACAAACGUUCAUCUUGAAUGCCGUUUGCAACCAGUAGGUGAUCCUACAAUGAGAAUUGAAUGGUUGGUCAACGGUAAUCCCGUGAAAACUGGACAUCGCUUCCGACCUGCUUAUGAGUUCGACUAUGUAGCUCUAGAUUUGCUUGGCGUUUACGCUGCAGAUUCAGGUGUCUACACCUGUCAAGCAAUGAAUCAACUUGGCGAAGCCGUAACAUCAUGCUCAGUACGUAUCAUUGCCAAGAAGGACCUUAUCCUUGAGACCCAACACCCAUCGGGUCUGGAAAAAAUUCAAUAUCUGGAAGAUACCUCCCGUUAUAAGCGAACUGAAUUUGUAGAUGAGCUUGUUAAUAUCAAGCCUAGAUUUUUAACUCAUCCAAAAAGUCUAACCAACAUGCGGGAGGGUAGACACGCCCACUUUGAGUGCAAGAUUGAACCAGUUACAGAUUCUAAUCUGAAGGUAGAAUGGUACAAAAAUGGCCACCCAAUCACCGUCGGUCACCGAUUCAGACCAAUUCAUGAUUUCGGAUAUGUAGCUCUGGAUAUAAUCGACUUGAUUGCUGAGGACUCCGGUACUUACACCUGCCGUGCCGUCAAUCUCGUUGGAUCGGACGAAACUAGCUGCGACCUUGUUUGCCGAAGUGGUGAACAAAUCUUAACAGUUACUCAAAACGAAGCCGGUCUAGAGCAGAUCCAUUAUCUAGAAGACAAAUCGAAGUAUCGACGCAUCGAAGAAAUUGAUGAAACUACCAAGCAAGCGCCAAUUUUCACCACAUCGUUGAAAAAUGUUGAAAUCAAAGAAGGUCAACGUGCCCACUUCGAAUGUCGCCUGAUUCCAGUGUCAGAUCCAACUAUGAAAGUCGAAUGGUAUCAUAACAACGCCCCACUUAAAUCGGGCUCGCGUUUCACUGAAACAAACAACUUUGGAUUUGUAGCCUUGGACAUAAUGUCGUGCCUACCAGAAGAUGCAGGCACGUAUACUUGCCGUGCACUGAACGCAUUAGGAGAAGCUGUAACAUCAGCUAUUGCAGUAGUACAUACCAAAAAAUCCAUCUAUCUGGAAUCCCAGCACGAAAGUGCUCUCCAAAGCUUACAUCGUUUGGAAGAUACUUCCAGAUACCAACGCGAAAGUGUUCAAGAAGAAAUUAUUACUCAAGCUCCAGUCUUUACCAUGCCAGUACGCGACAUCAAAGUCGCUGAGAAUCAAGCCGUUCAUUUUGAAGCUCGGUUGAUCCCAGUCGGAGAUCCCAAACUCAAAGUUGAAUGGCUACGAAAUGGUGUACCAAUUCAGGCAUCGAAUCGUGUCACAACAAUGCAUGACUUCGGCUAUGUUGCCUUGAAUAUGAAAUACGUGAACCCAGAAGAUUCCGGAACUUACACUUGCCGAGCCAUCAAUGAAUUGGGUCAAGCUGUAACCUCCGCCGCCUUGAUUGUCCAAUCUAAGGCAGCCUUGCAGCUUGAAACGCAACACGAGACAGCUUUGCAGAAAAUCCAUCAACUCGAAGAUCAUACUCGCUAUCAACGGCGAGAAGAAGAGGAAUUAGAGGUCACGCAACCACCUCGCUUCAUCACCCAAUUGACAGGUCCUACAAAUCUUGUAGAAGGUCAAAGCGCGCAUUACGAAUGCCGUAUUGAACCAUAUCCUGAUCCAAACCUUAAGGUUGAAUGGUUCCAUAAUGGAAAGCCCCUCACUACGGGACACAGGUUCCGCACGUCAUAUGACUUCGGCUUUGCAGCCUUGGAUGUUCUUACCGUCUACGGCGAAGAUAGCGGCGAAUACACUUGCCGCGUAACAAACCGUAUUGGACAAGCUCAAUCUUCGAUUCGUUUGAAUGUCCAAACUAGAUCAGGAAUUGUUCACGAUACUUUACAUGAAGGAGCUAUGGAAAAACUUAGCUAUCUUGAAGAUGAAUCUCGCUUCAAGCGAAAGCCUGAGGAAGACCAAUACAUCGCAGAACGACCCCAAUUUGGCAGACCACUUCGUAAUGCUGCCGCUCCAGAAGGACAACCAAUUCACUUGGAGGCAACUCUUACGCCAGUUAAUGACCCAACUAUGCGCGUAGAAUGGUAUUGCAAUGGACGCCCAAUCCAAACUGGACACCGUUUCAAGACAACCUACGACUUCGGUUUUGUGGCUCUUGAUAUUUUGUACGCCCACGCUGAAGACACUGGCACGUACAUGUGCAAAGCAAAGAACGCUGUAGGCGAAGCUGUGACAACAUGCGCAGUAAAUGUUUCAGCCAACGCUGGGUUGUAUUUGGACACAUUGGACGAACAACGAUUGCAGAAGAUUCGACAAUUAGAAAGCUAUGAACGGCCAAAAUCACCUGAAAAGGAAGUCCCUGGUCAAAAGCCUGUGUUCUUGACCCCAUUGACAAGCUUGGAACACUUGAAGGAAGGUGACCACGCCCAUCUUGAAUGUCGCGUAGAACCCAUCAAUGAUCCUAAUUUGAAGAUCGAAUGGUUCGUCAAUGGAAAAGCUAUCCGUGCAGGACAUCGUUUCAGGACAACACAUGAUUUCGGAUACGUUGCUCUGGAUGUACUUUACGUGUACGGCGAAGAUACAGGAACGUACAUGUGCCGGGCAACUAACCUUCUUGGUGAAGCUGUCAACACUUGCAACAUUCGUUGCUUGAAUAGGCGCAGUAUCAUCCUCGAUACACAACAUCCAGAUGGUCUUGAGAAGAUUCAAAAACUUGAAGCUAAAGCUGCACCAGCUCGUGCUGAACCACAAGAUCAGCCAAUCAGUCCACCCAGCUUUAUCACUGAACUCCGUGGAACCACUGAAAUUUAUGAAGGUGAAACCGCUCACUUUGAAGCUCAAGUCACACCCGUUCAUGAUCCAAACUUACGCAUCGAAUUCUAUCAUAAUGGAAAGCCAUUGCCUUCGGCCGCUCGUUUCCAUAUCACGUUUGACUUCGGAUACGUUGCACUUGAUAUCACACAUGCCGUACCCGAAGAUGCUGGCGAGUAUUCUGUCCGUGCUGUAAAUGCUCUUGGACAAUGCGUCUCAUCAAUCAACUUGAGAGUGAUUGCCAAGGGCAGCAUCAUUUCCGAACCUCAACAUCCUGAAGGUUUAGAGAAGAUCAGACAAUUGGAACAAGCUCAACCUCAUAGGCGACCUGAAGUUGCCGAACCAAUCACUCGACAACGACCAGUGUUCACACAACCGCUUCAAAAUAUUGACUACAUUGCAGAAGGACAGACUGCGCACUUUGAGUGCAGAUUGAUCCCUGUUGGUGAUCCAACACUUAAGGUUGAAUGGUUCCGAAAUGAGAAACCAAUUGAGGAUAGCUCACGUAUUACCAAACAACAUGAGUUCGGAUAUGUAUCCAUGGAUAUUCAACACAUCCGCGAAGAAGACGAAGGAGUCUACAUGUGCCGCGCAACUAAUCCACUUGGUGAAGCUGUAACCACAGCUUCAAUGCGUGUAGUGACCAAGGCAAGCAUUCAAUUAGAUACCCAACAUCCAGAAGGUAUGCGUAGGAUUCAACAGCUAGAAGCUCCUACCGCACCUCGUCCAGAAGAACCUGAACGCGAAUUCGGAAAACCAGUAUUUACUCAACUUCUCACUGGACCAUCAGAACUAUGGGAAGGUCAGCACGCCCACUUCGAGGCACGCGUAGUCCCAGUUGGAGAUCCAACUAUGCGUUUCGAAUGGUAUGUAAACGGAGUAGAAUUGAAAAUGGGUUCAAGAUUCCGAACCACUCAUGACUUUGGAUUCGUCACCUUGGACAUCAAUUCAGUAGUAACCAACGAUAGUGGUGUCUACAUGUGCAAGGCUAUCAACAAAUCAGGCGAGGCAGUCUCUUCAGUUGCCAUGAAAGUUAAGCCAAAAUCUGCGAUCUCAGGAGAGCCUUUGCUCCCUGAAUCGUGGGAGAAGAUCCAAUUGAAGGAGGCUGAAAUGAACCGUGUCCCAGAAAUGUUUGUUGACACAACACCACAACAAGCUCCAGUAUUCACUACUCAUUUGCAAAGUUAUGACAAACUGGUUGAAGGCCAAUAUAUUUUAUUGGAAGCUCAAGUGGAACCCCGUGCUGAUCCCAACUUGCGCAUUGAAUGGUUCAAAAAUGGUAUCAGUUUAACAACAGGUGCUCGCAUCAAGAGCACAUUCGACUUUGGUCAUGUUACCCUGUCCAUUAACGGAUUGAGAGAUGACGACUCUGCUAUCUAUACCUGCAAGGCCACCAAUCUACUUGGUGAGGCCGUUUCAACCAGCAGCUUGAAAAUUCAAGACAAGCAUUGGCUGUUGGGUGAGAGUCUCCAUCCGGAUGCACUUCCACGUAUCGAUCAAUUGGAGCAACCACGCAUUGUACCUAAGGAGAUUUCUGAACCUGUUUACGAAUCACCGGUAUUCAUCACUCACUUGAACAACAUCGAGUGCAAAGAAGGUGACAAUUGUCACUUUGAAUGCAAUGUUGAACCAUCUAAAGAUCCUACUAUGCAAAUUGAAUGGUUCAGAAACGGAAAACCAUUGGAAGCUGCUGCCAAAUUCAAGAGCACUUAUGACUUCGGCUACUGUGCAUUAGAUCUGACGCACGCUUAUGCUGAAGACUCUGCGCUGUAUACAUGCAAAGCAACUAACAGCAAGGGCACAGCCUCAACUUCAGGAACAUUGAAAUGCACAAGUGCAGCAACCAUGUUCUUGGAUACGCAACAUCCUCAAGGACAAGCAGGUUUCGAGAAGAUCCAAGAGACUGAUCAAGCACUCCAGGAUAGAUACAAACCAACUAGUGAGAAGCCUGAAACAAUAUAUCCAAAACCAGUCUGGAUUGUUCCUCUCCAACCGGAAUUCCGUUUAUCUGAAACUCAACCCCUUCACUUGGAAGGCACAGUUGAACCUAAAGAAGAUCCUAAUCUUAAGAUUGAAUGGUACUUCAAUGGUAAGGUCUUGCAACAUGGAUCACGCUUUAAGAUGUCCAAUGAAUUCGGCUUCGUUACACUUGAUCUUAUUGAAGUGUAUGAACGUGACCAAGGUACUUAUACAUGCAAGGCGUACAAUAAGGCCGGAGAAGCAUUCACUUCCACAACCGUUUUCUGCAUUGGAAAGGAAGGUAUCAUCGAACAAACCCAACAUCCAAAAGGAGCCGAAGGUCUUGAAGGCAUUCAAAACCUCGAAGAAUCUCUUCGCCGCCACGAGCUGAAACCAGAAGAACCUGAUUCAGGAAUGGCACCACGCUUCACUACCGAAUUCACAUCAAUAUAUGACAUUGGAGAAGGAGAGGUUGCUCACUUCGAAGCAACUCUUGUACCUACAGGAGAUCAAACAAUGGUCAUUGAAUGGUUCUACAAUGGAAAGACAUUGGCCGCUAGCCACAGAUAUCGCACAGUUUAUGCCUUCGGAAUGGUUGUCCUGGAAGUUCUUGGAACUAAGAUCGAAGACUCCGGAACUUACAGCUGUCGCGCUACUAACAAAUGGGGUCAAGCCGAGAUUAGUGUUACUCUAGGAUGUGUCGAUAAAACUAAAGGUCAAAAACCAAGAUUUAUCACUCACAUUCAAAAUCUCUCAGGACUCAAAGACGGCCAAUCAGCUCACUUUGAAUGCACGCUCGUCCCUGUCAACGAUCCAGAUAUGAAGGUUGAAUGGUUCCACAAUGGAAAGCCACUUCGUCACUCCACACGUAUCAAGCCAGUAUCUGACUUCGGCUAUGUAGUCCUAGAUAUUGCAUACGUUCAGAGCCAUGACAGUGGUGAAUAUGUCUGCCGAGCAUCAAACAAAUACGGCGAAGACUUUACCAAGGCAUCACUUCAAUGCUUUGGAAAAGGUGGUGUAUACCUCGACAGUUUACAACCAGAUUCAUUGCCUAAGAUCCGAGAACUGGAGCGACCAACUACCAGCCAAACAGCUGGACCACCAACACCCGUCGCUGAACCACCUAAAUUCAUCACUCAAAUUCAAGAUAUCACCAGAUUGGUGGAAGGACAAAGUGCUCACUUUGAGGCUCGUCUUACGCCAGUGACUGACCCAGAUCUUAAAGUGGAAUGGUUCUAUAAUGGAACCAAGCUUCCACAUGGACACAGAUAUCGCACUUUCCACGACUUUGGAAUUGUUAUCCUUGACAUUCUCUACUGCUAUGAAGAGAAUUCGGGUGUGUACGAAUGUCGCGCGACCAAUAAAUACGGCAUGGACUCUACCAAGGCUACAAUGAAAUGUAUAUCAAAGGCGAACUUAAUCCUGGACUCGCAACUACCGCGAGGCAUGGAAGGAGGUUUGGAAAAGAUCCAAACACUGGAAGAUUCUCUUGUAAGAACACGAGAUGAACGCGUCGAGGAGACUAAAGGAAAGGCUCCUAUGUUUACUGUUCCCUUGUCUAAUGUUGACAAUUUACGCGAAGGUGAAAAUGUCCACUUCGAAGCACGUCUUAUCCCAACUGACGACCCGAAAUUGAAAGUCGAAUGGUUCUGGAAUGGUAAACCACUUAAAGCAGGCUCCCGAUUCCGUACAUUCUGCGAUUUUGGAUUUGUUAUUUUGGAAAUCUCCCCGGUAUAUCCUGAAGAUUCAGGUGAAUACUCUUGCCGUGCUACAAAUGAAUAUGGUGAAGCUGUAACAACAGCUACUAUGAGAGUACAAGGCAAGCGCAGCAUCAUCCUUGAAUCGCAAUUACCAAAGGGAAUGGAAGGAACUAUUGACCGUAUUGCAGAGCUCGAGGGUCUUGGCGUAGUUUCAGAUGGCAUGCCGUUGGACGAUGAUACUGGCAAACCACCUGAGUUCAUUACAACUCCAUCAGACUUGACCCUUACAGAAAACUCUCUAGCUCACUUCGAAUGCCGCCUUACUCCAAUUAACGAUCCAAGCAUGCGUGUUGAGUGGUACCAUAAUGGCAAGGCGUUAUGGGCAGGAUCACGUAUCAAGACUAUCAAUGAUUUCGGCUUCGUUAUCCUUGAGAUUGCCGGAUGUUACCAACGUGAUUCUGGACUGUAUACUUGUAAGGCCACAAAUAAGCAUGGAGAAGCUACAGUUUCUUGCAAAUUGCAAGUGCGCGGAAGACAAGGAAUCAUUGUUGAACCUCAAUUGCCAACUAGCUUCCGCAGCGGAACUGAAAGCAUUCAGAAGUUAGAGGAGAGCUUGCACAAACGGGAAGAAAUCUUAACUGACGAAGAACAACCAAAUCCACCAAGAUUCAUUGAGGAAAUUAAGGACAACUUGGAUAUUCAAGAAGGUGGACCAAUCCACUUCGAUUGUCGUGUCGAACCAGUGAACGAUCCAACACUCAGAAUCGACUGGUUCCACAAUGGACGACCGUUACCAACUGGAUCACGUGUUCACAUGCUCAAUGACUUUGGCUUCAUUGCGUUGGACAUUGAUUACAUCUAUGCUCGCGAUUCCGGCGAAUAUGUCUGCAAAGCAACCAACAAAUGGGGAUAUGCUACAACCACUGCAAAGGUCACUUGCAAAGCUAAACAUGGAAUCAUUUCUGAAACCCAAUUACCAGCUGGUAUGACCGCUGAAAAGCUCAAAGAUUUGGAACGAGGACAGGUAUCGACACCAAAGAAGGAGGAGCCAGUUUAUGGCCCACCAAAAUUCAUCACACAGAUUGCAUCAUGCACCGUUGAGGAAUCAGAGGCUAUUCGUUUCGAGUGCCGUGUAGAACCCAAAGAGGAUCCGAACUUGCGUAUUGAAUGGUAUCGCAAUGGCAAAUUGCUACCUUCUGGACAUAGAUACAGGACUUUGUACGACAUGGGUUAUGUAUCGCUCGACAUUUUGUAUGUCUACGCCGAAGACUCAGGCGAAUAUAUAUGUCGCGCUGUUAACAACUAUGGCGAAGACAGGACAGUCGCUACAAUUUCAUGCAAACAACUGCCAUCCAUUAUCCUGCAAAAUCAAGUACCACGAGGAAUGAAGCGUUCUGAGACAUUAAUGCAAAUGGAAGCAGCGAUUAAGAAAUACACUUCAGAUAUUCAUCUUACAGAAGAUGAUCUUUUUGAUCCCGAUAAGAGACAACCACCACGUUUCGUUACACAAAUUCAAGAUCAAACCAACCUUGUUGAAAUGCAAACUACCAAAUUCGAAUGCCAACUGGCUCCAGUUGGUGAUCCUAACAUGAAAGUCGAAUGGUUCUUCAAUGGAAAACCACUGCAUCAUAAGAAUCGUUUCAUGCCGAUUUACGAUUUUGGUUAUGUUGCCAUGAAUUUCGGUUGGGUUUAUCCUGAGGAUAGCGGAGAAUAUGUUUGUCGUGCUACCAACUUGUAUGGUAUGGAUGAGACACGAGCUGUUAUUAAAACAGCUGGCAAACCAGGUAUCAUCUACGAAUCGCAAUUACCGAAACAUAUGAAGAGUAUCGAACGAAUUCGUGAAAUGGAAGCUUCUUGGCAAGUAUCACCUGAACAACCGGAUGAGGAUGCAAAACCAAAAUGUGCACCAGUCUUUGUCAGCAAACCGGAGCCUCAAACCGUUCAAGAAGGCGAAUGCGCUAGAUUCUGUUGCCGCGUCACAGGACAUCCACGACCAAGAGUGAUGUGGCUUGUUAAUGGCCAAACUGUUGUCCAUGGCUCCCGCUACAAGCUUACAAACGAUGGCAUGUACCAUUUGGAUAUACCAAAGACCCGUCAAUAUGACACUGGAAAGGUUGAAGUAAUUGCUCGCAGUUCAGUCGGCGAAGCAAUGGCCUCAACUGAUCUUAGAGUUAUCCCACGCGCUGAUGACUAUCGUGGCGUUUUGAAGAAUUCACCACGGCCAUGGUACGAUUAUGAUCUCGUACAAUACCAAAAUGAGCGCCAAGAAACCGAACUUGAGAAAACGUUCGAAGAGCGCAAGCAACACUUGGCCGAUCAAACUCCGAUCAAUCUGAAGGCCAUUGAUCAUCUGAAACCCAAGGUGAUCAAAGAACCAGAGACAGAGUGGCAGAAAGCUGUUAAAACCAAGAAAACCGAAGGCUACUAUAACCAACUUUCACAGCUUGAGUCCGAACAGAUCCUUAAAGAAACCAAACUACGUGAGGAAUCUCACCAAUAUGCUGUUCCCGGACAAAGGGUCAUCGACAAAUCUGUCACACGAGGAAUGGCUCAAAACUACGAAGAGAGCCUGUAAGUUAAAUUUCUUUUGUGUUAAUGGCAAGUGUUUAUUCAAAACAUUUUUUUUUUCAGGGAGAAAACCGAAGAUCGAACCCUCCAACGACCAACCCAGAAGCUCUACAGGCCACCAGAUCCAUCGGAAUCAUCUGUGCACGGUCGCGAAGUUCAUGUAUCUAAACAGAAACAAACUCAAAAGGAAGUUGUUGGAGAUCUAGAGAUCACCCGCAAUAUUACGGCAACAGAAACUACAGAAGUCGAACAUCGUGGCACGACUCAAGAACGGGUUAUCCAAGGCCCAGUUAAACCAGCGAAACCUCCAUUCUUUACCAAAAAGAUCCAACCUUGCCGUGUUUUCGAAAAUGAGCAAGCCCGAUUCGAGGUUGAAUUUGACGGUGAACCAUUACCAACCGUAAAAUGGUACCGAGAAAACUUCUUAAUUCAAAAUUCACCGGACUUCCAAAUUCACACAUUCGGAACUAAAUCAGUUUUAAUAAUUCGUCAAGUGUUCAUUGAAGAUUCAGCUGUGUUUGCAGUCAUUGCUGAAAACCGAGGCGGAACUGCUAAAUGCAGCGCCAAUUUAGUGGUUGAAGAGAGACGACGAGUUGGAAAAGGUGGAGUUAUUCCACCCAAUUUCAUCCAAACUAUUCAAACAUCAACCGUAACUACUGGACAACUGGCACGUUUCGACUGCAAGAUUGCUGGAACCAAACCAAUUGACGUUUACUGGUUGAAGAAUGGAAAGAAACUGUUACCAAGUAUCAAGCACAAAAUGCUUGAAGAAGACAGCAACUACACCCUACUCAUAAUUGAAGCUUACCCAGAAGACGCUGGUAAAUAUGAAUGUGUAGCUGUCAACAGCGGUGGUGAAGCACGAUGUGAUGCUGAAUGCUUCGUCCAAUCACCAACACGCCCACAGAAGGAAAAACCAACCGCCCCGGGAACAGAAAAGGCUCCAGUGCUUGUGGAACCCCUGAAAAACCAAAUCGUUACAGAAGGCCACCCAGUCAUAUUCAAAUGCCGUGUAAUUGGCAAACCCAAUCCCGCUGCCCAAUGGUUCCGCGGUGAAAACAUUAUCAAACAGUCAAGGUACUUCCACAUGUCACGUGAAGGAGAAUACUUCAAUUUGAGAAUUUCGGAAGCGUUCCCUGAGGAUGAAGGAACAUACAAAUGUGUAUUGAGUAACAAACUUGGAACAGUUCAGACGCAAGCAACUUUGAAAGUAACCGUGCCCGAGAGUCAAGAGUCUCUUCCUACAAUUACUGCCUUGAAAGAUGUUUCUGUACUAGAAGGUAGUCCAGCACAAUUCAAAACAACUAUUUCUGGUAAAACUAAAGCGACUAGUGUACAGUGGUUCCGGGAAGGCGCAUUGAUCCCACAAUCACCAGAUUUCCAGAUGAUUUUUGAUGGAAACAGUGCUGUUCUAUUGAUCGGUUCAACAUACGAAGAGGAUUCUGGAAUCUUUACAUGCCGAGUAACCUCAUCGGCUGGACAAGUCGAAUCAUCAGCCAAACUGACGGUCAAAAGUAAGAAUUCUUAUUUACGUUCCACUAAUUUUGUUACAGAACGGCAUAUAUCCGCAUAUCAACUAGAUGGUAAGGAAGAAGAAGAAGCAGAAUCCUCAAAGGAUGAAGGUAGCUCAUCUGAUGGUCAACAACCAGAAGACAGACGUUAUCUUUUGCCGGAAGCCCCAACGCUCGGUCAAAAAUCAGGUCAACCAACUCGAGGUCGAACUAAACAGAAAGGACGCAGUAAAAGCUUGCAACCAACGUCUGCCCCUUGGCGAAAAACAUCUCGAUCAAGACGUGGUCGAUCUUUGGAUAAUGUACGUCGAGGAAAGCAACCGUUCUUCCCAGGUUUCAAGCCGGAACCAAUCCCUGUUUGGACCGAAGAAGAAAUUCGACUUAAACCAACCCCUAUUGAAAAGAAAGAGAUCCCUAAGUUGGAAAUAGGCAAGGUUUAUCUUCGAUCAGUGAAACAAGAAAGAAGUCGGGCUAUCCUCAGCAUAACAGAACAAAUUGACGAAAUCAUUCAUGGCAGUCAACCGUCCGCCAAAGAAGUUAUUCCAUGGAAGGAAAUGCGUGAAAAACUGCGGGCUGUCGAAAGAGUUCAUAAACAAAUCGAGAAAUUUGAACUAGAUGAAGUACCAUUGAAGCCAGUUCCUGGAAAACAGCCAGAACAAACAACAGUUCAACCACAACAGCCUUCUAUAUCAGGAGUUCUGGGAACAACAUCCACCGAAGAGGCUAAAUCCAUGGAAAUUGAACGUCUUAAACAUCAAGAGGAAGUAUCUAUCCUCGAAAUAACCCAACAAAUCGACGAGCUUAUCAAUAGACAACAAGCUGAAAUUGGUGAUAAAAUUCCUUGGAAAGCAAUGAGGGAACAACUAAAAACUGUCGAACGAGUUCAAAAGAAAAUAGAAAAGUUCAAACUUGAAGAAGUAGAUUUAAGAACUAUUAAAGAAAUGAAGGCUGAAGAGGUUUCCUUCCAUGAAGGUCUCCAAUACACGGAAGACACAGCUUUACUAACUCUUGAUAAACAAACUCAGCAAAUGCAGAAAGUUUUAACGAAAGGAGUUAGACAAGAGGAAGAGAUCGGCCGACUUCAAUACACUACAACUGAGGAUACAAAUCUACUCAAGUUGAGUCAGAGUGAAAUUGAAAAGAUCAAGCGGCUAAAACAAGAGGAGGCUGUCCAUUGGCGCCGCGGUAGGAAACAAGUAGACCAAAUCACCGGCGAAGAACAAUAUCAACAGAUCGAAGAUGCCAAUAUUCUCAAAAUGAGAGAUCAAGAAACUGGUGAAAUUCAGAAAGUUGAGCAAGUAUCGACAUUACGCAAAGAAAAGAGAAUAACGACCGAUGAGUUUACGCCUCAGCAAUAUGCUGAAGUUGAAGACAUCAACUUACUAAAAUUAUCUAUAUCAGAGCGGGAGCAAAUAACUCAGCUUAAGAAGGACGAACAACCGGUUCACUGGCGUAAACCAAGAAAACCUGAAGAAACAUUUGUUUCGACAGAAGAAUCGAGUAUGAUACAACCAGCUAAACCACAAGAAGAAGUACCAGAGCAACCAGUCUUUUGGAAGCGUGGUAAAAAAGAUGUCCAACCUAAACAAGCUGAACAAAUUUACACAGAAGAAGAUUCAGAGCGCUUAAAAUUGACAAAGCAAGAAGAAAUUAUCGCAAAACAACCAGAAGAGACCCCUGUACCAUGGAUGAGAGGCAAAAAGCCAAAAGAAACUGUAACUACAACAGAAGAAUUGCCUGAAAAACCCAAGCAUCCAUUCGCUCAAAAACAGAAGAAAGAAGAAGAAAAGCCUGAAUAUAUUGGUUUCAAACUUAAGCCCACACCCAGGGAAACGGUCGUUCAGCAACAAGCUCAAGAAACUCAGCAACUUGUGUCUACUGAGGAAGCGGAAUACAUCCAACCAAUGAAACAAGAAGUAGAGGAGCAGAAAUUAUUAGAGCAGCCCACUUUACAAGAAGAAAAGCCAGUAGAUUGGCGUAAACCACGAGAACCAAAGAUUGAGAAACCACAAGCUCCAGAAGCUCAGCAACCUGUAUCUACCGAAGAAGCACAAUUCAUUCAGCCUGCCACUGAAGAAGAAAAACCAGUACAUUGGCGGAAACCACGAGAACAAAAGGCUGAAGAGCCUAAAGCGCCACAACCAGAACAACCCACGUCUAUUGAAGAAGGACAAUUCAUACAGCCCACCGCCGAAGAGGAAAAACCAGUACAUUGGCGAAAACCACGCGAACAAAAAGUCGAAGAACCUAUAGCUCCACAACCGCAGCAACCUGCAUCUACCGAAGAAGCACAAUUCAUAAAACCUGCCCCUGAAGAGGAAAAACCAGUACAUUGGCGGAAACCACGAGAACAAAAAGCUGAAGAACCUAGAGCGCCACAACCAGAACAGCCUGUAUCUACCGAAGAAGCACAAUUCAUACAACCUGCCGCCGAAGAGGAAAAACCAGUACAUUGGCGAAAAUCACGCGAAGAAAAAACUGAACAGCCAGUACCUACCGAAGAGGAAAAACCAACAGAUAGUGCAGACGUCAAACAACCGGAACAAAUAGCCCCUCAAGCUUGGAGAGGACCCAAAAAGCAAAUGGUUGAACAAAAGGAGAUGCAAGGGCCUGAAAAGGUAACUCUGAAACCCAUACCCAGACAAAAACCGUUACCUGAACCAGAAAAAGUAGAAGAGGUUACAUUGAAGCCAGUUCGAAGAGAGAAACCAGAGGAAAUUUUACCAGAAAAGGUUGUUGAAGAAAGGCAAGUACAACCAGAAACGGCUAAACCAGAAGAAGCACCACAAAUCCCAUGGGCCCGUGGAAAGAAAAAGCCAGAGAAACCGAAACCAGAAAUGGAAGAAUUCCAACCAACUGAAGUUCAGCCAUACGUACCAGAGAAACCAGAAGAUUUAAGCUUUACCCCAGUACCAGAAACUGUGUCAAAGGACAUUCCAGAAAAGCAGGAUAUUGUCAAAGAACAACCUGAAAAAGAUGUUAAGCCACAAACAGAACCAGAAAAAUUGCCUUGGCAACGUGGAAUAAAGAAAAAACCCACCGAAGAAACGGUUGAAGAAGCUCAAUGGCCAACUGGUAAACGCCGUCCUAAAGAAGAAGAGAAGCCAGAACAAGUAGUCUUAAAACCAGUCAGGAGAGAAAAACCAGUUGAACAGCCAAAAGAUGAAAAACCGGAAAAAGUUGACAAACUUCAUAAGAAACAAUUCCCUGAACUGCAAGACGCCGAGAAACCGUCAAUGGAGGAAUAUAAACCUGAGAAACUCGACGAGCUGCAACCUGAGAAAGAAGCUGAACAGCCCGUACCAUGGCGAAGAACUCCAAAGGAAAAGCCUACGGAAGAACAACCUGAAGAGAAACAAUGGCCUACUGGCAAACGAAAGCCAAAGGAACCAGAACUUCCAGAGACUGUUCAACUUAAACCAAUUCCUCGGAAGAAACCUGAGCCGAAACAAGAAGAAGAGAAGCCAAGUGAGUUGGUACCUACCAAACCUGCUCCUGGAGAUAUUAAGGAUUAUGAACUACCAGAUAUUGAGAAACCAGUCUUCAAACCAAAGGAAGAAGUUGAAGAAAUUCCCGAAAAAGGAGUCCCAUGGCGACGUGGAAAGAAACCCAAACCAUCUGAAGAAAAGCCAGUGGAGGAGAAACCAGAAAAACCAUUAGAAGAAGAAGCACAGCCAAUGCCUGAAGAGGUAACUCAACCUGAGUUGCCGAAAGAGAAGGUUGAGGAGAAAGCCGAGGUACCAGAACAACCUGUUGUUAAAAAAUUACCAAAAGGAAGGAUUCUUCCUGAAAAACCAGAAGAGGUAAAGGAAGAAAUUAAAUUGAAACCCAUUCCAAGAAAGAAGAUGCAACAACCUGAACCGCAAAAGCCAGAAGAAGCAGAUAUUGCACCAAAGGAAAUUGAACAACAACCAGAAGAUAUACCAGAGGUUGAGAAACCUGAAAAGCCUGCAGAAAAGGUUAAACGUAAGAAGCCAAAACUGCAACAAGAAACUCCAUCCGCUGAUGAAGUUCCCGAAGAAUAUGCUGAAGCAUUUGUAGAUGAAAAACCCGAUCUCGAGGAAGUUGAAGUCAUUCCUGUUGAAAGUACUAAAGAUGUAGCAUUAAUCGAAGAAGUAGUUGAACAUACCGCGGAAGAAAAACUAACGGACGAGUUUGGCGUUGAGAAACAAAAAGCGCAUAAGAAGCGAACAAAACGUCUUAAGGAAGCUUCUCUCGAUGAGCAACCUGACACUCUAGUUGCCGAACGUAUUGAGGAAGUCCAAGUAGUUGAGGAACAGCGCGACCAAGAAAUUUCUCAAACUACGAUUACACUGAAAAAGUCCGAGGAAAAACGGGAGGAAGUCACUACGCAACCCGAAACCGAGGAGACUGAAGUAGAAGAGUUUAAGAAGGAAAUGGAGAUGAAGAUAACAUCGAAUAUUGUUAAGAAAGAAAAGAAACGGGUUGUAAUCGACGACAGUCAACCAUUGCCAGAACUUGAAUUGAUCACAGCCAAACGUGUACAAGAAGGUCUAGAUAAAGUUCCUGAUGAAGAAAUAAUCGAGGAUGAAACAGUACCAGAAACAGUCCAACAAACUGUUUCCGAAGUUGUUACUAUUGAAGAAAAGGAAGUUAAGAAGAAGAAGAAGACAAUUGUUAAACCUCCUAAAUUCAUUGAGAAGCUACAACCGCUCAAAUGCGAACCAGAGAAACCUACCAUUCUAGAAGCCAAAGUUGAAGGCAUUCCAUUCCCAGAAGUCAAGUGGUACUUCAACAACACCGAACUUUUUGCCUCUGAAAAGUACGAAAUCGUUGUCGUUGAGAAUACAGUGAAGUUGAAAAUUGCAAAGGUUACACCAGCCGAUGUCGGAAUUUACACGUGCCAGGCGAAAAAUGAAGCCGGUGUUGCAACGACUAGAACGAAUAUUAUUCUAGAAAAAGAAAAAGGAAUAGCUCCAGCAUUUGUCAAACCAUUACAAAUCGAAUUCAACACUGAAGAAAACAAAGCCACUAUAACAUGCCAAGUUUAUGGAAAACCAAAGCCCAAAGUCAAAUGGCUUAGGGGAAUAGAAGAAGUUAUUCCAACUGAAACAGUGCAGAGUUUCUAUGAUGAAGAAAUGGGUACAGCCAUCUUAGAAGUAAUAAACCCAACGCCGAACGAAGCGACUGUAUACACCAUACAAGCUGAAAACCAGUUUGGAAAAGCCAUAGGCAAUGCUAAUAUACUUAUGUCCAUGGAUAGGGCAUUGCAACCAAAGGAAGUAUUAAAGGCUCCGUCAGUGACACCGCUUAAUGCGCAAGUUGUGCCAACUGGUUCAACUCUUAUAUUCGAGUCUAAAUACGAUGGUUACCCAACGCCUGAAAUCAAAUGGUACAAAAACGGAAAGGAAAUAAUUUUGAACGAGGAGGUAACAGUGACAACAGAAGAGGGUGUCAGUACAUUGAAAAUCAUAAAUAUGAAUCGCAAACGUUCCGGCAAAUAUGAAAUCUCAGCUGUCAAUAAAGUUGGUGAAGCAAAGUCAUCUGGCUCGGUUGUAGUUUCUGAUAUGGCCGACGCCAAUGAGGUGAAACCACCACAUUUCAUCGAACCUUUACAACCGAAAUUCGUCUCUGAAAAUGAAGUGGUCAUCAUUGAGGCGACAGUAGACUCAUUUCCAACUUCAUCCUUCCAGUGGUUCGUUCGUUCAACGCCAAUAAAAAGCUCUCAUGAAACCAAAAUUGUCACAAAAGAGAAUAAAUCAAUACUUAUAAUCGAAUCAUUCAAAAGAGAUCAACUUGGUCCGUACACGUGUCGCGCUGAGAACGUGGCCGGAUCAGUUACAUCAACGGCUUCAAUUAACCUCAUUGAAGACGUUCCAGAGAUUGAAGAAGUUAAAGAAUUCGUAUCACCAAGCUUCGUUGAACUAUUGGAACCUGUCAAUGUCAUGGAUGGCGAGCAGUUAUCACUUACUUGUAAAGUCAUCGGUAUUCCCACUCCAAAGGUUGAGUGGUUCUAUAAUGGGCGUAAAAUUGAAGAAACCAAGGACACUAUCAUUUCACAAGACACUCAUGGUGUUUGCAGUUUAACUAUAACUGAAGCAUUCCCCGAGGAAGCUGGUCAAUAUGUAUGCAAAGCUACGAAUAAAGUUGGCGAAGCCAUCACAGAGGCCCCAGUUAAUAUCCAAGCUUAUGAAUAUUUCCCCGAUUCUGAAAUCACCGGUCAAACGGCAUCUGAAGAAGAUUUACUAGAUAAGACACUUUCGAUUGACGAACAAACAAUAUGCGAUUUCGCACCGAAAAUAAUCCAAAAACUACCGACCCAGGUAACACCCCAACAGGGUGAACUUACGAAAUUCGAGGUCAAAGUUAUUGGUAAACCUAAACCUAAAGUUAAAUGGUUGAAAGACGGUGAAGUUUUACAAGCGUCUGAGGAAUACCAAAUUGAAAACUUUGAAGAUGGAACAUCAGUGUUAGUAAUUAAUAACGUGUAUCCUGAUGACACCGGCACUAUCAGCUUUGAAGCAUAUAACCCUCUUGGAGUAGCAGUAACAACAACUGAACUUUCGGUUGAAGAAAUCUAUGGAACUAAGCAAUACCGAAAGCCAGAAUGGGUCACGCAUAUGGAAGAAAUGCAAGAAGCGCUGAAAGACUGCUGUUAUCAUGAGCGAUUGAUUAUAGAAAUCACAUGGUGGUUCGGAACUACUCAAUUGAGAGAUUCAAAUGAAAUACGCAUCAUAACCGAAGAAAAUAAGAGUUCAUGCGAAAUUUUGAAUGUUACGGAAAAUACUGUUGGAUAUUAUUCUUGUAAAGCUACAAAUGAAAUAGGCAUGAAUAUAAGUCGUGCCAAAUUUAGUUUAGCAACAGCUAAAGCAGUCACAGAAACCGUUGAUAUAGCAAGCGAAGCAGUUAGUAAGAAAGUUGGUAAAAAACGCAUGACAAAGAAAGCAGCACAAAAAGCGGCAAAACUACACAAGAGCACAGUCGAAAUACGACCCAAACAAGAAGAAGUUACUAUUGAAAUAGUGUCGGACGACAAGAAAACAAAGAAAACGAAAAAACCUCCAAAACCAAAAAUCAUACCCGUUGUAAGUGUUGAGAAUAAAGUCCUUAGAGUGGAGGUCAUUCGAAUGGUGGAGGAAAUUCAUUUGAAAAUCAUUGAAAAGACUAUAACCAAAAGUGACAUCAUAGAAAUAAGCCAACAUGAGGACGUGACAACUAUCCUCGAAACAAUUGACACAGAAAUAUUCAAGGCUGGUGAGAAAUCACUAAGAGAUCUAGCUACCAUCAGCGUCUUACUGACCUAUGGCCUUGAAAUUAGUGAAAUAACAUAUUUAUAUGAAGCGAAUAUAUUUCCAACUUUGAAAGAUCCUGAAACGCAGGCAGCCUUAGUUCAGCUUGUAGAACGCGAAGGACACGAGGAGCUAAUAGCCCAGAUUCUCGCUGAACAAGCUUCAGAAGAAGAUGAAACCUCCGUAGCAGCCACUAUAGGUUUCCGUGCGUUUAUUAAAAUGAUCGAGAUAUCAAAUAUAACAAUUGAAGAAGUUAUCACCAAGUUUGUGAAGGAAGACUUUGUAGCUCAGGAAUGGAAAUAUACAAAAGAGAAGACGGCCGAAGUGACUCAAAUCGUAGAAACUCAAGAAGCUCUUACUCACAUUAGAAUAGAGCAAACAGUCAUAGAGGAAAAAACUUUGAUAAUCGAAGAAUCCGUGAAAGUUGAACAUCAACAACAAAUUGCAGUAAAGUCUAAAGAAACACUUUUCAAAACGGAAACGGUCAAACAGAUAUCAACUGAAAAAGUAGCUACUGACAUAACGCAAGUUGAAACAAUUCAAAAAACAAUUAAAACCUUCACUCCACAUGACACUUUCCAUGAUCAAAGCGAAGAAAUUGUUAAAGAUUUUGAAGUCAUAAAACCAACGCAAGAGAAGUCAUUAUUUGCCAACAUACCUGUUGAAGGGGCACAGCCCGAAGCCAUGAGCACAACCCUUUUGUUCCAAGAUGACAGGAAACCAGCCCAUGCUGACAUUCGUGUCCUUCCGCGACAGCACAUCUCCAGUGAAGAGACAAUUCCAGCUGAAAAAGAAAUGGAUAAAUCAUUUGUCAGUAAGACUGUCAAGGAAGUGGCAUCGACGAAAAUUUCUGAUACUAAUAGAUCCGUCCAAGUUGCUGAGACGACCUAUGAAGAAACCACUGAAAACCUUGAAAAAUUAAAGACAGAUCAGCAAAAAGCCCAAAGUAAUGACACAAGACUUUUGGAUCACUUAAUUGUCCAGGAGCCCCUUGUUGAAAAUUCAACUGAUGACAUAAGCUUGGAGAAGUUACCCAAGGGUACCGCUAUUCCCAAUAUUGUACCUCUGCAAGGUCAGGAUAAAUUCCAACAGAUCCCUGUGGAAAAGGAAGCUCUACUCAAAGAAGCCCAAAGGGAACAGACAGCGCACGGGAUAGAGCAAAUGGUGCUAGCCGAAGGAAUAGAAGUAGAAGAAACAAUGAAAAAUGAAUCGGAACAAAGCCUGGUGUCAAAACAAAAAGACAAACCAGUAACGCCAAAGUAUACUGUCCCUUACCAUGAGCCUCUUGAAAUAUCGGAAGCAAUAACCAAUGAUAAACCAACUAAAUAUUACCCAGAGUUGAUUGUUCCAACGGAAAUGGCAACUAAAUCAAUCCUAGAGCACAAAACUUACAUUACUGAGCUCGUCAAUGCCGAACAUAAAGAAGACACAUUCACUGCUGAAAAGAUACCCGGCGAACAACUAGCGGAACUAAAUAUCAAAGAAAACAUUGCGAUAGAUCAACAGGAAAUACCCUCAUAUGUCGCAGAAGACGCAUUCAAAAGCAAGCCUAGACUGCAAGAAGAGAACGCUCAAGAUUCCAUUGUUCUAUCUGAGGGGUUGAUUUUGUCUAGUGCCGACGUUCAAGCCCCAUCAGCAGAGUUUGACAGCCAACCUGAUCGAAAACCAGAACAGGCAGCAGUAUAUGUUGAAAAACAGGAACAUAUAUUAUCCAGCGUUGCAGUAGCCGAUGAACUCCUAGAGAAUUUACCACAGAGCGAAAAUCCACCAUUGAAAUCAGCUACUCCGAAUAUACUAGGCUUACAGCUCAGUCAAAUUCACGAAACCAUCAUCAAUGAGAAUGAAGGAAUUUUCGAAGAAAAUCUGACGUCCGCUAGUCGUAAAGUCCAAACGGUUAUUUAUCCAAUUCAACCUUCUGUCCAAGAAGAAACCCAGCCACUUAGUACAGUCGAAGAGAAAGAAUUCUCACAGAGCGUCUGUAAGGUUCAAGCCAAUGUUGAUUUCGAAAAAUCAGAGCCAGCUUCAACAGAAAUAUUAAGCAUUCAUGAAAAGGAGGAAGAUUUCAUCCCGCAGCUCAUAAAGCCUGAGGAGCGUAUUUCACCCAAAACAGAACAAGAAAUUCAAAAAUCCAUAACAGUUUCACAAAUUUCAACAUCAGAAAAGGAAGCACCACUUUCGGUAGACAAGUUACCUAUUGAGCAACGUGCACACCUAAUGGCCAACGACACUCAAUAUAGAGUCGCUGAGAUAGCAGAAACCCAACCAGGGGACACAACUGGGCCACUAGCUGAUCAAGAGAAAGUGACCGCGCUAGCUGCACCCGAUGUCUCAUUAGCCGAGCCUAAGCUAAUAUCCCAACAAAUACUUCUUGAAAAAGAAAAUGAAUUCAUUAGCAGUCAAACGCCUGUUGGACAACGCCCGAAAGCCAUAACAGACGAGCAACUUUCACUUGAGGUUUCACAAACUAUUCCGCAGGAGAGUGAACGAGAUUUUGAAAAACCUGUCGUUCCAUCACAGAGCGCAAAGCAAGCACUACCAAAUGCCCUUAAAUCGGCCUUGGUCCAGGAGGUACAGCCAACUAGUACAACUGGAACUCAACCUGCAGAAAAAACUGAAGUCAAGGAAGCCGUUAUUGGUUUCGAAGAACUAACUCAGAAAAACAUUGAAGAAGUAUUCACCAUUGAAGGAACAGAAGAUACGUCGGUGCUUCCACAACCGACAACUUGCAAAGCCGAAACAAAGCCAGAGCUAAUGACACCAGUACUCGUUUCUGUUGCUGAUACGGUUGAAAAAGUAAGCGAUAUGAAACAAGAUACACAGCCAGACAUGGCGAACGUCAAAUCUACAUUACAAGAGGCACUACAAGCCUCGAUUAUUUCAGAAAUGAAAUCGUCCGAAAGUAUUAAAAGUUUACCUCACAGUGAGCAGCCUGGCAACAUUGCAGCACGAUCACAAGAUAAAUCUAGUGCUGUAUCUGUCCUUGAAAUCACUCCCUUAGAAACUUCAGAUGAUUAUAGCCAACAUGUCAUGCCCGAUUUACAAUCUACGAAACCGUCAGUCGGUGAUCAUAAUCAGUCGAUACAAGUACUGAUGGAAGUAGCAACAGAACAUGAGGGUCAGUUCACUGAAACCAAAGUAGAUUCUUUCACUGCCUCGAUAAAGCUAGGUGACGCAAUGAGAGCAGCGAAUAUUGAAGAAGUGAAGCCUCUGCUCACAACUAAUGUCCUGGAUGUAACAGAGCCAAGCCUAAUAAAGCCAAGUGUUCAGCAGGACCUAUUCGAUGCCGCUGUAACUGAAGAAUCUUAUUAUUUAGAGCAAGAGCAUCCAUUGACUGCAAAGCAAGAACAAGAAAUAAAAACUGCACAGAGUUGCAUAGAUUCAACAGAAGCAUCCGUGGUUCUUGCAGACCAAGCAUUAGAAGCAGAAGGAGAACUUAUCAUACCUGCAACCACAAUGGGAGAGACCACUGCAGCAGAACGGCAACCUCAUGCCUUGAAAUCAGCACUUAUCGAUGAAGUUGCAGUCAACACAGCACCUGGCACGAUUGGUCCUGAAAAAUAUGCUACUACCCAAAUUACACCUAAGGUUACUUUACUCCAAGAAACUGAUAUAACUCAACCAAUUGCUUACGAGAAAUCAGAUACAUUUGAUAAGGAAGAUUCGCCAGUGCGCAAGCAAGCUACUGGUACAUUUGAAACCCCCGGAUUCUUAGUAACAAGUGAGAAUACCAUCGUUGAAAAAGAACUAGAUUUGCAGAUUCAAAAAUUCGCAGAGGCGCAAACAACACAACGGCAAACUGAUAUAGACAUGAAAGUUCCACUUAUAGAAGAACAUGAUACAGCUUUAUGUGUUAGCCAAUAUUCUGAUGAUCUUCCAGAAAAGGGACAGGCAUAUCCAUUGGUUACAGAGCUUACUGGAAAAGUCGUUUCUGAGGUCUGUACUUUCGAUAAUGUGCAACCAUCAAAGGACCAGCAAAAACCAUUGACAAGUCAGGCCAAUCAGCAGUUUGAAACCAGAGAACAUUUGACAACUUACAAAAACGAAAUAACAGAACAUGAAGAAAUUUUCCACACUCCGACAGUGAAAGAAGGUUUGGCAGCUGAAAGUACUGACACAUACCUCAAAUCAGUUACAACAGGAGAAAUUGUCACGCUGGAUUCGAUUGACGAAAUUGAUAUAAAGCGGCCAGUUCCAAACACUGCUUCCUCUAAAAUCGACCAGGAAUGCACGCAAACCUCAGUGCAUGAAGUUUUGUUAUAUGACCACACCCAACCAUUGACUGUAAGUAAAUUUGAUUCAAAGAAUGCCCAAGUUGGUGUGGAGGGAACUACCACCCUCCCCGAAGUAACUGCCACAGACAUAUUCUUCCACGAACAACAAAUGCCUGAUAAGAUUGAGAAAAACGUGCAAGCUACCUUAACCACUGACUUCCACGAGCCUAUAGAGAGCAGUGAAGUAAUACCGUUCAAUCAAGCCCCAAGUACUGAAUAUGAAUUGAGCAAAGUGUCUGCUCAAGCCACUAGCUCUCCAAGUUCAUGUAAAUUGGCCACUACUGGAGAAGUCGUGACCGCCUUUGAACCUAUGGAAAGCUUUGAAUCAAGUUUGGCAGCUGAUAAAAAAGCAACAAUCCUUGUGGGAGAAACUAAUGAAGCGUUGAUCACAACAGCUGCCCAAAUUGCAGAAAGUGAAAAAGAAAUUAGAGAAAAACUUCCUAACACUGAAAGUGUAUCACCAAAUGAAACCAUGAAAGACAGGAAGGUUGCAAUAGUCGAUCAGAUCUGUGCAGUAGAGAACGCCGAUACUUUGGAUAUUACAGCACAUAAAGAGGAGAAAGGCAAGGUAGAUGCCACAAAGCUGCAGGAAACAAUCAUUCACGAACAAACUCCCUGGGAAAACCUGGGCUCACUUUCAACAAUUCCUUCUAAUGAGGGACAAAAUGCGGAAGCACAACUUCAACUCUUCAAAAAUGUAGUUAAAACCACCGAGCUACAAGCAGCUUACAAAGAAGAAAUGCUUGUGACAAGUGACGUGAAAACAACAGACCAGGCAGUAGUGAAUCUUACAGGAGCACAAAGCGCUCAUGAGACCCAAGAUAUAGUUCCCAAUGAGAGUGUUUCGAAUCUGGGCUCUUCAGACAAGAAGCCAACAACAGCAGUAUCAACCAUUUCUCCUUUGGAGAGUUUACAAGUCACCGACGCUCAAGUGUGUGAAAAUCUCGGACCUGCUGCCGAUCUUAAAUAUGACGAACAACAGCAAUCUAUUUCUCUAGACAGUAUACAACUUCCAAUUAUAAAUGAGACAACCGUUCAUGGUGAAGCAUAUGAAGGAAUCGCAGAGCAACCAUCAAUGCGGAUCACCCAAGCAAAACAAAGUAUCCUGGAGAACGUAAGUUCCAUAGUAUCAGAAACAGUGCUACUCGAUCAAAUUGGUCAUACCUCAACCAGCAGCCAAAUUGAGGAAACCUACGCUACGAAGACCAUAGAUGCGAUGCACGCUUUAGAAGAGGUUGCUCAUAUGGCCGAAGAAAUGCCAAAAGACUUCCAAGACAUGAGUACUACUUUAAAACAAGAGCCAACAGAACAAAUGCAGAGUCCGCAUACAGUAGCUACCAAGCAAACUACAUUUGCAAAUGAAUCAGAGAAAUCACUUCCACCGACUCGUUUGACUGAGCACUUCCCCAAAGGUACAUAUCAAACCACUCUUCCACUUACUGUGACAGAAGCAGAAUUCUAUGAUUCAGAAACGAAAACAGAAGUACCACAAACCGUAAGCAGUACAAAGGCCGAAGUAACUCGCGACUUCUUUACCGUAUCGGCCACGGAACAUACACCUGUAUUUGAUCAUUUUAAGGAUAUGUCUCUUAAAUCGACCAAUUAUCUUAAAGCAAACGAGCAACUGCAAUCUGCUUUAUUAACCGUUAGUGAAACUAUUGAAAAGGUUUACCAGGACAGCGAUACACAACAGGACACGUCACAAGACACAACACAACACGUAGUAGUAGUAGAAGAACCCCUACAAACAGUAGUCUCAGAAAAGAUUACAGAAGAUGGCCAUACUAAGCAAAUUGAAACCAAACGCCGUGUUCUCCGAAAAAAGAAGGGAUCCGAGGAAGAAAUCACAGAAACCAAGACUAUCUUGGAAGAGGGAAAGGAGCCUCUAAAAGCAGUCGAUAUAAAGAAAGUAACAGAGCAAGAAGAACCGGAAAAGGCUGAGCACGACGAGAAAGAAAUUAGGCUUGAAGAGCUUCCCGAACAGGUUACCGUUCUCAAAACAACCACCCAAGAUGGCAAAACAAAAACCAAAACCGUUAAGACAAGAAUUAUCAAAAAGACAAAGGGCGAUAAACAGGAGGUCACCAAGAUCGAAACCGUUGAAGAGGAUGACCAAAAGCCAGUCACCACCGUAACAAUAGAAGAAGCACCCAAACCAGAGAAAGUCCCUGAAGAAACUCACAAAUUAGAAGAAUUACCUGAACAAGUUACCGUGUUCGAGACAGUCACAAGGGAGGGAAAACCCAAGAAAAAGGUUGUCAAAACUAAAGUUCUCAAGAAAGUCAAGGGUGAUAAACAAGAAGUCACCAAGAUCGAAACCGUUGAGGAAGACGAUAAGGCCCCAGUCACAACCGUUACUGUCGAAGAAGUUAAGAAACCAGAGGAAGAACAAACUCUAGUCGAGGAGCUUCCCGAACAGGUUACCGUUCUCGAAACAGUCACCAAGGAAGGAAAGCCAAAGAAGAAAACCGUCAAGACUCGAGUAAUCAAGAAGACGAAGGGUGAUAAACAGGAGGUCACCAAGAUCGAAACCGUCGAAGAGGAUGACCAAAAGCCUGUCACCACCGUAACUGUCGAAGAAGGACCUAAACCAGAAGAAGUCCCUGAAGAAACUCAAAAGGUAGAAGAAUUACCUGAACAAGUCACCGUGUUCGAGACAGUCACGAAGGAGGGAAAACCCAAGAAAAAGGUUGUCAAAACUAAGGUUCUCAAGAAAAUCAAGGGUGAUAAACAAGAAGUCACCAAGAUCGAAACCGUUGAGGAAGACGAUAAGGCCCCAGUCACAACCGUUACUGUCGAAGAAGUUAAGAAACCAGAGGAAGAACAAACUCUAGUCGAGGAGCUUCCCGAACAGGUUACCGUUCUCGAAACAGUCACCAAGGAAGGAAAGCCAAAGAAGAAAACCGUCAAGACUCGAGUAAUCAAGAAGACGAAGGGUGAUAAACAGGAGGUCACCAAGAUCGAAACCGUCGAAGAGGAUGACCAAAAGCCUGUCACCACCGUAACUGUCGAAGAAGGACCUAAACCAGAAGAAGUCCCUGAAGAAACUCAAAAGGUAGAAGAAUUACCUGAACAAGUCACCGUGUUCGAGACAGUCACGAAGGAGGGAAAACCCAAGAAAAAGGUUGUCAAAACUAAGGUUCUCAAGAAAAUCAAGGGUGAUAAACAAGAAGUCACCAAGAUCGAAACCGUUGAGGAAGACGAUAAGGCCCCAGUCACAACCGUUACUGUCGAAGAAGUUAAGAAACCAGAGGAAGAACAAACUCUAGUCGAGGAGCUUCCCGAACAGGUUACCGUUCUCGAAACAGUCACCAAGGAAGGAAAGCCAAAGAAGAAAACCGUCAAGACUCGAGUAAUCAAGAAGACGAAGGGUGAUAAACAGGAGGUCACCAAGAUCGAAACCGUCGAAGAGGAUGACCAAAAGCCUGUCACCACCGUAACUGUCGAAGAAGGACCUAAACCAGAAGAAGUCCCUGAAGAAACUCAAAAGGUAGAAGAAUUACCUGAACAAGUCACCGUGUUCGAGACAGUCACGAAGGAGGGAAAACCCAAGAAAAAGGUUGUCAAAACUAAGGUUCUCAAGAAAAUCAAGGGUGAUAAACAAGAAGUCACCAAGAUCGAAACCGUUGAGGAAGACGAUAAGGCCCCAGUCACAACCGUUACUGUCGAAGAAGUUAAGAAACCAGAGGAGGAAGAAACUCUAGUCGAGGAGCUUCCCGAACAGGUUACCGUUCUCGAAACAGUCACCAAGGAAGGAAAGCCAAAGAAGAAAACCGUCAAGACUCGAGUAAUCAAGAAGACGAAGGGUGAUAAACAGGAGGUCACCAAGAUCGAAACCGUCGAAGAGGAUGACCAAAAGCCUGUCACCACCGUAACUGUCGAAGAAGGACCUAAACCAGAGGAAGUUCCUGAAGAAACUCAAAAGGUAGAAGAAUUACCUGAACAAGUCACCGUGUUCGAGACAGUCACGAAGGAGGGAAAACCCAAGAAAAAGGUUGUCAAAACUAAGGUUCUCAAGAAAAUCAAGGGUGAUAAACAAGAAGUCACCAAGAUCGAAACCGUUGAGGAAGACGAUAAGGCCCCAGUCACAACCGUUACUGUCGAAGAAGUUAAGAAACCAGAGGAAGAAGAAACUCUAGUCGAGGAGCUUCCCGAACAGGUUACCGUUCUCGAAACAGUCACCAAGGAAGGAAAGCCAAAGAAGAAAACCGUCAAGACUCGAGUAAUCAAGAAGACGAAGGGUGAUAAACAGGAGGUCACCAAGAUCGAAACCGUCGAAGAGGAUGACCAAAAGCCUGUCACCACCGUAACUGUCGAAGAAGGACCUAAACCAGAAGAAGUCCCUGAAGAAACUCACAAGGUAGAAGAAUUACCUGAACAAGUCACCGUGUUCGAGACAGUCACGAAGGAGGGAAAACCCAAGAAAAAGGUUGUCAAAACUAAGGUUCUCAAGAAAAUCAAGGGUGAUAAACAAGAAGUCACCAAGAUCGAAACCGUUGAGGAAGACGAUAAGGCCCCAGUCACAACCGUUACUGUCGAAGAAGUUAAGAAACCAGAGGAAGAAGAAACUCUAGUCGAGGAGCUUCCCGAACAGGUUACCGUUCUCGAAACAGUCACCAAGGAAGGAAAGCCAAAGAAGAAAACCGUCAAGACACGAGUAAUCAAGAAGACGAAGGGUGAUAAACAGGAGGUCACCAAGAUCGAAACCGUCGAAGAGGAUGACCAAAAGCCUGUCACCACCGUAACUGUCGAAGAAGGACCUAAACCAGAAGAAGUCCCUGAAGAAACUCAAAAGGUAGAAGAAUUACCUGAACAAGUCACCGUGUUCGAGACAGUCACGAAGGAGGGAAAACCCAAGAAAAAGGUUGUCAAAACUAAGGUUCUCAAGAAAAUCAAGGGUGAUAAACAAGAAGUCACCAAAAUCGAAACCGUUGAGGAAGACGAUAAGGCCCCAGUCACAACCGUUACUGUCGAAGAAGUUAAGAAACCAGAGGAAGAAGAAACUCUAGUCGAGGAGCUUCCCCAACAGGUUACCGUUCUCGAAACAGUCACCAAGGAAGGAAAGCCAAAGAAGAAAACCGUCAAGACUCGAGUAAUCAAGAAGACGAAGGGUGAUAAACAGGAGGUCACCAAGAUCGAAACCGUCGAAGAGGAUGACCAAAAGCCUGUCACCACCGUAACUGUCGAAGAAGGACCUAAACCAGAGGAAGUUCCUGAAGAAACUCAAAAGGUAGAAGAAUUACCUGAACAAGUCACCGUGUUCGAGACAGUCACGAAGGAGGGAAAACCCAAGAAAAAGGUUGUCAAAACUAAGGUUCUCAAGAAAAUCAAGGGUGAUAAACAAGAAGUCACCAAGAUCGAAACCGUUGAGGAAGACGAUAAGGCCCCAGUCACAACCGUUACUGUCGAAGAAGUUAAGAAACCAGAGGAAGAACAAACUCUAGUCGAGGAGCUUCCCGAACAGGUUACCGUUCUCGAAACAGUCACCAAGGAAGGAAAGCCUAAGAAGAAAACCGUCAAGACACGAGUAAUCAAGAAGACGAAGGGUGAUAAACAGGAGGUAACCAAGAUCGAAACCGUUGAAGAAGAUGAUCAAAAACCAGUCACCACCGUAACAAUCGAAGAAGGUCCUAAACCAGAGGAAGUCCCUGAAGAAACUCACAAGGUAGAAGAAUUACCUGAACAAGUUACCGUUUUCGAGACAGUCACAAAGGAGGGAAAACCCAAGAAAAAGGUUGUUAAAACUAAGGUUCUCAAGAAAAUCAAGGGUGAUAAACAAGAAGUCACCAAGAUCGAAACCGUUGAGGAAGAUGAUAAGGCCCCAGUCACAACCGUUACUGUCGAAGAAGUUAAGAAACCAGAGGAAGAAGAAACUCUAGUGGAGGAGCUUCCCGAACAGGUUACCGUUCUCGAAACAGUCACCAAGGAAGGAAAGCCAAAGAAGAAAACCGUCAAGACUCGACUAAUCAAGAAGACGAAGGGUGAUAAACAGGAGGUCACCAAGAUCGAAACCGUUGAAGAGGAUGACCAAAAGCCUGUCACCACCGUAACAAUCGAAGAAGGUCCUAAACCAGAGGAAGUCCCUGAAGAAACUCACAAGGUAGAAGAAUUACCUGAACAAGUUACCGUAUUCGAGACAGUCACGAAGGAGGGGAAACCCAAGAAAAAGGUUGUUAAAACUAAGGUUCUCAAAAAAAUCAAGGGUGAUAAACAAGAAGUCACCAAGAUCGAAACCGUUGAGGAAGACGAUAAGGCCCCAGUCACAACCGUUACUGUCGAAGAAGUAAAGAAACCAGAGGAAGAACAAACUCUAGUCGAGGAGCUUCCCGAACAGGUUACCGUUCUCGAAACAGUCACCAAGGAAGGAAAGCCAAAGAAGAAAACCGUCAAGACCCGAGUAAUCAAGAAGACGAAGGGUGAUAAACAGGAGGUCACCAAGAUCGAAACCGUUGAAGAGGAUGACCAAAAGCCCGUCACCACCGUAACAAUCGAAGAAGGUCCCAAACCAGAGGAAGUCCCUGAAGAAACUCACAAGGUAGAAGAAUUACCUGAACAAGUUACCGUGUUCGAGACAGUCACGAAGGAGGGCAAACCCAAGAAAAAGGUUGUCAAGACUAAAGUUCUCAAGAAAAUCAAGGGUGAUAAACAAGAAGUCACCAAGAUCGAAACCGUCGAAGAAGACGAUAAGGCUCCAGUCACAACCGUUACUGUCGAAGAGGUUAAGAAACCAGAGGAUGAAGAAACUCUAGUCGAGGAGCUUCCCGAACAGGUUACCGUUCUCGAAACAGUCACCAAGGAAGGAAAGCCAAAGAAGAAAACCGUCAAGACUCGAGUAAUCAAGAAGACGAAGGGUGAUAAACAGGAAGUCACCAAGAUCGAAACCGUCGAAGAGGAUGACCAAAAGCCUGUCACCACCGUAACAAUCGAAGAAGCACCCACACCAGGGAAAGUCCCUGAAGAAACUCACAAGGUAGAAGAAUUACCUGAACAAGUUACCGUGUUCGAGACAGUCACGAAGGAGGGCAAACCCAAGAAAAAGGUUGUCAAGACUAAAGUUCUCAAGAAAAUCAAGGGUGAUAAACAAGAAGUCACCAAGAUCGAAACCGUUGAGGAAGACGAUAAGGCCCCAGUCACAACCGUUACUGUCGAAGAAGUGAAGAAACCAGAGGAAGAAGAAACUCUAGUCGAGGAGCUUCCCGAACAGGUUACCGUUCUCGAAACAGUCACCAAGGAAGGAAAGCCAAAGAAGAAAACCGUCAAGACUCGAGUAAUCAAGAAGACGAAGGGUGAUAAACAGGAGGUCACCAAGAUCGAAACCGUUGAAGAGGAUGACCAAAAGCCCGUCACCACCGUAACAAUCGAAGAAGGUCCCAAACCAGAGGAAGUCCCUGAAGAAACUCACAAGGUAGAAGAAUUACCUGAACAAGUUACCGUGUUCGAGACAGUCACGAAGGAGGGCAAACCCAAGAAAAAGGUUGUCAAGACUAAAGUUCUCAAGAAAAUCAAGGGUGAUAAACAAGAAGUCACCAAGAUCGAAACCGUUGAGGAAGACGAUAAGGCCCCAGUCACAACCGUUACUGUCAAAGAAGUUAAGAAACCAGAGGAAGAAGAAACUCUAGUCGAGGAGCUUCCCGAACAGGUUACCGUUCUCGAAACAGUCACCAAGGAAGGAAAGCCAAAGAAGAAAACCGUCAAGACUCGAGUAAUCAAGAAGACGAAGGGUGAUAAACAGGAGGUCACCAAGAUCGAAACCGUUGAAGAGGAUGACCAAAAGCCCGUCACCACCGUAACAAUCGAAGAAGGUCCCAAACCAGAGGAAGUCCCUGAAGAAACUCACAAGGUAGAAGAAUUACCUGAACAAGUUACCGUGUUCGAGACAGUCACGAAGGAGGGCAAACCCAAGAAAAAGGUUGUCAAGACUAAAGUUCUCAAGAAAAUCAAGGGUGAUAAACAAGAAGUCACCAAGAUCGAAACCGUUGAGGAAGACGAUAAGGCCCCAGUCACAACCGUUACUGUCAAAGAAGUUAAGAAACCAGAGGAAGAACAAACUCUAGUCGAGGAGCUUCCCGAACAGGUUACCGUUCUCGAAACAGUCACCAAGGAAGGAAAGCCAAAGAAGAAAACCGUCAAGACUCGAGUAAUCAAGAAGACGAAGGGUGAUAAACAGGAGGUAACCAAGAUCGAAAUUAUCGAAGAAGAUGACCAAAAGCCUAUCACCACCGUAACAGUCGAAGAGGGCCCCAAACCAGAAGAAGUUCCUGAAGAAACUCACAAGGUCGAAGAAUUACCUGAACAAGUUACCGUUUUCGAAACAGUCACAAAGGAGGGAAAACCCAAGAAAAAGGUUGUCAAAACUAAAGUUCUCAAGAAAAUCAAGGGUGAUAAACAAGAAGUCACCAAGAUCGAAACCGUUGAGGAAGACGAUAAGGCCCCAGUCACAACCGUUACUGUCGAAGAAGUUAAGAAACCAGAGGAAGAAGAAACUCUAGUCGAGGAGCUUCCCGAACAGGUUACCGUUCUCGAAACAGUCACCAAGGAAGGAAAGCCAAAGAAGAAAACCGUCAAGACUCGAGUAAUCAAGAAGACGAAGGGUGAUAAACAGGAGGUCACCAAGAUCGAAACCGUUGAAGAGGAUGACCAAAAGCCUGUCACUACCGUAACAAUCGAAGAAGGUCCUAAACCAGAGGAAGUCCCUGAAGAAACUCACAAGGUAGAAGAAUUACCUGAACAAGUUACCGUUUUCGAGACAGUCACGAAGGAGGGGAAACCCAAGAAAAAGGUUGUUAAAACUAAGGUUCUCAAGAAAAUCAAGGGUGAUAAACAAGAAGUCACCAAGAUCGAAACCGUUGAGGAAGACGAUAAGGCCCCAGUCACAACCGUUACUGUCGAAGAAGUUAAGAAACCAGAGGAAGAACAAACUCUAGUCGAGGAGCUUCCCGAACAGGUUACCGUUCUCGAAACAGUCACCAAGGAAGGAAAGCCAAAGAAGAAAACCGUCAAGACUCGAGUAAUCAAGAAGACGAAGGGUGAUAAACAGGAGGUCACCAAGAUCGAAACCGUUGAAGAAGAUGAUCAAAAACCAGUCACCACCGUAACAAUCGAAGAAGCACCCAAACCAGAGAAAGUUCCUGAAGAAACUCACAAGGUAGAAGAAUUACCUGAACAAGUUACCGUUUUCGAGACAGUCACAAAGGAGGGGAAACCCAAGAAAAAGGUUGUCAAGACUAAAGUUCUCAAGAAAAUCAAGGGUGAUAAACAAGAAGUCACCAAGAUCGAAACCGUCGAAGAAGACGACAAGGCUCCAGUCACAACCGUUACUGUCGAAGAGGCUAAGAAACCAGAAGAAGAAGAAACUCUAGUCGAGGAGCUUCCCGAACAGGUUACCGUUCUCGAAACAGUCACCAAGGAAGGAAAGCCAAAGAAGAAAACCGUCAAGACUCGAGUAAUCAAGAAGACGAAGGGUGAUAAACAGGAGGUAACCAAGAUCGAAACCGUUGAAGAAGAUGAUCAAAAACCAGUCACCACCGUAACAAUCGAAGAAGCACCCAAACCAGAGGAAGUCCCUGAAGAAACUCACAAGGUAGAAGAAUUACCUGAACAAGUUACCGUAUUCGAGACAGUCACGAAGGAGGGAAAACCCAAGAAAAAGGUUGUCAAGACUAAAGUUCUCAAGAAAAUCAAGGGUGAUAAACAAGAAGUCACCAAGAUCGAAACCGUUGAGGAAGACGAUAAGGCCCCAGUCACAACCGUUACUGUCGAAGAAGUUAAGAAACCAGAGGAAGAACAACCUCUAGUCGAGGAGCUUCCCGAACAGGUUACCGUUCUCGAAACAGUCACCAAGGAAGGAAAGCCAAAGAAGAAAACCGUCAAGACUCGAGUAAUCAAGAAGACGAAGGGUGAUAAACAGGAGGUCACCAAGAUCGAAACUAUCGAAGAAGAUGACCAAAAGCCUAUCACCACCGUAACAGUCGAAGAGGGCCCCAAACCAGAAGAAGUUCCUGAAGAAACUCACAAGGUCGAAGAAUUACCUGAACAAGUUACCGUGUUCGAGACAGUCACAAAGGAGGGCAAACCCAAGAAAAAGGUUGUCAAGACUAAAGUUCUCAAGAAAAUCAAGGGUGAUAAACAAGAAGUCACCAAGAUCGAAACCGUUGAGGAAGACGAUAAGGCCCCAGUCACAACCGUUACUGUCGAAGAAGUUAAGAAACCAGAGGAAGAAGAAGCUCUAGUCGAGGAGCUUCCCGAACAGGUUACCGUUCUCGAAACAGUCACCAAGGAAGGAAAGCCAAAGAAGAAAACCGUCAAGACUCGAGUAAUCAAGAAGACGAAGGGUGAUAAACAGGAGGUCACCAAGAUCGAAACCGUUGAAGAGGAUGACCAAAAGCCCGUCACCACCGUAACAAUCGAAGAAGGUCCCAAACCAGAGGAAGUCCCUGAAGAAACUCACAAGGUAGAAGAAUUACCUGAACAAGUUACCGUGUUCGAGACAGUCACAAAGGAGGGCAAACCCAAGAAAAAGGUUGUCAAGACUAAAGUUCUCAAGAAAAUCGAGGGUGAUAAACAAGAAGUCACCAAGAUCGAAACCGUUGAGGAAGACGAUAAGGCCCCAGUCACAACCGUUACUGUCAAAGAAGUUAAGAAACCAGAGGAAGAAGAAACUCUAGUCGAGGAGCUUCCCGAACAGGUUACCGUUCUCGAAACAGUCACCAAGGAAGGAAAGCCAAAGAAGAAAACCGUCAAGACUCGAGUAAUCAAGAAGACGAAGGGUGAUAAACAGGAGGUAACCAAGAUCGAAAUUAUCGAAGAAGAUGACCAAAAGCCUAUCACCACCGUAACAGUCGAAGAGGGCCCCAAACCAGAAGAAGUUCCUGAAGAAACUCACAAGGUCGAAGAAUUACCUGAACAAGUUACCGUUUUCGAAACAGUCACAAAGGAGGGAAAACCCAAGAAAAAGGUUGUCAAAACUAAAGUUCUCAAGAAAAUCAAGGGUGAUAAACAAGAAGUCACCAAGAUCGAAACCGUUGAGGAAGACGAUAAGGCCCCAGUCACAACCGUUACUGUCGAAGAAGUUAAGAAACCAGAGGAAGAAGAAACUCUAGUCGAGGAGCUUCCCGAACAGGUUACCGUUCUCGAAACAGUCACCAAGGAAGGAAAGCCAAAGAAGAAAACCGUCAAGACUCGAGUAAUCAAGAAGACGAAGGGUGAUAAACAGGAAGUCACCAAGAUCGAAACCGUUGAAGAAGAUGAUCAAAAACCAGUCACCACCGUAACAAUCGAAGAAGCACCCAAACCAGAGAAAGUUCCUGAAGAAACUCACAAGGUAGAAGAAUUACCUGAACAAGUUACCGUUUUCGAGACAGUCACAAAGGAGGGGAAACCCAAGAAAAAGGUUGUCAAGACUAAAGUUCUCAAGAAAAUCAAGGGUGAUAAACAAGAAGUCACCAAGAUCGAAACCGUCGAAGAAGACGACAAGGCUCCAGUCACAACCGUUACUGUCGAAGAGGCUAAGAAACCAGAAGAAGAAGAAACUCUAGUCGAGGAGCUUCCCGAACAGGUUACCGUUCUCGAAACAGUCACCAAGGAAGGAAAGCCAAAGAAGAAAACCGUCAAGACUCGAGUAAUCAAGAAGACGAAGGGUGAUAAACAGGAGGUCACCAAGAUCGAAACCGUCGAAGAGGAUGACCAAAAGCCUGUCACCACCGUAACAAUCGAAGAAGGUCCUAAACCAGAGGAAGUCCCUGAAGAAACUCACAAGGUAGAAGAAUUACCUGAACAAGUUACCGUGUUCGAGACAGUCACAAGGGACGGAAAACCCAAGAAAAAGGUUGUCAAAACUAAAGUUCUCAAGAAAAUCAAGGGUGAUAAACAAGAAGUCACCAAGAUCGAAACCGUUGAGGAAGACGAUAAGGCCCCAGUCACAACAGUUACUGUCGAAGAAGUUAAGAAACCAGAGGAAGAAGAAACUCUAGUCGAGGAGCUUCCCGAACAAAUUACGGUUCUCGAAACAGUCACCAAAGAAGGAAAGCCAAAGAAGAAAACCGUCAAGACUCGAGUAAUCAAGAAGACGAAGGGUGAUAAACAGGAGGUCACCAAGAUCGAAAUCGUUGAAGAAGAUGAUCAAAAACCAGUCACCACCGUAACAAUCGAAGAAGCACCCAAACCAGAGGAAGUCCCUGAAGAAACUCACAAGGUAGAAGAAUUACCUGAACAAGUUACCGUGUUCGAGACAGUCACGAAGGAGGGGAAACCCAAGAAAAAGGUUGUCAAAACUAAAGUUCUCAAGAAAAUCAAGGGUGAUAAACAAGAAGUCACCAAGAUCGAAACCGUUGAGGAAGACGAUAAGGCCCCAGUCACAACCGUUACUGUCGAAGAAGUUAAGAAACCAGAGGAAGAACAAACUCUAGUCGAGGAGCUUCCCGAACAGGUUACCGUUCUCGAAACAGUCACCAAGGAAGGAAAGCCAAAGAAGAAAACCGUCAAGACUCGAGUAAUCAAGAAGACGAAAGCUGAUAAACAGGAGGUCACCAAGAUCGAAACCGUCGAAGAGGAUGAUCAAAAACCAGUCACCACCGUAACAAUCGAAGAAGCACCCAAACCAGAGAGAGUCCCUGAAGAAAUUCACAAGGUAGAAGAAUUACCUGAACAAGUUACCGUGUUCGAGACAGUCACGAAGGAGGGAAAACCCAAGAAAAAGGUUGUCAAGACUAAAGUUCUCAAGAAAAUCAAGGGUGAUAAACAAGAAGUCACCAAGAUCGAAACCGUCGAAGAAGACGACAAGGCUCCAGUCACAACCGUUACUGUCGAAGAGGUUAAGAAACCAGAGGAAGAAGAAACUCUAGUCGAGGAGCUUCCCGAACAGGUUACCGUUUUCGAAACAGUCACCAAGGAAGGAAAGCCAAAGAAGAAAACCGUCAAGACUCGAGUAAUCAAGAAGACGAAGGGUGAUAAACAGGAGGUCACCAAGAUCGAAACCGUUGAAGAGGAUGACCAAAAGCCUGUCACUACCGUAACAAUCGAAGAAGGUCCUAAACCAGAGGAAGUCCCUGAAGAAACUCACAAGGUAGAAGAAUUACCUGAACAAGUUACCGUUUUCGAGACAGUCACGAAGGAGGGGAAACCCAAGAAAAAGGUUGUUAAAACUAAGGUUCUCAAGAAAAUCAAGGGUGAUAAACAAGAAGUCACCAAGAUCGAAACCGUUGAGGAAGACGAUAAGGCCCCAGUCACAACCGUUACUGUCGAAGAAGUUAAGAAACCAGAGGAAGAACAAACUCUAGUCGAGGAGCUUCCCGAACAGGUUACCGUUCUCGAAACAGUCACCAAGGAAGGAAAGCCAAAGAAGAAAACCGUCAAGACUCGAGUAAUCAAGAAGACGAAGGGUGAUAAACAGGAAGUCACCAAGAUCGAAAUCGUCGAAGAGGAUGACCAAAAGCCUGUCACCACCGUAACAAUCGAAGAAGCACCCAAACCAGAGAAAGUCCCUGAAGAAACUCACAAGGUGGAAGAAUUACCAGAACAAAUUACCGUUCUCGAGACAGUCACGAAGGAGGGGAAACCCAAGAAAAAGGUUGUCAAAACUAAAGUUCUCAAGAAAAUCAAGGGUGAUAAACAAGAAGUCACCAAGAUCGAAACCGUUGAGGAAGACGAUAAGGCCCCAGUCACAACCUGGAGGAACUUCCCGAACAGGUUACCGUUCUCGAAACAGUCACCAAGGAAGGAAAGCCUAAGAAAAAAAACCGUCAAGACUCGAGUAAUCAAGAAGACGAAGGGUGAUAAACAGGAAGUCACCAAGAUCGAAACCGUCGAAGAGGAUGACCAAAAGCCUGUCACCACCGUAACAAUCGAAGAAGGUCCUAAACCAGAGGAAGUCCCUGAAGAAACUCACAAGGUAGAAGAAUUACCUGAACAAGUUACCGUGUUCGAGACAGUCACAAGGGAGGGAAAACCCAAGAAAAAGGUUGUCAAAACUAAAGUUCUCAAGAAAAUCAAGGGUGAUAAACAAGAAGUCACCAAGAUCGAAACCGUUGAGGAAGACGAUAAGGCCCCAGUCACAACCGUUACUGUCGAAGAAGUUAAGAAACCAGAGGAAGAAGAAACUCUAGUCGAGGAGCUUCCCGAACAAAUUACGGUUCUCGAAACAGUCACCAAGGAAGGAAAGCCAAAGAAGAAAACCGUCAAGACUCGAGUAAUCAAGAAGACGAAGGGUGAUAAACAGGAGGUAACCAAGAUCGAAACUGUUGAAGAAGAUGAUCAAAAACCAGUGACCACCGUAACAAUCGAAGAAGCACCCAAACCAGAGAAAGUCCCUGAAGAAACUCACAAGGUAGAAGAAUUACCUGAGCAAGUUACCGUUUUCGAGACAGUCACAAAGGAGGGAAAACCCAAGAAAAAGGUUGUCAAAACUAAGGUUCUCAAGAAGAUCAAGGGUGAAAAACAAGAAGUCACCAAGAUCGAAACCGUUGAGGAAGACGAUAAGGCCCCAGUCACAACCGUUACUGUCGAAGAGGUGAAGAAACCAGAGGAAGAAGAAACUCUAGUCGAGGAGCUUCCCGAACAAGUUACCGUUCUCGAAACAGUCACCAAGGAAGGAAAGCCAAAGAAGAAAACCGUCAAGACACGAGUAAUCAAGAAAACGAAGGGUGAUAAACAGGAGGUCACCAAGAUCGAAAUCGUUGAAGAAGAUGACCAGAAACCAGUCACCACCGUAACAGUCGAAGAGGGCCUUAAACCAGAAGAAGUUCCUGAAGAAACUCACAAGGUCGAAGAAUUACCUGAACAAGUUACCGUUUUCGAGACAGUCACGAAGGAGGGGAAACCCAAGAAAAAGGUUGUCAAAACUAAGGUUCUCAAGAAAAUCAAGGGUGAUAAACAAGAAGUCACCAAGAUCGAAACCGUUGAGGAAGACGAUAAGGCCCCAGUCACAACCGUUACUGUCGAAGAAGUUAAGAAACCAGAGGAAGAACAAACUCUAGUCGAGGAGCUUCCCGAACAGGUUACCGUUCUCGAAACAGUCACCAAGGAAGGAAAGCCAAAGAAGAAAACCGUCAAGACCCGAGUAAUCAAGAAGACGAAGGGUGAUAAACAGGAGGUCACCAAGAUCGAAACUAUCGAAGAAGAUGACCAAAAGCCUAUCACCACCGUAACAAUCGAAGAAGGUCCUAAACCAGAGGAAGCUCCUGAAGAAACCCACAAGGUAGAAGAAUUACCUGAACAAGUUACCGUGUUCGAGACAGUCACGAAGGAGGGCAAACCCAAGAAAAAGGUUGUCAAGACUAAAGUUCUCAAGAAAAUCAAGGGUGAUAAACAAGAAGUCACCAAGAUCGAAACCGUUGAGGAAGACGAUAAGGCCCCAGUCACAACCGUUACUGUCGAAGAAGUUAAGAAACCAGAGGAAGAAGAAACUCUAGUCGAGGAGCUUCCCGAACAGGUUACCAUUCUCGAAACAGUCACCAAGGAAGGAAAGCCAAAGAAGAAAACCGUCAAGACUCGAGUAAUCAAGAAGACGAAGGGUGAUAAACAGGAGGUCACCAAGAUCGAAACUAUCGAAGAAGAUGACCAAAAGCCUAUCACCACCGUAACAGUCGAAGAGGGCCCCAAACCAGAAGAAGUUCCUGAAGAAACUCACAAGGUCGAAGAAUUACCUGAACAAGUUACCGUUUUCGAGACAGUCACAAAGGAGGGAAAACCCAAGAAAAAGGUUAUCAAAACUAAGGUUCUCAAGAAGAUCAAGGGUGACAAACAAGAAGUCACCAAGAUCGAAACCGUCGAGGAAGACGAUAAGGCCCCAGUCACAACCGUUACUGUCGAAGAAGUUAAGAAACCAGAGGAAGAAGAAACUCUAGUCGAGGAGCUUCCCGAACAGGUUACCGUUCUCGAAACAGUCACCAAGGAAGGAAAGCCAAAGAAGAAAACCGUCAAGACCCGAGUAAUCAAGAAGACGAAGGGUGAUAAACAGGAGGUCACCAAGAUCGAAACUAUCGAAGAGGAUGACCAAAAGCCUAUCACCACCGUAACGGUCGAAGAACGUCCUAAACCAGAGGAAGCUCCUGAAGAAACCCACAAGGUAGAAGAAUUACCUGAACAAGUUACCGUUUUCGAAACAGUCACAAAGGAGGGAAAACCCAAGAAAAAGGUUGUCAAAACUAAAGUUCUCAAGAAAAUCAAGGGUGAUAAACAAGAAGUCACCAAGAUCGAAACCGUUGAGGAAGACGAUAAGGCCCCAGUCACAACCGUUACUGUGGAAGAAGUUAAGAAACCAGAGGAAGAACAACCUCUAGUCGAGGAGCUUCCCGAACAGGUUACCGUUCUCGAAACAGUCACCAAGGAAGGAAAGCCAAAGAAGAAAAUCGUCAAGACCCGAGUAAUCAAGAAGACGAAGGGUGAUAAACAGGAGGUCACCAAGAUCGAAACUAUCGAAGAAGAUGACCAAAAGCCUAUCACCACCGUAACAGUCGAAGAGGGCCCCAAACCAGAAGAAGUUCCUGAAGAAACUCACAAGGUCGAAGAAUUACCUGAACAAGUUACGGUUUUCGAGACAGUCACGAAGGAGGGAAAACCCAAGAAAAAGGUUAUCAAAACUAAGGUUCUCAAGAAGAUCAAGGGUGACAAACAAGAAGUCACCAAGAUCGAAACCGUUGAGGAAGACGAUAAGGCCCCAGUCACAACCGUUACUGUCGAAGAAGUUAAGAAACCAGAGGAAGAAGAAACUCUAGUCGAGGAGCUUCCCGAACAGGUUACCGUUCUCGAAACAAUCACCAAGGAAGGAAAGCCAAAGAAGAAAACCGUCAAGACACGAGUAAUCAAGAAGACGAAGGGUGAUAAACAGGAAGUAACCAAGAUCGAAACCGUUGAGGAAGAUGACCAGAAACCAGUCACUACCGUAACAGUCGAAGAAGGCCCUAAACCAGAGGAAGUUCCUGAAGAAACUCAGAAGGUCGAAGAAUUACCUGAACAAGUUACAGUUUUCGAGACAGUCACAAAGGAGGGAAAACCCAAGAAAAAGGUUGUCAAAACUAAGGUUCUCAAGAAAAUCAAGGGUGAUAAACAAGAAGUCACCAAGAUCGAAACUGUUGAGGAAGACGAUAAGGCCCCAGUCACAACCGUUACUGUCGAAGAAGUUAAGAAACCAGAGGAAGAAGAAACUCUAGUCGAGGAGCUUCCCGAACAGGUUACCGUUCUCGAAACAGUCACCAAGGAAGGAAAGCCAAAGAAGAAAACCGUCAAGACACGAGUAAUCAAGAAGACGAAGGGUGAUAAACAGGAGGUCACCAAGAUCGAAACUAUCGAAGAAGAUGACCAAAAGCCUAUCACCACCGUAACGGUCGAAGAACGUCCUAAACCAGAGGAAGCUCCUGAAGAAACCCACAAGGUAGAAGAAUUACCUGAACAAGUUACCGUAUUCGAGACAGUCACGAAGGAGGGAAAACCCAAGAAAAAGGUUAUCAAAACUAAGGUUCUCAAGAAGAUCAAGGGUGACAAACAAGAAGUCACCAAGAUCGAAACCGUUGAAGAAGACGAUAAGGCCCCAGUCACAACCGUUACUGUCGAAGAAGUUAAGAAACCAGAGGAAGAACACACUCUAGUCGAGGAGCUUCCCGAACAGGUUACCGUUCUCGAAACAGUCACCAAGGAAGGAAAGCCAAAGAAGAAAACCGUCAAGACUCGAGUAAUCAAGAAGACGAAGGGUGAUAAACAGGAGGUCACCAAGAUCGAAACUAUCGAAGAAGAUGACCAAAAGCCUAUCACCACCGUAACGGUCGAAGAACGUCCUAAACCAGAGGAAGCUCCUGAAGAAACCCACAAGGUAGAAGAAUUACCUGAACAAGUUACUGUUUUCGAGACAGUCACAAAGGAGGGAAAACCCAAGAAAAAGGUUGUCAAAACUAAAGUUCUCAAGAAAAUCAAGGGUGAUAAACAAGAAGUCACCAAGAUCGAAACCGUUGAGGAAGACGAUAAGGCCCCAGUCACAACCGUUACUGUCGAAGAAGUUAAGAAACCAGAGGAAGAACAACCUCUAGUCGAGGAGCUUCCCGAACAGGUUACCGUUCUCGAAACAGUCACCAAGGAAGGAAAGCCAAAGAAGAAAACCGUCAAGACUCGAGUAAUCAAGAAGACGAAGGGUGAUAAACAGGAGGUCACCAAGAUCGAAACUAUCGAAGAAGAUGACCAAAAGCCUAUCACCACCGUAACAGUCGAAGAGGGCCCCAAACCAGAAGAAGUUCCUGAAGAAACUCACAAGGUCGAAGAAUUACCUGAACAAGUUACCGUUUUCGAGACAGUCACAAAGGAGGGAAAACCCAAGAAAAAGGUUAUCAAAACUAAGGUUCUCAAGAAAAUCAAGGGUGAUAAACAAGAAGUCACCAAGAUCGAAACCGUUGAAGAAGACGAUAAGGCCCCAGUCACAACCGUUACUGUCGAAGAAGUUAAGAAACCAGAGGAAGAACAAACUCUAGUCGAGGAGCUUCCCGAACAAGUUACCGUUCUCGAAACAGUCACCAAGGAAGGAAAGCCAAAGAAGAAAACCGUCAAGACUCGAGUAAUCAAGAAGACGAAGGGUGAUAAACAGGAGGUCACCAAGAUCGAAAUCGUUGAAGAAGAUGACCAGAAACCAGUCACCACCGUAACAGUCGAAGAGGGCCCUAAACCAGAAGAAGUUCCUGAAGAAACUCACAAGGUCGAAGAAUUACCCGAACAAGUUACCGUUUUCGAGACAGUCACAAAGGAGGGAAAACCCAAGAAAAAGGUUGUCAAAACUAAGGUUCUCAAGAAAAUCAAGGGUGAUAAACAAGAAGUCACCAAGAUCGAAACCGUUGAGGAAGACGAUAAGGCCCCAGUCACAACCGUUACUGUCGAAGAAGUUAAGAAACCAGAGGAAGAAGAAACUCUAGUCGAGGAGCUUCCCGAACAGGUUACCGUUCUCGAAACAAUCACCAAGGAAGGAAAGCCAAAGAAGAAAACCAUCAAGACACGAGUAAUCAAGAAGACGAAGGGUGAUAAACAGGAGGUCACCAAGAUCGAAACUAUCGAAGAAGAUGACCAAAAGCCUAUCACCACCGUAACGGUCGAAGAACGUCCUAAACCAGAGGAAGCUACUGAAGAAACCCACAAGGUAGAAGAAUUACCUGAACAAGUUACCGUUUUCGAGACAGUCACAAAGGAGGGAAAACCCAAGAAAAAGGUUGUCAAAACUAAAGUUCUCAAGAAAAUCAAGGGUGAUAAACAAGAAGUCACCAAAAUCGAAACCGUUGAGGAAGACGAUAAGGCCCCAGUCACAACCGUUACUGUGGAGGAAGUUAAGAAACCAGAGGAAGAAGAAACUCUAGUCGAGGAGCUUCCCGAACAGGUUACCGUUCUCGAAACAGUCACCAAGGAAGGAAAGCCAAAGAAGAAAACCGUCAAGACACGAGUAAUCAAGAAAACGAAGGGUGAUAAACAGGAGGUAACCAAGAUCGAAACUAUCGAAGAAGAUGACCAAAAGCCUAUCACCACCGUAACGGUCGAAGAACGUCCUAAACCAGAGGAAGCUACUGAAGAAACUCACAAGGUCGAAGAAUUACCCGAACAAGUUACCGUUUUCGAGACAGUCACAAAGGAGGGAAAACCCAAGAAAAAGGUUGUCAAAACUAAGGUUCUCAAGAAAAUCAAGGGUGAUAAACAAGAAGUCACCAAGAUCGAAACCGUUGAGGAAGACGAUAAGGCCCCAGUCACAACCGUUACUGUCGAAGAAGUUAAGAAACCAGAGGAAGAACAAACUCUAGUCGAGGAGCUUCCCGAACAGGUUACCGUUCUCGAAACAGUCACCAAGGAAGGAAAGCCAAAGAAGAAAACCGUCAAGACACGAGUAAUCAAGAAAACGAAGGGUGAUAAACAGGAGGUAACCAAGAUCGAAACUAUCGAAGAAGAUGACCAAAAGCCUAUCACCACCGUAACAGUCGAAGAGGGCCCCAAACCAGAAGAAGUUCCUGAAGAAACCCAGAAGGUAGAAGAAUUACCUGAACAAGUUACCGUAUUCGAGACAGUCACAAAGGAGGGAAAACCCAAGAAAAAGGUUGUCAAAACUAAAGUUCUCAAGAAAAUCAAGGGUGAUAAACAAGAAGUCACCAAAAUCGAAACCGUUGAGGAAGACGAUAAGGCCCCAGUCACAACCGUUACUGUGGAGCAAGUUAAGAAACCAGAGGAAGAACAACCUCUAGUCGAGGAGCUUCCCGAACAGGUUACCGUUCUCGAAACAGUCACCAAGGAAGGAAAGCCAAAGAAGAAAAUCGUCAAGACCCGAGUAAUCAAGAAGACGAGGGGUGAUAAACAGGAGGUCACCAAGAUCGAAACCGUUGAGGAAGAUGACCAGAAACCAGUCACCACCGUAACAGUCGAAGAAGGCCCUAAACCAGAAGAAGUUCCUGAAGAAACUCACAAGGUCGAAGAAUUACCUGAACAAGUUACCGUUUUCGAGACAGUCACAAAGGAGGGAAAACCCAAGAAAAAGGUUGUCAAAACUAAGGUUCUCAAGAAAAUCAAGGGUGAUAAACAAGAAGUCACCAAGAUCGAAACCGUUGAGGAAGACGAUAAGGCCCCAGUCACAACCGUUACUGUCGAAGAAGUUAAGAAACCAGAGGAAGAACAAACUCUAGUCGAGGAGCUUCCCGAACAGGUUACCGUUGUCGAAAUAGUCACCAAAGAAGGAAAGCCUAAGAAGAAAACCGUCAAGACACGAGUAAUCAAGAAGACGAAGGGUGAUAAACAGGAGGUCACCAAGAUCGAAACUAUCGAAGAAGAUGACCAAAAGCCUAUCACCACCGUAACGGUCGAAGAAGGUCCUAAACCAGAGGAAGCUCCUGAAGAAACCCACAAGGUCGAAGAAUUACCUGAACAAGUUACUGUAUUCGAGACAGUCACAAAGGAGGGAAAACCCAAGAAAAAGGUUGUCAAAACUAAAGUUCUCAAGAAAAUUAAGGGUGAUAAACAAGAAGUCACCAAGAUCGAAACCGUUGAGGAAGACGAUAAGGCCCCAGUCACAACCGUUACUGUCGAAGAGGUUAAGAAACCAGAGGAAGAACAAACUCUAGUCGAGGAGCUUCCCGAACAAGUUACCGUUCUCGAAACAGUCACCAAGGAAGGAAAGCCAAAGAAGAAAACCGUCAAGACUCGAGUAAUCAAGAAGACGAAGGGUGAUAAACAGGAGGUAACCAAGAUCGAAACCGUUGAAGAAGAUGAUCAAAAACCAAUCACCACCGUAACAAUCGAAGAAGGUCCUAAACCAGAGGAAGUCCCUGAAGAAACUCACAAGGUAGAAGAAUUACCUGAACAAGUUACCGUUUUCGAGACAGUCACAAAGGAGGGAAAACCCAAGAAAAAGGUUGUUAAAACUAAGGUUCUCAAGAAAAUCAAGGGUGAUAAACAAGAAGUCACCAAGAUCGAAACCGUUGAGGAAGACGAUAAGGCCCCAGUCACAACCGUUACUGUCGAAGAAGUUAAAAAACCAGAGGAAGAAGAAACUCUAGUCGAGGAGCUUCCCGAACAGGUUACCGUUCUCGAAACAGUCACCAAGGAAGGAAAGCCAAAGAAGAAAACCGUCAAGACUCGAGUAAUCAAGAAGACGAAGGGUGAUAAACAGGAGGUCACCAAGAUCGAAACCGUUGAAGAGGAUGACCAAAAGCCCGUCACCACCGUAACAAUCGAAGAAGGUCCCAAACCAGAGGAAGUCCCUGAAGAAACUCACAAGGUAGAAGAAUUACCGGAACAAGUUACCGUGUUCGAGACAGUCACGAAGGAGGGCAAACCCAAGAAAAAGGUUGUCAAGACUAAAGUUCUCAAGAAGAUCAAGGGUGAUAAACAAGAAGUCACCAAGAUCGAAACCGUUGAAGAAGACGAUAAGGCCCCAGUCACAACCGUUACUGUCGAAGAAGUUAAGAAACCAGAGGAAGAACAAACUCUAGUCGAGGAGCUUCCCGAACAAGUUACCGUUCUCGAAACAGUCACCAAGGAAGGAAAGCCAAAGAAGAAAACCGUCAAGACUCGAGUAAUCAAGAAGACGAAGGGUGAUAAACAGGAGGUAACCAAGAUCGAAACCGUUGAAGAAGAUGAUCAAAAACCAAUCACCACCGUAACAAUCGAAGAAGGUCCUAAACCAGAGGAAGUCCCUGAAGAAACUCACAAGGUAGAAGAAUUACCUGAACAAGUUACCGUUUUCGAGACAGUCACAAAGGAGGGAAAACCCAAGAAAAAGGUUGUUAAAACUAAGGUUCUCAAGAAAAUCAAGGGUGAUAAACAAGAAGUCACCAAGAUCGAAACCGUUGAGGAAGACGAUAAGGCCCCAGUCACAACCGUUACUGUCGAAGAAGUUAAAAAACCAGAGGAAGAACAAACUCUAGUCGAGGAGCUUCCCGAACAGGUUACCGUUCUCGAAACAGUCACCAAGGAAGGAAAGCCAAAGAAGAAAACCGUCAAGACUCGAGUAAUCAAGAAGACGAAGGGUGAUAAACAGGAGGUCACCAAGAUCGAAACCGUUGAAGAGGAUGACCAAAAGCCCGUCACCACCGUAACAAUCGAAGAAGGUCCCAAACCAGAGGAAGUCCCUGAAGAAACUCACAAGGUAGAAGAAUUACCGGAACAAGUUACCGUGUUCGAGACAGUCACGAAGGAGGGCAAACCCAAGAAAAAGGUUGUCAAGACUAAAGUUCUCAAGAAGAUCAAGGGUGAUAAACAAGAAGUCACCAAGAUCGAAACCGUUGAAGAAGACGAUAAGGCCCCAGUCACAACCGUUACUGUCGAAGAAGUUAAGAAACCAGAGGAAGAACAAACUCUAGUCGAGGAGCUUCCCGAACAAGUUACCGUUCUCGAAACAGUCACCAAGGAAGGAAAGCCAAAGAAGAAAACCGUCAAGACCCGAGUAAUCAAGAAGACGAAGGGUGAUAAACAGGAGGUAACCAAGAUCGAAACCGUUGAAGAAGAUGAUCAAAAACCAGUCACCACCGUAACAAUCGAAGAAGGUCCUAAACCAGAGGAAGUCCCUGAAGAAACUCACAAGGUAGAAGAAUUACCUGAACAAGUUACAGUUUUCGAGACAGUCACAAAGGAGGGAAAACCCAAGAAAAAGGUUGUCAAAACUAAGGUUCUCAAGAAAAUCAAGGGUGAUAAACAAGAAGUCACCAAGAUCGAAACUGUUGAGGAAGACGAUAAGGCCCCAGUCACAACCGUUACUGUCGAAGAAGUUAAGAAACCAGAGGAAGAACAAACUCUAGUCGAGGAGCUUCCCGAACAGGUUACCGUUCUCGAAACAGUCACCAAAGAAGGAAAGCCUAAGAAGAAAACCGUCAAGACUCGAGUAAUCAAGAAGACGAAGGGUGAUAAACAGGAAGUCACCAAGAUCGAAACCGUUGAAGAAGAUGACCAGAAACCAGUCACCACCGUAACAGUCGAAGAGGGUCCUAAACCAAAGGGAAUCUCUGAAGAAAGUCACAUGAUCGAGGAACUGCCAGAACAAGUAACUGUGUUUGAGAUAAUCACGAAGGAAGGCAAGCCCAAGAAGAAGGUUGUCAAAACCAGAGUGCUCAAAAAGACCAAAGGCGACAAAAAAGAAAUCAUCAAAAUCGAAACCGUUGAGGAGGAUGACAAAGCUCCGAUCACUAGCGUUACAGUCGAGGAUCUCGGAGAACACGCCGCAGAGGAUACGGAAGAUACAAUGGAACAAUCUGAGGUCUUCCCAAUAGGCACUGAAAUUUCACAAGGUAAGGUUGAUAACAAAAACUAUAUAUAUACGGAACCACGGAAUGUAGAGGGUGAAACGGCCAGCGAGGUUGCUAACGAUGCUGUAACCAACGCUGAAGAGGAAAUUGAAGUAGAGGAACUUCCUAUCCUUGACACAGUCACAGGGGAAGGAAAGCGAAAGAAAAAGACCGUAAAGUCUCGAGUUAUCAAAGUGACAAAGGGUGACAAGAAUGAGGGUGAUAAGGAGCCAGUCGCCAUCCUAACAGUCGAGAAAGGAUCGAAGCCAGAAGAAGUUCCAACAGAAACUGAGAAGAUAGAGGAACUACCCGAACAGGUUACUGUGAUUGAGACAAUCACCAAAGAAGGUAAACCAACCAAAAAGAUCGUCAGGACAAAGGUUCUCAAGAAGAUCAAAGGUGGCAAGCAAGAAAUCACCAAGGUCGAAACUGUUGAGGAGGAUGACAAGGCUCCAAUUACAACUGUUAUCGUAGAAGAAGUGCUGAAACCAGAGGAACCAACUCUAGUUGAGGAACUUCCCGAACAGAUUACCGUUCUCGAAACAGUUACCAGGGAAGGAAAGCCAAAGAAGAAAACGGUCAAAACUAGAGUAAUCAAAAAGACAAAGGGUGAUAAACAGGAAAUCACCAAAAUCGAAACCAUUGAAGAGGACGAAAUGGCUCCGGUAACAACUGUUACAGUUAAAGAAGUUAAGAAACCGGAAGAGGAGGAAACUCUAGUUGAGGAACUUCCCGAACAGGUCACCGUUCUCGAGACGAUCACAAAGGAAGGUAAGCCAAAGAAAAAAACCGUCAAGACUCGAGUAAUCAAGAAGACGAAGGGUGAUAAACAGGAGGUCACCAAGAUCGAAACCGUUGAAGAGGAUGACCAGAAACCUGUCACCACCGUCACAGUCGAAAAAGUUCCUAAACCAGAGGAAGUCCCUCAAGAAACGCAAAAGAUUGAAGAAUUGCCUGAACAAGUAACUGUUUUCGAGACAGUCACAAAGGAGGGAAAACCCAAGAAAAAGGUUGUCAAAACUAAGGUUCUCAAGAAGAUCAAGGGCGAUAAACAAGAAGUUACCAAGAUCGAAACCAUUGAGGAAGAUGACAAGGCACCAGUCACAACCGUCACGGUCGAAGAACUUGAGAAACCAGAGGAGGGGGAAAUUGUGGUUGAGGAACUUCCGGAACAGGUUACCGUUCUUGAAACAGUGACUAAGGAAGGAAGGCCCCAGAAGAAAACCGUGAAGACACGGAUAAUUAGGAAGACGAAGGGUGAUAAACAGGAGGUCACCAAGAUCGAAACGGUUGAGGAGGACGACAGAGCCCCAGUCACAACCGUCAUGGUCGAAGAUAUCGAGAAACCAGAGGAGGAAAUUGUGGUUGAGGAGCUUCCGGAACAGGUUACCGUUCUCGAAACAGUGACUAAGGAAGGAAGGCCACAGAAAAAAACCGUCAAAACACGGGUAAUUAAGAAGACCAAGGGUGAUAAACAGGAGGUCACCAAGAUCGAAACCGUUGAAGUGGAUGACCAGAAACCUAUCACCACCGUAACUGUCGAAGAAGGUCCUAAACCACAGGAAGUUCCUGAAGAAAUUCAGACUAUGGAAGAACUCCCUGAAGAAGUUACUAUUUUUGAAACGGUCACAAAAGAGGGUAAACCCAAGAAAAAGAUUAUCAAAAGUAAGGUUCUCAAGAAGAUCAAGGGUGACAAGCAAGAAGUCACCAAGAUCGAAACUGUUGAGGAAGAUGACAAAGCCCCAGUCACAACCGUUACCGUCGAAGAAAUUGGGAAACCAGAGGAGGAACAAAUUGUGGUUGAGGAACUUCCGGAACAGGUUACCAUUCUCGAAACAGUCACCAAGGAAGGAAAGCCUAAGAAGAAAACCGUCAAAACACGGGUAAUUAAGAAAACAAAGGGUGAUAAACAGGAGAUCACUAAGAUCGAAACCGUUCAAGAGGAUGACCAGAAACCAGUCACGACUGUAACAAUCGAAGAGGCACCCAAACCAGAGGAAGUGUCUGAAGAAACUCAUAAGAUCGAGGAGUUACCUGAACAAGUUACCAUUUUCGAGACAGUCACAAAGGAGGGAAAACCCAAGAAAACGGUUGUGAAAACUAAGGUUCUCAAGAAGAUAAAGGGCGAUAAACAAGAAAUUACCAAGAUCGAAACCGUCGAGGAAGACGAUAAGGCCCCAGUCACAACCGUUACUAUCGAAGAAGUUAAGAAACCAGAGAAAGAAGAAACUCUAGUCGAGGAGCUUCCCGAACAGGUCACUGUUCUCGAAACAGUCACGAAAGAAGGACAGCCUAAGAAGAAAACCGUCAAGACUCGAGUAAUCAAGAAGACGAAGGGUGAUAAACAGGAGGUCACCAAGAUCGAAACCGUUGAAGAAGAUGACCAAAAGCCUGUCACCACCGUGACUGUCGAAGAAGGUCCUAAACCAGAGGAAGUUCCUGAUGAAACUCACAAGAUCGAGGAAUUACCUGAACAAGUUACUGUCUUCGAGACAAUCACAAAGGAGGGAAAACCCAAGAAAAAGGUUGUCAAAACUAAGGUUCUCAAGAAGAUCAAGGGCGAUAAACAAGAAGUUACCAAGAUCGAAACCGUCGAGGAAGACGAUAAGGCCCCAGUCACAACCGUUACUGUGGAAGAGGUUAAGAAACCAGAGGAAGAAGAAACUCUAGUGGAGGAACUUCCCGAACAGGUCACCGUUCUCGAAACAGUCACGAAGGAAGGAAAGCCUAAGAAGAAAACCGUCAAAACUCGAGUAAUCAAGAAGACGAAGGGUGAUAAACAGGAGGUCACCAAGAUCGAAACCGUUGAAGAAGAUGACGAAAAGCCUGUCACCACCGUAAUUGUCGAAGAAGGUCCUAAGCCGGAGGAAGUUCCUGAAGAAACUCAUAAGAUCGAGGAGUUACCUGAACAAGUUACCGUUUUCGAGACAGUUACAAAGGAGGGGAAACCCAAGAAAAAGAUCGUUAAAACUAAGGUUCUCAAGAAGAUAAAGGGUGAUAAACAGGAAGUUACCAAGAUCGAAACCGUCGAGGAAGAUGAUAAGGCCCCAGUUACAACCGUUACCGUCGAAGAAGUUAAGAAACCAGAGGAAGAAGAAACUCUAGUCGAGGAGCUUCCCGAACAGGUCACUGUUCUCGAAACAGUCACGAAGGAAGGAAAGCCUAAGAAGAAAACCGUCAAGACUCGAGUAAUCAAGAAGACGAAGGGUGAUAAACAGGAGGUCACCAAGAUCGAAACCGUUGAAGAAGAUGACCAAAAGCCUGUCACCACCAUAACAGUCGAAGAAGGUCCUAAACCAGAGGAAGUUCCUGAAGAAGCUCAUAAGAUCGAGGAAUUACCUGAACAAGUUACUGUCUUCGAGACAAUCACAAAGGAGGGGAAACCCAAGAAAAAGGUUGUUAAAACUAAGGUUCUCAAGAAGAUAAAGGGUGAUAAACAGGAAGUUACCAAAAUCGAAACCGUCGAGGAAGACGAUAAGGCCCCAGUCACAACCGUUACCGUCGAAGAAGUUAAGAAACCAGAGGAAGAAGAAACUCUAGUCGAGGAGCUUCCCGAACAGGUCACUGUUCUCGAAACAGUCACGAAGGAAGGAAAGCCUAAGAAGAAAACCGUCAAGACUCGAGUAAUCAAGAAGACGAAGGGUGAUAAACAGGAGGUCACCAAGAUCGAAACCGUUGAAGAAGAUGACCAAAAGCCUGUCACCACCGUAACAGUCGAAGAAGGUCCUAAACCAGAGGAAGUUCCUGAAGAAACUCAUAAGAUCGAGGAAUUACCUGAACAAGUUACUGUCUUCGAGACAAUCACAAAGGAGGGAAAACCCAAGAAAAAGGUUGUCAAAACUAAAGUUCUUAAGAAAAUUAAGGGUGAUAAACAAGAAGUCACCAAGAUCGAAACCGUCGAGGAAGACGAUAAGGCCCCAGUCACAACCGUUACCGUCGAAGAAGUUAAGAAACCAGAGGAAGAAGAAACUCUAGUCGAGGAGCUUCCUGAACAGGUCACUGUUCUCGAAACAGUCACGAAGGAAGGAAAGCCUAAGAAGAAAACCGUCAAGACUCGAGUAAUCAAGAAGACGAAGGGUGAUAAACAGGAGGUCACCAAGAUCGAAACCGUUGAAGAAGAUGACCAAAAGCCUGUCACCACCGUAACAGUCGAAGAAGGUCCUAAACCAGAGGAAGUUCCUGAAGAAACUCAUAAGAUCGAGGAAUUACCUGAACAAGUUACUGUCUUCGAGACAGUCACAAAGGAGGGGAAACCCAAGAAAAAGGUUGUUAAAACUAAGGUUCUCAAGAAGAUAAAGGGUGAUAAACAGGAAGUUACCAAGAUCGAAACCGUCGAGGAAGACGAUAAGGCCCCAGUCACAACCGUUACCGUCGAAGAAGUUAAGAAACCAGAGGAAGAAGAAACUCUAGUCGAGGAGCUUCCCGAACAGGUCACUGUUCUCGAAACAGUCACGAAGGAAGGAAAGCCUAAGAAGAAAACCGUCAAGACUCGAGUAAUCAAGAAGACGAAGGGUGAUAAACAGGAGGUCACCAAGAUCGAAACCGUUGAAGAAGAUGACCGAAAGCCUGUCACCACCGUAACAGUCGAAGAAGGUCCUAAACCAGAGGAAGUUCCUGAAGAAACUCAUAAGAUCGAGGAAUUACCUGAACAAGUUACUGUCUUCGAGACAAUCACAAAGGAGGGAAAACCCAAGAAAAAGGUUGUCAAAACUAAAGUUCUCAAGAAAAUUAAGGGUGAUAAACAAGAAGUCACCAAGAUCGAAACCGUUGAGGAAGACGAUAAAGCCCCAGUCACAACUGUUACCGUCGAAAAAGUUAAGAAACCAGAGGAAGAAGAAACUCUAGUCGAGGAGCUUCCCGAACAGGUCACUGUUCUCGAAACAGUCACGAAGGAAGGAAAGCCUAAGAAGAAAACCGUCAAGACUCGAGUAAUCAAGAAGACGAAGGGUGAUAAACAGGAGGUCACCAAGAUCGAAACCGUUGAAGAAGAUGACCAAAAGCCUGUCACCACCGUAACAGUCGAAGAAGGUCCUAAACCAGAGGAAGUUCCUGAAGAAACUCAUAAGAUCGAGGAAUUACCUGAACAAGUUACUGUCUUCGAGACAGUCACAAAGGAAGGGAAACCCAAGAAAAAGUUUGUUAAAACUAAGGUUCUCAAGAAGAUAAAGGGUGAUAAACAGGAAGUUACCAAGAUCGAAACCGUCGAGGAAGACGAUAAGGCCCCAGUCACAACCGUUACCGUCGAAGAAGUUAAGAAACCAGAGGAAGAAGAAACUCUAGUCGAGGAGCUUCCCGAACAGGUCACUGUUCUCGAAACAGUCACGAAGGAAGGAAAGCCUAAGAAGAAAACCGUCAAGACUCGAGUAAUCAAGAAGACGAAGGGUGAUAAACAGGAGGUCACCAAGAUCGAAACCGUUGAAGAAGAUGACCAAAAGCCUGUCACCACCGUAACAGUCGAAGAAGGUCCUAAACCAGAGGAAGUUCCUGAAGAAACUUAUAAGAUCGAGGAAUUACCUGAACAAGUUACUGUCUUCGAGACAAUCACAAAGGAGGGAAAACCCAAGAAAAAGGUUGUCAAAACUAAAGUUCUCAAGAAAAUUAAGGGUGAUAAACAAGAAGUCACCAAGAUCGAAACCGUUGAGGAAGACGAUAAAGCCCCAGUCACAACUGUUACCGUCGAAGAAGUUAAGAAACCAGAGGAAGAAGAAACUCUAGUCGAGGAGCUUCCUGAACAGGUCACUGUUCUCGAAACAGUCACGAAGGAAGGAAAGCCUAAGAAGAAAACCGUCAAGACUCGAGUAAUCAAGAAGACGAAGGGUGAUAAACAGGAGGUCACCAAGAUCGAAACCGUUGAAGAAGAUGACCAAAAGCCUGUCACCACCGUAACAGUCGAAGAAGGUCCUAAACCAGAGGAAGUUCCUGAAGAAACUCAUAAGAUCGAGGAAUUACCUGAACAAGUUACUGUCUUCGAGACAGUCACAAAGGAGGGGAAACCCAAGAAAAAGGUUGUUAAAACUAAGGUUCUCAAGAAGAUAAAGGGUGAUAAACAGGAAGUUACCAAGAUCGAAACCGUCGAGGAAGACGAUAAGGCCCCAGUCACAACCGUUACCGUCGAAGAAGUUAAGAAACCAGAGGAAGAAGAAACUCUAGUCGAGGAGCUUCCCGAACAAGUCACUGUUCUCGAAACAGUCACGAAGGAAGGAAAGCCUAAGAAGAAAACCGUCAAGACUCGAGUAAUCAAGAAGACGAAGGGUGAUAAACAGGAGGUCACCAAGAUCGAAACCGUUGAAGAAGAUGACCAAAAGCCUGUCACCACCGUAACAGUCGAAGAAGGUCCUAAACCAGAGGAAGUUCCUGAAGAAACUCAUAAGAUCGAGGAAUUACCUGAACAAGUUACUGUCUUCGAGACAGUCACAAAGGAGGGGAAACCCAAGAAAAAGGUUGUUAAAACUAAGGUUCUCAAGAAGAUAAAGGGUGAUAAACAGGAAGUUACCAAGAUCGAAACCGUCGAGGAAGACGAUAAGGCCCCAGUCACAACCGUUACUGUCGAAGAAGUUAAGAAACCAGAGGAAGAAGAAACUCUAGUCGAGGAGCUUCCCGAACAGGUCACUGUUCUCGAAACAGUCACGAAGGAAGGACAGCCUAAGAAGAAAACCGUCAAGACUCGAGUAAUCAAGAAGACGAAGGGUGAUAAACAGGAGGUCACCAAGAUCGAAACCGUUGAAGAAGAUGACCAAAAGCCUGUCACCACCGUAACAGUCGAAGAAGGUCCUAAACCAGAGGAAGUUCCUGAAGAAACUCAUAAGAUCGAGGAAUUACCUGAGCAAGUUACUGUCUUCGAGACAAUCACAAAGGAGGGAAAACCCAAGAAAAAGGUUGUCAAAACUAAAGUUCUCAAGAAAAUUAAGGGUGAUAAACAAGAAGUCACCAAGAUCGAAACCGUUGAGGAAGACGAUAAAGCCCCAGUCACAACUGUUACCGUCGAAGAAGUUAAGAAACCAGAGGAAGAAGAAACUCUAGUCGAGGAGCUUCCCGAACAGGUCACUGUUCUCGAAACAGUCACGAAGGAAGGAAAGCCUAAGAAGAAAACCGUCAAGACUCGAGUAAUCAAGAAGACGAAGGGUGAUAAACAGGAGGUCACCAAGAUCGAAACCGUUGAAGAAGAUGACCAAAAGCCUGUCACCACCGUAACAGUCGAAGAAGGUCCUAAACCAGAGGAAGUUCCUGAAGAAACUCAUAAGAUCGAGGAAUUACCUGAACAAGUUACUGUCUUCGAGACAAUCACAAAGGAGGGAAAACCCAAGAAAAAGGUUGUCAAAACUAAAGUUCUCAAGAAAAUUAAGGGUGAUAAACAAGAAGUUACCAAGAUCGAAACCGUUGAGGAAGACGAUAAGGCCCCAGUCACAACCCUUACCGUCGAAGAGGUUAAGAAACCAGAGGAAGAAGAAACUCUAGUCGAGGAACUUCCCGAACAGGUUACCGUUCUCGAAACAGUCACCAAGGAAGGAAAGCCAAAGAAGAAAACCGUCAAAACUCGAGUAAUCAAGAAGACGAAGGGUGAUAAACAGGAGGUCACCAAGAUCGAAACCGUUGAAGAAGAUGACCAAAAGCCUGUCACCACCGUAAUUAUCGAAGAAGGUCCUAAGCCGGAGGAAGUCCCAGAAGAAGCUUACAAGAUCGAAGAAUUACCUGAACAAGUUUCCGUGUUUGAGACCAUCACAAAAGAGGGGAAACCGAAGAAAAAGGUUGUCAGAACUAAAGUUUUCAAAAAGGACAAAGGGGAUAAACAAGAAGUCACCAAGAUCGAAACCUUUGAAGAGGACGAUAAGGCCCCACUCACAACCGUCACGGUAGAAGAAACCACGAAGCCUGAGGAGGAGGAAGUUGUAAUUAGGGAACUGCCUGAGCAGGUGGCAGUAUUCGAGACGAUCGCAAAGGACGGGGUGCCGAAAAAGAAAACUGUUAGGACUAGGGUUAUUCAGAGAACUAAAGGUGAUAAGCAAGAGAUUACCAAAGUGGAGACAGUGGAAGAAGACGAUAAAGAACCAGUGACCACUGUAACGAUUGAAGAAGCCCAGCAACCCAACGACUUUGCAGGAGAGGGUGAAGAAAUCCACGAGCUUCCCGAGCAAAUCACCAUAUACGAAAGAAGAGAUAAGGAAGGGAAGCCAACCAAGAAAAUUUCGAAAACCAGGAUAUUGAAAAAGGUAAAAGGGGACAAAGAAAAAGUUACUAAAAUCGAGACUAUCGAGGAAGAUGGUAAAAUACAAGCUGCAAAUGUUGUGGUUGAGGAAAUUCCUAUAAUAGAACCGGAAAUUAUAGAGGAACUUCCAGAGAAGGUUAUUAUUAAAGAGAGGGUAAGCGACGACGGUGUUGUCACGCAAGAUGUCGCAAAAGUGAGAACAAUAAAGAAGAAACAUGGUCCUCAUGAGGAAACUACCAAAAUUGAGACGAUCAAAAAAGAAGGAGAAGAACCUUCUACCAGCAUUAGUGUUGAGAGAUUGAAACGGCGCCGGAAGUCCGAAAAACCCGUAGAAGUUGUGGAGGAACUCCCAGAACAAAAAACUGUAUAUUUCUCCGUGGGUGAUGAUGGUAAGCUUAAAAAGACAGUAGUUAAAACUCGUAUUAUCAAAAAGAUAAAAGGGGAUAAACAAGAAAUCACGAAAAUUCAAACUGUGGAGGAAUAUGAGAAGGAACCAGUGACGACGGUUUCGGUGGAGGAAAUCGAGAAACCUUUGACGGAAGAACAACAGGAAGAGCCCAUCUUCAUAGAGGAAUUUCCAGAAAUUGUUCGUGAAGAUUCCUCUCCAACUGAUACAGGAGAGAUAAAAAAGAAAGUUGUUCGUCAGAAAAAAUUCCGAAAGCCGAAGGGAGAUCACGAUGAGAUAAUGGAAAUUCAGAUUAUCGAAGAAGAAGGGAAGGAACCAAUAUCCUCCGUAAAUAUCGCAGAUGUGCCUAAAGAAGAAGUUGAAACCAUGCCUGGUGAAAUGGUGGAAGCACGCGAAUUACCGAUGGAGGUUAUCGUUGUUGAAUCGAAAUCGAAAGAGGGUAAACCUAAGAAAACGGUGGUCAAAACUAAAACAGUUAAGAGGCUUAAAGGUGAGAAAGAGGAAGUAACGAAAAUCCAGACCAUCAUUGAAGAUGAAAAAGAACCUGUUAGAACGCUCUUAAUUGAAGAAACAGUACCAACUGAAGAUUCUCCGGUUCAAACGAUCCCAUUAGAAGAAUUACCUGAGGAAAUUAUUGAAGCUGAAGUUUCCAUAGAUGGUGCCAAGCCAAAGAAAAAAGUUAUAAAAACUAAGGGUUAUAAAAAAUUAAAAGAUGAAAAACCAGAAGUUACAACUAUUCAAACCGUUGAGGAAGAAGGCGAACAGCCUGUCACUUUGGUUAGGGUAGUGAGUAGUGAUAGUUUAGCUAAUGUUAUUGACAUAAGUUCUCUGGCUGAUGAAACUGCCGAUUUUCACAAAACACCAACACAAUAUACACCUACACCUUACACUGACAAUAUAGAGCCUGAAGCAGCUCCAGAAGAAAAGCCCAUAUUCAUCACAACCUUCGAAACUAGCAACGUAGAUGGCGAAACUGUGAUCAAACCACGCAGUAAAAAAGUUACAACCGAUAAAGGUUUUAUUGUAGAAGAGAUACUAAGUGACUCUGAAUCGCCAAUUGUCCCCCAGGUCCCAGAAAGCAGUGUAGAAAUUGUUGAAGUUAAUGAGUUAGAAGAUGUGACCAGCAAAGACUACACAAUCACAGAACCAGAAGAAGACACACCUUUAUCAGAAACACCUGACAUACGAAAACCAACACCAAAACCUAAGAAAAAGAAAGACCUUAAGGACAGCAAAGAACUUAAACCUGAAGAUUAUAGUCUUGAAGUUCUUCCUGAAGAGGUUACAGAAAACGAAGUUCCCACGGAAGAUGGUGAAAAAAGGACGAAAUCUGUUAAGAAGAAAACUUUUAAGAAGAAAAUUGGUGACGAAGAACAAACAAUUGAAGUCCUCACCGUCAAAGAAGAUGGAAAAGAGGAAGUCAAUACAGUAAGCAUCAUUGAAGAAGUACCAGAAGAUGUACAGAAAGAGGAUGCACCCGAAAAUGAAGAGGAUAAACAGCCUACACCAGAAAAGCCGGAAAAGAUUGUGAAGAGAAAGAAGAAGAAGAUAAUCAAAAAAGUGAAAAAGGACGAUUUGGACGAUUACAUACAAAUGUUGAUUGAACAAGAUAUUCCCAAAACGGUCCUACAGAAAUAUGAGAAAGUUGACGUUGCAUUACCACAAAAAGCGAAACGUACUAAGAAGCCUAUUGAAACUAUCGAGAUUAUACCAAUGAAAAUUGAAAGGAUUGAACAGAAACCUACAAAAGUGGAAAUCAUCAGUGCAGCGGAAUACCCGCAACAUGUGAAGCUAAAGCAAAUAAAACGGAAGGAAAAACCAAAGAAGGUGCAGGAAGCGGUUGAUUUUAAAAAAUUAAAACUGAAAAGCCGCAUCCAGCACGUACCAUUCACUCUAGAACCAUUGCAUUUCUCAGUAACCACGUUAACAACAAUAAGAGGCAAUGGUGAACUUUCGAGAAAUGUUGAGGAAGCUACUAAAUUGUUGAAGAAGAAGCUGAAAAAGUUUAAAGAACCGAAAAUCGACGAUGAAGAGCUAGAAAAGCCAGAACUAGAAACCUAUGAAAAAUUGGAGGACAUACCAAAAGCCCAAAAACCAGAUAAAAAAUAUAUUCGGGAUAAAAAACCAGAGAAAACGGAAGAGCCGUCAGAUGACCGGAAACUGAAAUUGGGAAAAGGUGUACCUAAGGACGAAACCGAAUUGGAUGAAAAAGUUGUAUUAAAACCCGUUGCUCGCGAAGACCUGCCAGAUGAGAAACAGGAUCAAGAAGAUAAACCAAAACCAAAGAAACCAGAAAAAACUGACAAACCGAAGAAGUCACAUAAAACGCCCGAAGGAACACAAUUUGAGCCAUCCGAAUUCGAAACCGACAGCACCAAACUAGAUGAAUACACUCCUCAUCCAACUGAUCUUAAACCCGAGGAGGACACUGAAAAGGAAAAACCAAAGUAUAAAAGGAAGAAAAAACCAAAAACUGACGCAGAAGUCGACCAAAUCGAUAUCAAAAAAGGAAUUCCAAAGCCGGCAGAAUCUUCCGAGGAAGAUGAUGUUGCAUUUAGAAUUCCUAAAAGUCAACCACCAGACGAAACAACUGAUGAAAUAAAACUCAAGCCGUUUAAGAAAAUCGCGGAUCUUCCAGAAAAAGAAGCCGAUAGUAAAGCUACUCUCAAAUACAUAGGAAGUGACAUUCCUUCUCCUGAAGAAGUCGACGAAACAGAGCCUAUCUCCUUUGAAGAACUUCCUGCUGAAGUACACACAGUACAGAUUAUCGAGGAAGAUGCAAAACCGAAAACUCAGACAACUACACGACGUACUAUUAAAAAGAAAAAAGGAGACAAAGAAGAAAUAUUCAAAAUCACAGUUGUCGAGGAAGAAGGCAAACCGGAAACCACAAUUACAUUUGAAGCCAUAGAAAAAUCGCCAGAAGAACAGCAAAUACCUGAAGAAGAAAUAACCUCACCUGAAAAACCAAAGAAAAAAUCUGUUAAGAAAGUGAAAAAACAAGACAUUGAUCAAUAUAUCAAAACUUUGAUUGAACAGGAAAUCCCAAAAACAGAACUUGAAAAAUAUGAAAAGACUGAAGUUGAAGAGAAACCUAAGAAACCAAAAGAAAAGAAAAAGCCCAAGGAGAAGAAGGAAGUUCCCGUCGAAGAAGAAGUUCCUGUCUCGGUUGAAGAACUUCCAGAAGAGGUUGAAACUGUUGAGGUGCUCGAUGAGGAGGAAAAACCGAAAAAACAAACCACCAUAAAACGUACUAUCAAAAAGAAGGUUGGUGAUAAGGAAGAAAUAUUCAAAAUUACAGUUGUCGAGGAGGAAGGCAAACCCGAAACCACAAUUGCGUUCGAAGUAGAAGAGACUCCUGAGCAACCAGUGCCUGGGGAAGAAGCCAAACCAGAGAAACCCAAGAAGAAAACUGUUAAGAAGCUUAAGAAGGAUGAUGUCGAUGAAUACAUUAAAUCGUUGAUUGAACAGGAGAUUCCCAAAACUGAUCUUGAGGAAUAUGAGAAGACUGAAGUCGAGGAGAAACCUAAGAAACCAAAAGAAAAGAAAAAGCCCAAGGAAAAGAAGGAAGUUCCCGUCGAAGAAGAAGUUCCUGUCUCGGUUGAAGAACUUCCAGAAGAAGUUGAAACAGUUCAGGUGCUCGAUGAGGAGGAAAAACCCAAAACACAAACCACCACAAAACGUACUAUCAAAAAGAAGGUUGGUGAUAAGGAAGAAAUAUUCAAAAUCACAGUUGUCGAGGAGGAAGGCAAACCCGAAACCACAAUUGCGUUCGAAGUAGAAGAGACUCCUGAGCAACCAGUGCCUGGGGAAGAAGCCAAACCAGAGAAACCCAAGAAGAAAACUAUCAAGAAACUUAAGAAGGAUGACGUCGAUGAAUACAUUAAGUCGUUAAUCGAGCAGGAAAUUCCUAAAACUGAUCUUGAGCAAUAUGAGAAGACUGAAGUCGAGGAGAAACCUAAGAAACCAAAAGAAAAGAAAAAGCCCAAGGAAAAGAAGGAAGUUCCCGUCGAAGAAGAAGUUCCUGUUUCGAUUGAAGAACUUCCAGAAGAGGUUGAAACAGUUCAGGUCCUAGAUGAGGAGGAAAAACCGAAAACACAAACCACCACAAAACGAACUAUCAAAAAGAAGGUUGGUGAUAAGGAAGAAAUAUUCAAAAUCACAGUUGUGGAGGAGGAAGGCAAACCCGAAACGACAAUCGCCUUCGAAGUAGAAGAGACUCCUGAACAACCAAUGCCUGGGGAAGAAGCCAAACCAGAAAAACCCAAGAAGAAAACUGUUAAGAAGCUUAAGAAGGAUGAUGUCGAUGAAUACAUUAAAUCCUUGAUUGAACAGGAGAUUCCCAAAACUGAUCUUGAGCAAUAUGAGAAGACUGAAGUCGAGGAGAAACCUAAGAAACCAAAAGAAAAGAAAAAGCCCAAGGAAAAGAAGGAAGUUCCCGUCGAAGAAGAAGUUCCUGUCUCGGUUGAAGAACUUCCAGAAGAGGUUGAAACAGUUCAGGUGCUCGAUGAGGAAGAAAAACCGAAAACACAAACCACCACAAAACGUACUAUCAAAAAGAAGGUUGGUGAUAAGGAAGAAAUAUUCAAAAUUACAGUUGUCGAGGAGGAAGGCAAACCCGAAACGACAAUCGCAUUCGAAGUAGAAGAGACUCCUGAGCAACCAGUGCCUGGGGAAGAAGCUAAACCAGAGAAACCCAAGAAGAAAACUGUUAAGAAGCUUAAGAAGGAUGACGUCGAUGAAUACAUUAAAUCCUUGAUUGAACAGGAGAUUCCCAAAACUGAUCUUGAGGAAUAUGAGAAGACUGAAGUCGAGGAGAAACCUAAGAAACCAAAAGAAAAGAAAAAGCCCAAGGAAAAGAAAGAAGUUCCCGUCGAAGAAGAAGUUCCUGUCUCGGUUGAAGAACUUCCAGAAGAGGUUGAAACAGUUCAGGUGCUCGAUGAGGAGGAAAAACCGAAAACACAAACCACCACAAAACGUACUAUCAAAAAGAAGGUUGGUGAUAAGGAAGAAAUAUUCAAAAUUACAGUUGUCGAGGAGGAAGGCAAACCCGAAACGACAAUCGCAUUCGAAGUAGAAGAGACUCCUGAGCAACCAGUGCCUGGGGAAGAAGCCAAACCAGAGAAACCCAAGAAGAAAACUGUUAAGAAGCUUAAGAAGGAUGACGUCGAUGAAUACAUUAAAUCCUUGAUUGAACAGGAGAUUCCCAAAACUGAUCUUGAGGAAUAUGAGAAGACUGAAGUCGAGGAGAAACCUAAGAAACCAAAAGAAAAGAAGAAGCCCAAGGAAAAGAAAGAAGUUCCCGUCGAGGAAGAAGUUCCUGUUUCGGUUGAAGAGCUUCCUGAGGAAAUUGAAACCGUUCAGGUGAUUGAUGAGGAGGAAAAACCAAAAACACAAACCACAAAGAAACGUACCAUCAAAACCAGAAAAGGUGACAUAGAAGAAAUCUUUAAGAUAACUGUUGUUGAGCAAGAAGGUUCACCUGAAACUACAAUUACUUUUGAAACUGUGGAGGUUCCAGAGGAACAACAACAGACACCCGAGGAAGAGGCAACCAAACCGAAAAAACCGAAGAAAAAAUCUGUCAAAAAGCUGAAGAAAAGUGACGUAGACGAGUAUAUUCAGGCAUUAAUUGAGCAGGAAAUUCCAAAGACCGAACUUGAAGAAUAUGAGAAGAUUGACGUUGAUGAAAAGCCUAAAAAAGUUAAAGCAAAGAAACAACCCGAAGUAGAUAAGAAGCCAAUAACUAAAGAAGUUAUAUCAACAUUACCAGAUGAAAAACCAGCAGAAUCGAAAAUUGUGAAAAAACCGAAGGUCCAUAAAAAACAUGCUGUCGAGGAAGAACAGAUAUACAAACAGCCAAGACUGAAGAGUAGAAUCACAUUAAUUGAAUAUCCACCAGAACUUUUAAAACCGAAAAUAGUUGACUUGGAGACAAUUCGAGAUGCUGGCAUAUUGUCUCGGACCAUUGAAGAAGCAGAGAAGCUACCUAAACGAAAAGUGAAAAAAUUCCGUCAUCCUAAGGAGAAAAUCACUGAUUUAGAGAAAACAGAGCCCGAACAAUACGAACCGACCCCAAGCAGCCCCGAGAAGGAUGAACCUUCAAAGCCUUAUGAAAAGCAACAAAAACCCGCAUCUUCAGAUAAGCCAGAAGAGCAAAAGAGCAUUCCUAUAGGGAAGGGCAAAAAGAAAACACCAGAGGAGGAAGAAAAUGAAAUAGUGAAACUAAAGAAAAUUCCUAAGAAAAUGCAUAGUGAGGAAGUACCUGAAGAGAAAAGUACCAAAGUCACUCACACAGAAACAGAUAAGCCUGAUAAACAGCGAGAAGAGCAGGAAUAUAACUUGAAGCCUCUUGAACCAUUUGACACUACCCCAAGCGAAUACGACAAAGAUGAGUUGGAAAAGAUACCCUCCUCCCCCGAAUCACCAGACGAAAAGCAAAUUCCAAAACCAAAAUACAAACGAAAACAGAAACCCAAGUCAGCUCCUGAAACUGAAGAGCAUCCAAUUAUACCAGGCGUGCCAAAGGAACCUGAGGAGCAGCCUGAGGACACAAUUCAAUUCCGAAAACCACAAAAAGACAAGCCAGAAGAAGAAAAGGACGAAAUUACGUUGAAACCCUUUAUCAAACCUGAAGAUCAGAUAAGCGCAGAGAAAGAUAUACCAGACAGAGAUAUGAACCUCGCCCCAAUUAAAUCAUCUUCACCAGAGCCAGAUAGUCAAGAUGAAAAGACUAAAAAACCAAAGGACAAGAAAAAACCCAAAAAGAAAAAGGAAACACCAAUAGAAGAAGAAACUCCAGUUUCAAUUGAAGAGCUUCCGCAGGAAGUUGAAACCACACAAGUAAUCGACGAAGAAGAAAAACCUAAAACACAGACCACCACAAAGCGAACUAUUAAAAAGAAGGUUGGUGAUAAGGAAGAAAUCUUCAAAAUCACAGUUGUAGAAGAAGAAGGCAAACCGGAAACUACAAUUGCAUUCGAAGUUGAAGAGACUCCUGAGCAACCAGUGCCUGGGGAAGAAGCCAAACCAGAGAAACCCAAGAAGAAAAAAGUUAAGAAGCUUAAAAAGGAUGAAGUCGAUGAAUACAUUAAAUCUUUGAUUGAACAGGAGAUUCCCAAAACUGAUCUUGAGCAAUAUGAGAAGACUGAAGUCGAGGAGAAACCUAAGAAACCAAAAGAAAAGAAAAAGCCCAAGGAAAAGAAGGAAGUUCCCGUCGAAGAAGAAGUUCCUGUCUCGGUUGAAGAACUUCCAGAAGAGGUUGAAACAGUUCAAGUGCUCGAUGAGGAGGAAAAACCCAAAACACAAACCACCACAAAACGUACUAUCAAAAAGAAGGUUGGUGAUAAGGAAGAAAUAUUCAAAAUUACCGUUGUCGAGGAGGAAGGUAAACCCGAAACCACAAUUGCGUUCGAAGUAGAAGAGACUCCUGAACAACCAGUGUCUGAGGAAGAAGCCAAACCAGAGAAACCCAAGAAGAAAACUGUCAAGAAACUUAAGAAGGAUGACGUCGAUGAAUACAUUAAGUCGUUAAUAGAGCAGGAAAUUCCUAAAACUGAUCUUGAGCAGUAUGAGAAGACUGAAGUCGAAGAGAAACCUAAGAAACCAAAAGAAAAGAAAAAGCCCAAGGAAAAGAAGGAAGUUCCCGUCGAAGAAGAAGUUCCUGUUUCGGUUGAAGAACUUCCAGAAGAGGUUGAAACAGUUCAAGUGCUCGAUGAGGAGGAAAAACCAAAAACACAAACCACCACAAAACGUACUAUCAAAAAGAAGGUUGGUGAUAAGGAAGAAAUAUUCAAAAUCACAGUUGUGGAGGAGGAAGGCAAACCCGAAACCACAAUCGCAUUUGAAGUAGAAGAAAUUCCUGAAGAACCUGUGCCUGAAGAGGAAACCAAACCAGAGAAGCCCAAGAAGAAAACUGUCAAGAAGCUUAAAAAGGAUGACGUCGAUGAAUACAUUAAAUCUUUGAUUGAACAGGAGAUUCCCAAAACUGAUCUUGAGCAAUAUGAGAAGACUGAAGUCGAGGAGAAACCUAAAAAACCAAAAGAAAAGAAAAAGCCCAAGGAAAAGAAGGAAGUUCCCGUCGAAGAAGAAGUUCCUGUCUCGGUUGAAGAACUUCCAGAAGAGGUUGAAACAGUUCAGGUGCUCGAUGAGGAAGAAAAACCGAAAACACAAACCACCACAAAACGUACUAUCAAAAAGAAGGUUGGUGAUAAGGAAGAAAUAUUCAAAAUUACAGUUGUGGAGGAGGAAGGCAAACCCGAAACCACAAUUGCAUUUGAAGUAGAAGAAAUUCCUGAACAACCAGUGUCUGAAGAAGAAGCUAAACCAGAGAAACCUAAGAAGAAAACUGUCAAGAAGCUUAAAAAGGAUGAUGUCGAUGAAUACAUUAAAUCUUUGAUUGAACAGGAGAUUCCCAAAACUGAUCUUGAGCAAUAUGAGAAGACUGAAGUCGAGGAGAAACCUAAGAAACCAAAAGAAAAGAAAAAGCCCAAGGAGAAGAAGGAAGUUCCCGUCGAAGAAGAAGUUCCUGUUUCGGUUGAAGAACUUCCAGAAGAGGUUGAAACAGUUCAGGUGCUCGAUGAGGAGGAAAAACCGAAAACACAAACCACCACAAAACGUACUAUCAAAAAGAAGGUUGGUGAUAAGGAGGAAAUAUUCAAAAUCACAGUUGUCGAGGAGGAAGGCAAACCCGAAACCACAAUUGCAUUCGAAGUAGAAGAGACUCCUGAACAACCAGUGUCUGAGGAAGAAGCCAAACCAGAGAAACCCAAGAAGAAAACUGUCAAGAAGCUUAAAAAGGAUGACGUUGAUGAAUACAUUAAAUCUUUGAUUGAACAGGAGAUUCCCAAAACCGAUCUUGAGCAAUAUGAAAAGACUGAAGUCGAGGAGAAACCUAAAAAACCAAAAGAAAAGAAAAAGCCCAAGGAAAAGAAGGAAGUUCCCGUCGAAGAAGAAGUUCCUGUCUCGGUUGAAGAACUUCCAGAAGAGGUUGAAACAGUUCAGGUGCUCGAUGAGGAAGAAAAACCGAAAACACAAACCACCACAAAACGUACUAUCAAAAAGAAGGUUGGUGAUAAGGAAGAAAUAUUCAAAAUCACAGUUGUGGAGGAGGAAGGCAAACCUGAAACCACAAUCGCAUUUGAAGUAGAAGAAAUUCCUGAAGAACCUGUGCCUGAAGAGGAAACCAAACCAGAGAAACCCAAGAAGAAAACUGUUAAGAAGCUUAAGAAGGAUGACGUCGAUGAAUACAUUAAAUCUUUGAUAGAACAGGAGAUUCCCAAAACCGAUCUUGAGCAAUAUGAGAAGACCGAAGUCGAGGAGAAACCUAAGAAACCAAAAGAAAAGAAAAAGCCCAAGGAAAAGAAGGAAGUUCCCGUCGAAGAAGAAGUUCCUGUUUCGGUUGAAGAACUUCCAGAAGAGGUUGAAACAGUUCAGGUGCUCGAUGAGGAGGAAAAACCGAAAACACAAACCACCACAAAACGUACUAUCAAAAAGAAGGUUGGUGAUAAGGAAGAAAUAUUCAAAAUCACAGUUGUCGAGGAGGAAGGCAAACCCGAAACUACAAUUGCAUUCGAAGUAGAAGAGACUCCUGAACAACCAAUGCCUGAGGAAGAAGCCAAACCAGAAAAACCCAAGAAGAAAACCGUUAAGAAGCUUAAGAAGGAUGACGUCGAUGAAUACAUUAAAGCUUUGAUCGAGCAGGAAAUUCCCAAAACUGAUCUUGAGGAAUAUGAGAAGACUGAAGUCGAAGAGAAACCUAAGAAACCAAAAGAAAAGAAAAAGCCCAAGGAAAAGAAGGAAGUUCCCGUCGAAGAAGAUGUUCCCGUCUCGGUUGAAGAGCUUCCUAAGCAGGUCGAAAAAGAUGCUCCUGUCUCGGUUGAAGAACUUCCAGAAGAAGUUGAAACAGUUCAGGUCCUCGAUGAAGAAGAAAAACCGAAAACACAAACCACCACAAAACGUACUAUCAAAAAGAAGGUUGGUGAUAAGGAAGAAAUAUUCAAAAUCACAGUUGUCGAGGAGGAAGGCAAACCGGAAACCACAAUUGCAUUCGAAGUAGAAGAGACUCCUGAACAACCAGUGUCUGAGGAAGAAGCCAAACCAGAGAAACCCAAGAAGAAAACUGUUAAGAAACUUAAGAAGGAUGAUGUCGAUGAAUACAUUAAAUCUUUGAUUGAACAGGAGAUUCCCAAAACCGAUCUUGAGCAAUAUGAAAAGACUGAAGUCGAAGAGAAGCCUAAGAAACCAAAAGAAAAGAAAAAGCCCAAGGAAAAGAAAGAAACACCAGUGGAAGAAGGAGUUACUACCUCCGUUGAAGAGCUUCCUGAGCAGGUCGAAGAAGAAGUUCCUAUCUCGGUUGAAGAACUUCCAGAAGAAGUUGAAACAGUUCAAGUGCUCGAUGAGGAGGAAAAACCGAAAAUACAAACCACCACAAAACGUACUAUCAAAAAGAAGGUUGGUGAUAAGGAAGAAAUAUUCAAAAUUACAGUUGUCGAGGAGGAAGGCAAACCCGAAACCACAAUUGCAUUCGAAGUAGAAGAGACUCCUGAACAACCAGUGCCUGAGGAAGAAACCAAACCAGAGAAACCCAAGAAGAAAACUGUCAAGAAGCUUAAAAAGGAUGAUGUCGAUGAAUACAUUAAAUCGUUGAUCGAGCAGGAAAUUCCCAAAACUGAUCUUGAACAAUAUGAAAAGACAGAAGUUGAGGAGAAACCUAAGAAACCAAAAGAAAAGAAAAAGCCCAAGGAAAAGAAGGAAGUUCCCGUCGAAGAAGAAGUUCCUGUUUCGGUUGAAGAACUUCCAGAAGAGGUUGAAACAGUUCAGGUGCUCGAUGAGGAGGAAAAACCGAAAACACAAACCACCACAAAACGUACUAUCAAAAAGAAGGUUGGUGAUAAGGAAGAAAUCUUCAAAAUCACAGUUGUCGAGGAGGAAGGCAAACCCGAAACCACAAUUGCGUUUGAAGUAGAAGAGACUCCUGAGCAAGCAGUGUCCGAGGAAGAAACCAAACCAGAGAAACCCAAGAAGAAAACUGUGAAGAAGCUUAAGAAGGAUGAUGUCGAUGAAUACAUUAAAUCUUUGAUCGAGCAGGAAAUUCCCAAAACUGAUCUUGAGGAAUAUGAGAAGACUGAAGUCGAGGAGAAACCUAAAAAACCAAAAGAAAAGAAAAAGCCCAAGGAAAAGAAGGAAGUUCCCGUCGGGGAAGAAGUUCCUGUCUCGGUUGAAGAACUUCCAGAAGAGGUUGAAACAGUUCAGGUGCUCGAUGAGGAAGAAAAACCGAAAACACAAACCACCACAAAACGUACUAUCAAAAAGAAGGUUGGUGAUAAGGAAGAAAUCUUCAAAAUCACAGUUGUCGAGGAGGAAGGCAAACCCGAAACCACAAUUGCAUUCGAAGUAGAAGAGAUUCCCGAGCAACCAGUGCCUGAGGAAGAAGUCAAACCAGAGAAACCCAAGAAGAAAACUGUUAAGAAGCUUAAAAAGGAUGAUGUCGAUGAAUACAUUAAAUCUUUGAUCGAGCAGGAAAUUCCCAAAACUGAUCUUGAGCAAUAUGAAAAGACUGAAGUCGAUGAGAAACCUAAGAAACCAAAAGAAAAGAAAAAGCCCAAGGAAAAGAAGGAAGUUCCAAUCGAAGAAGUUCCAGUUUUGGUUAAAGAAGUUCCGAAAAAGGUUGAGGACAUCCAGGACGAAGAAUUGCCCCAGGAGUCUCCGAUUGAGGAAGAAGAAAAGGUUCCUUCUGUCGAAGAAUUGCCACAAGAAAUAUUUUCCGUGCAAAUUAUAGACUUUGAAGGCAAACCGAUAAUUCAAACUACAACUAAACGUACAAUAAAGAAAAAUCUGGGCGAUAAGGAAGAAACAUUCAAAAUUACUAUCGUAGAGGAAGAAGGUAAGCCUGAAACAACAAUAUCUAUUGAAAGCGAAGAAACUCCCAAAGAUGAAGAGGAUAUCACCGAUGAGAAACCUAAACCAAGAAAACCGAAAACAAAGUUAACCAAAAAAAUGAAAAAAGAUGAUUUAGACGAAUAUCUAGAAGCAUUAAUACAACAAGAAAUUCCAAAAACCGAAUUAGAGCAGUAUGAAAAAGUCGUCUUAGACGAUACUCCAAAAGAGCAUGUAAAGGUGGUACCAGACGAGGUAACUAAGGUAGAGCUACCCAAACAAGAUGAAGAGAGUAGUGAAUAUCAACCACAAACAGAUCAACAUACACCAGUAGAGAAAACACCACUUGAUGAUACUCAAGAAACACAACCGUCAUUAACCACAGAAAAACCACUAAGUGAGAAACCACACAAACCCAAACCAAAAACUAGCCGUCAAAAACAAAAAGAUACCGAACAAACCCCUUUGCCAAGUGAUGAACAACAAAUAGAAGAAAUACCAGCAGAAGAAACAUUACAAGAAGUAGACCAGGGUCAAGAAGAGGAAUAUCCGUUGCUACAGGUCACUGUUAAAGAAACAAAAGUUGAGGACUCGGUACCUGAAGUGAAACCAAAAGAGCAAGAAUCUCCAAAAUUAGAAACACCCAAGGAGCCUGAAGAAAUAACAGAAGCUCCUACGACCCAGGAAGAAAUUCCUGAACAGGAAAAAUUGGUUGAAGAAACUACAAGUAAAAAGCCCAAAAAGAAGAAACCAAUAAAGAAAAAGAAAACGGACGAGCAUGAUGAAAUUAUCCAAGCCCUUUUGGAGCAAGAGGUUCCAAAAACAGAGCUUGAAAAGUACGAGAAAAUUGACGUUGACACGAAGAAACCAAAGAAACAGAAACCCGUGGACCUAAAACCGACUAAAAUUGUUGUACAUGAACAAAAGCCGAUAAAACUCAAAAUUGAGGAACCGGAGCAACUUCCACAAACUAUUAAAUUGAAGCCGUCCAAACCAAGGGAAAGAAAAACUGAUGAUGCCCAGGAAAUGGGUCCUAAAAUCAAACUGAAGAGUCGCAUCAUUCACGUCACCUAUCCACCAGAGAGUCUGAAGCCUGUUAUAAGUGACUUGGGAACAAAGAGAGGUGUUGGAGAAUUAUCACGAAAUAUUGAAGAAGCGAAGAAACUAACUAAAAAGAAACUUAAAAAGUUCCAACACCCCGAGGAAGAAACUGAAGAUCUGGAGAAGGUAGAGUUGGAGAAAUAUGAACCAUAUAUCAGCAGCUCCGAAGAUGAAGAGCACAAGAAACCUUAUGAAAGACCUAAGAUACAAAAACCUUCAGAUAAGCCUGAGGAAUCCGUAACUAUUCCCUUAGGAAAGGGUAAGAAAAAGCCACCGUCUGAGGACGAAACGGAAUCUGUAAAACUGAAAAAGAUUCCAGAAAAAAUUACUCCCGAGGAAGAGAGCAAAGAACCCUUGCCUAAGAAGCCUGAUGAAGAAAAAGGAAAGGAAAAACAAGACCGUCCAGAGUCACAUGAUCGAAUGGAACCAUUCGAACCUACUGAAUUUGAUCGUACAGAGCUUCCGAAGGAUGAACUAGAACAGGUCGAAAUGCCAUCUCAGCCAGAAGAUGAAGAGAAAACAAGAAAACCGAAACAUAAAAAGAAAGACAAACCAAAGCCGGAGCCGGAAUCUAUACAAUAUCCUAUUGUUCCUGGUGUUCCAAAACCACCAGAAGAAACGCCCCAGGAUACUGUUAAGUUCCGUAUUCCAAGCAAAGACAUACCAGAAGACACAACCGAUGAAAUUAAACUUAAACCAUUCACUAAACCCGAAGAGGUUGAAGAACAGGAAAAAGUUGUGCCAGAGGAUGACGUUCAAGAUGUUAAACCGAAGCCUAAGCCAGACGAUGAAGAUAAAGAGGCUGAGAAAAAACCUAAGAAAGUUAAAAAGCCAAAAACAAAAGACCAAAAGGAGCCGGAAAAACCAACAACUAUUGAAGAAGCAAUACCAACUGAAGAUAUUCCAAAGGAAGAAUCACCUCAACCCGAAGAGGAAGUUGUUCAGCAGUUUGAAAUUUCAGUUAAAGAGAAACUACCCGAAAAAAGUGAAGAACAGGAGGAGGUCGUUGUGAGACUGACAAAGCCAGAACAGCCUGAAGAUGUUGAAAUCGAUUUGCAUAUUCCCAAAUCAGAUAUUAAAGUCACAGAGGAGGCGGCAGAUGAAUUCAAGGUAAUCAUAAAAGAGACUGAUGAGAAAAAAGAGGAAACUCAAACCGAAGAAGUCACUAUUGUUAAAAAGAAAAAGAAAAUCAAACCGGAAACAAAGGAAGAAGUUCCCGAAGAAACAUUUACAAUAAAGAAACCUAGUGAAGAAGACGAGACUACAAUUCCUGCAGAUGUAAAGGUAGAUUUCAAGAUGGCGCCGGAAAAAACACCCAAGGAUGAUGAAGCGGAAGUGGUACUUACAUUGAAACAGACUGAAGAGGUACCAGAAGUUAUAGAGUCCGAGCAAUUCGAAAUAUUGGUGAAGGAAACGCCAAAACCAACAGAGAAAGCUGUCGAUGAGAAGCCUGAGAAAGAGGUACAACCAUCUAAAAAAGAAAAACCAAAAAUUGUUGAAGAAGAAAAACCGGAAGAAAAAGUACAACCGACCGAAAAACCCAAACCUGAAGAAAAACCUGAAACCGUCUCACCUGUGCAGGAGGAGACAGUGGAAGAAAGUUUACCCGAGCAAGAAAUUCCUUACGAAUUUUCUAUAAAAGAAGUAAAACCAACUCAAGAAGAAGUUUUCAAAGUGAAAUUGACGGAAUCAGAGGCUCCAGAAAGUGCUGAAGAUUUCGUUGUAAAAUUGGUUUCAACAAAACCUCAAGAGGAAGAAGAACCAGUUGAAACAUUCACGAUACGCAAGCAAAAGGAAGAUACUGAAGAUGAAGUUGCUGUCGAGAUUAAGCUUACACCAAAAGUGGAAGAAUUCGAAGAAACAACUGUCGGUGCCUCUAUCAAAAAGAAAAAACCCAAGAAAAAACCAGUUGAAGAAGCGGCAGCAGAACUAAAAGUCGAAGUCAUUGAAACUACUCCGACUGAGGAAGAGGAGCGGCCCACUGAAGAAAAAGAACAACCCGAUAUUGAAGAUGAAAGUAUUGUUGAAGAAAUUCACGAAGUUACUAUUAAGGAACAACCCAAACCAGAGGAAACAAAAUCCGAACCUAAACUUGUUCAAGACAUCCCUAGUGAAGAACCCAAGCCAAUAUCAGAAGUAGUUGAAGAAGUACCCACCAAGGAAGAAGUUUUCAAAAUUUCAGUCAAAGAAGAAAAACCAAAGGCCGAAGAGGCAAUUGAAGUCCCUGAAGCAAUUGAGGAGAAACCUGUACAACCAACUCUACCAGCGGAAGAGGAAGUUCCUGAGUCUUACGAGGUCACAUUGAAGGAAACCAAGCCAGAAGAACAAGUUCCUGACGAUGUUGAGGUAUCAAUCAAGCCUAAGCGAAAGGAUUCCAAACCACAAGAAGAAGUUGAGGCAGUGAUUAAAUUGACGGAGCGCGAAGAAGAAACUCCUACUGAACAGUCAGUGAUACUUCCAAAGAAGAAAAAGAUUCCAAAAGAGCAAGUUGAAGAUGUACAGAUCACGCUAAAGAAACCAGAAGAAGAAUUACCUGAGGAAAUUGCACAGGAAACUUUUGCAUUAUUGAAAAAACCUAAGCCAACAGUAGAAACGGUUGAGGAAGUAUCUGCUGAAAUUUCUUUACCACAAAAAACGCCAGAAGACCAGGUUGCAGAAGAAGUGACAAUCAAAAAGAAGAAGCCCAAAAAGCCUUCCAUCGAGGAAGCUGGAAGCGAGCUAGUAAUAAAGAAAACGUUAGAGUUCGAACCUGAAGGUGAUAUCGAGGAAGUAGUCGAGAAGCCAGAAGAUGAGGAAGAAGUUCCAUCCCCGGCUGAAACUAUCGAAGAAGUGGUUGUGAAAGAGCUUGUUCCUGAAGAAAAACCGGAGGAAGUUGCCGACGUUACUGUGAAGAAGCCACAACAAGAAGAAAAGCCAGUUGAAGAGGUAGAAGCACAAAUUGUCCUGAAACCAGACACUCCAAAAGAGCAAGAAACUGAAAAUGUCACUAUCAAAAAGAAGAAGCCUAAAAAAUCCGUAGUCGAAGAAGCAGAAAGUGAAUUAGUAAUUAAGAAACCAUCAAUAGAAAAACCUGAGCAGGAGGAAGUGUUUGAUGUUACAAUCAAGAAGCCCGAGAAAGAAGAUAAACCCGUUGAAGAAGUAGAAGCACAAAUUACACUUCCACAGGAAAAGCCCAAGGAUGAGACCGCCGAAGAAGUUACUGUGAAAAAGCGUAAAACUAAAAAACCAAAAACCGAAGAAGCUGCAGAUGAAUUGGUAAUAAAAAAAGUGGUUGAGCCAGCACCUGAAGAAGUUGUAGAAGAAGAGGUAGCAGAAGUUACCAUAAAGAAGCCUGAAAAAGAAGAUAAACCCAUUGAUGAAGUCGAGGCGGAAAUAACACUUCCACAAGAAAAGCCCAAGGAUGAGACCGCCGAAGAUGUUACAGUGAAAAAACGUAAACCCAAAGUACCGAAGACCGAAGAAGCUGCAGAUGAAUUGGUAAUAAAAAAAGUGGUUGAGCAAGCACCUGAAGAAGUUAUCGAGGAAGAGGUAGCAGAUGUUACGAUAAAGAAGCCUAAAAAGGAAGAUAAACCCAUUAAUGAAGUAGAGGCGAAAAUAACACUUCCACAAGAAAAGCCCAAAGACGAGACCGCCGAAGAAGUUACAGUGAAAAAACGUAAACCCAAAGUACGGAAGACCGAAGAAGCUGAGGAUCAAUUGCUUAUCAAGAAGGAGGUUGAACAAGCACCUGAAGAGAUCAUUGAGGAAGAAAUUGUAGAGGAAGCGAUAGUAAAAAGAAGAAAGCCUAAAGUUCCUCACUCCGUUGAGAAUUUAGAAGAGGAGGAGGUGAGCCUUUCUCUCGCCAAACCUAAAGUGAAAUCCGAAGAUGUUGAAGAAGGGGCAACAAUCAAGAGGAAACCCAAAAAGCCGAAACUCACUUCAGAUGAGGCAAGUGCGGAACUUGUUAUCAAAAAAGACGAAGAAAUCGAGGAAGAAGAAGAAGAAGUAUUUGAAGAAGAGGCACCUGAAGAAUUUAUCGUGCGAAAGAAGCCUAAACCGAAACCACAACAGCCAGUCGAGGAGCAUACCUCUGAAGUAACCAUCAAGAAACUUAAGUCAAAAAAAGAGGAAACUCAAACCGAAGAAGUCACUAUUGUUAAAAAGAAAAAGAAAAUCAAGCCGGAAACAAAGGAAGAAGAAGCUGGAAGCGAGCUAGUAAUAAAGAAAACGUUAGAGUUCGAACCUGAAGAAAAACCUGAGCAGGAGGAAGUGUUUGAUGUUACAAUCAAGAAGCCCGAGAAAGAAGAUAAACCCGUUGAAGAAGUAGAAGCCCAAAUUACACUUCCACAGGAAAAGCCCAAGGAUGAGACCGCCGAAGAAGUUACUGUGAAAAAGCGUAAAACUAAAAAACCGAAAACCGAAGAAGCUGCAGAUGAAUUGGUAAUAAAAAAAGUGGUUGAGCAAACACCUGAAGAAGUUGUAGAAGAAGAGGUAGCAGAAGUUACCAUAAAGAAGCCUGAAAAAGAAGAUAAACCCAUUGAUGAAGUCGAGGCGGAAAUAACACUUCCACAAGAAAAGCCCAAGGAUGAGACCGCCGAAGAUGUUACAGUGAAAAAACGUAAACCCAAAGUACCGAAGACCGAAGAAGCUGCAGAUGAAGUGGUAAUAAAAAAAGUGGUUGAGCAAGCACCUGAAGAAGUUAUCGAGGAAGAGGUAGCAGAUGUUACGAUAAAGAAGCCUAAAAAGGAAGAUAAACCCAUUGAUGAAGUUGAGGCGAAAAUAACACUUCCCCAAGAAAAGCCCAAAGACGAGACCGCCGAAGAAGUUACAGUGAAAAAACGUAAACCCAAAGUACGGAAGACCGAAGAAGCUGAGGAUCAAUUGCUUAUCAAAAAGGAGGUUGAACAAGCACCUGAAGAGAUCAUUGAGGAAGAAAUUGUAGAGGAAGCGAUAGUAAAAAGAAGAAAGCCUAAAGUUCCUCACUCGAUUGAGAAUUUAGAAGAGGAGGAGGUGAGCCUUUCUCUCGCCAAACCUAAAGUGAUAUCCGAAGAUGUUGAAGAAGGAGCAACAAUAAGAAGGAAACCCAAAAAGCCGAAACUCACUUCAGAUGAGGCAAGUGCGGAACUUGUUAUCAAAAAAGAAGAAGAAAUCGAGGAAGAAGAAGAAGAAGUAUUCGAAGAAGAGGCACCUGAAGAAUUUAUCGUGCGAAAGAAGCCUAAACCGAAACCACAACAGCCAGUCGAGGAGCAUACCUCUGAAGUAACCAUCAAGAAACUUAAGUCAGUUAAGCGACCAUCUAGACCCGAUAUUCCUGAAUACACAGACGUUGAAAACGUUACAUUCAGACCUAAGUCAACCAAAACCAAAGAAGAUGUAGAACAGGAAUUUAAAAUUUCACUUGACUCAUAUGCAGAAGAAGAAAUUUCAAUGUCCGGUAAAGUAAGACUAAAGAAAAUACGUCCAAAAACAUAUUCCGAAGAGGCUGAUGAAGCGAAAAUCCGUAUAAUACAAGACUGGGAUGAUGGUGAAGCUCCAAUUAUCGAAGAAGUUCUAGAUGAUAGCGAAGGUGAAGAUAAUACAAUGUAUGAUGUCGACGAACCAGAAGAAUAUUUAGAACCUGAAGAAUACUUGGAACCUGAAGAUGUUCCAGAAAAUGUCGAGCUUAAAUUAAGGAAAAAGAAACAAAAACCAAGAUAUUCUGUUCAACAUGAAGACGAUGAGGAGAUUUUCAUUGGAUUACGGAAAAAGAAGCGUGAUGACUCGAUUACCUAUGACGAGGAUUCGCUGACGGUUAAGAAGAAGCGGAAACCAUCACAGAAAUUCUUGCAAGAAGAAGCAUCUCUUAGCCUCACCCGAGAAAUGCAAAUUGAAGAAUCUGAUGAAGAAAAUGUAAUGUACUCUAUCUGCACAUACAUCGCUGAUAACGAUGAGGCCAUCAACUUGGUGGAAGGAGAAAAGGUCCAUGUUAUUGCACGUCACAGUGCCGAAUGGUGGUACGUUAAGAAGCACUUAACAGAGGAACAAGGAUGGGUACCAUCACAAUAUCUCAUGGAUUCUGUCAACUACCAAAGAUACGUAGAGAAGAAACUUCAUGAAAAGAUAGACAAACUUCCUGUAUUUGAAAGGCCUGCAACCGAUGAGAAGACGAUGGCCCCCAGAUUCAUCGAAAAACUUAAACCAAUUCACACUCCUGAUGGAUACACAGUUCAGUUUGAAUGCAAAGUCGAGGGAUUGCCUAGACCGCAGAUAACCUGGUUCCGUCAAACAGCAAUUAUCAAACCAUCACAAGAUUUCCAAAUAUAUUACGAUGAUGACAACGUAGCGACUUUGAUUAUUCGUGAAGUAUUUCCGGAGGAUGCAGGCACAUUUACCUGUGUGGCUAAAAAUGCUGCUGGCUUUGCAUCUAGUACAACAGAACUUAUCGUGGAAACACCACUCUCUGACCAUGGCUCAGACAUCACAGGUCCAUCUCGAAAGAGCAUGUCGCGAGAAUCGUCUUUAGCCGAUAUCCUUGAAGGAAUACCACCUACAUUCUCUAAGAAACCAAAAGCUCAAUAUGUCGACGAAGGAACCAAUGUAAUCUUAGAAUGUAGAUUGGUUGCUGUUCCUGAACCUGAAAUUAUUUGGACAUUCGAUAAUGAGGAAGUUAUUACUGAAGACAACAUCAGAAUAGUGACCGAAUCAGAUAUGCAUAUGUACUGCAGUGUGUUGCACAUCACUAAAGUACGAAAGGAUCAAGAAGGAACGUAUGAAGUGAUUGCCCGUAAUAGAGAGGGUGAUGCAAAGAUGCCAAUUAUUUUGAAAGUCAAGACUGGUGAUAAGGAAGCACCGCAAGUUCUUGAACCUCUUCGUAAUAUGAUCAUAAGGGAAGGAGAAACUGCAAUAUUGACUUCACAGAUAGUCGGCAAUCCAACACCGAAGAUCACCUGGUAUAAGGAUGGAAAACCAAUAAAGGAAAACACCAAAUCUUCGAAGGAUUUAUAUUCAUUGACCCUUCUAUCACCCAAGCUAAGUGACAAGGGAGAAUACACGGUAAAAGCUGUUAACCCAAUGGGAUCAGUGGAAACAAGUGCAUAUCUCACAAUCGAAGAAGCUGAAAGCAGCAACCCAGAGCCUCCACUCUUCGUUAAGCGUUUCGAAGAGCAGAACGUACCUCAAAAUGGCACCAUCAAAUUGCAGGCGCGUGUCAUUGGUAAUCCUGUACCAGAGAUAUCCUGGCUUUUGAACAAUAUGCCGCUUCAACCUUCCGAUAAAGUACAACAAUCGUAUGAUGGCGAGAACAUCGAGCUUACAAUAUUGAACGCAAAUAGCGAAACAGAUUCAGGUGACUACAAGUGCGUAGCCAGCAAUCCUGUUGGCAAAGCAUCACAUGGCGCAAAGAUCAUAGUAGAAGUAGAAGAAGUUACAUUUACAAAGAAACUCAAGAAGAAGAUCAGCAUUGAAGAGUCUCAAUCCCUGACUCUGGAAUGUGAAACCUCACAUAUCGUUUCUACUAAGUGGUAUCACAAUAAAAAGGAACUAAGCGGCAUGGACCACCGCGUCGUUGUUCAGGACGGCAAAGUUCAUAAGCUAGUCAUCAGAAAUACGAAUCUUAAGGACGCAGGUACUUACGUAUGUAAGGUCAAAAAUAAGGAAACAGAGUCCACGGUUGAAGUGCUCGAACGCAAACCAGAGUUCAUUAAACGUCUCCAGGAUUAUGAGGUCAAAGAAAAGGACACUGCCAUUCUGGAUGUAGAGAUAACUUCCGAUACUGCAGAUGUAACGUGGUUGAAGGAUGGCGAAAAAUUGACUAUUGAAAAGAAAAACAUUGAAUUUAUCAAGGAAGGAAAAGUGCGCAAAUUAAAGAUACAUAAUGUUACCAUACACGAUGAAGGAGAGUAUACAUGCGCCUUAGAAGAUCAGGAAUGCUCUUCAGAAUUAGUAGUCAUCGAAUUGCCUCCGCAAAUUAUCAAAAAAAUGGAUGACGUUACCAUCACCAAAGGCGAGAAAGCCACAUUCGAAAUUGAAUUGACGAAAGGUGAUGCGCUUGUUAAAUGGUUCAAAAACGGAAAAGAAAUUCAAUUCUCAGAGCAUAUUCAACUUAGCAUUGAUGGUAAAAAGCAAAAACUGAAAAUUUACCAAAGCACAAUAGAAGACGCUGGUGAAUACACAUGUCAAGUUGGUGAGCAAACAGCAACAGCCAAACUAACAGUAGAAGAGCCAAUAGUUGACUUCACACUCAGGCUGCCAGAAGUAACGCUCGUGACGAAAUCAACCGAUGCCGAAUUCACAGUGCAGCUAUCACCUGAAAAUCAAGAUGUUGAAGUUACAUGGUAUAAGAAUGGCAAGAAAAUUAAACCUACCCCGAAAUAUUCAAUUGACGUUGAAGCGACUAUUCGUCGACUGGUUGUACACGAUGCAACUGAGGACGAUGAAGCUGAAUAUAGUUGUGUUGCUGCCAAUGCUCAUACAAAGUCUUCUCUGAAAGUACAAGAAAUUCAAACACCGCCAAUCAUUCUAUCUGAUAAAGAUCAGACAUAUAAGGUCAAAGAAAAUGAUGAUGUCGAGCUAACGGUUAAGUUUAGCGGAUCUCCGAAGCCAGAAGCCACGUGGUCAACGUCGAAAAAGGUUAUUAAAAAAUCAAAACGAAAAGAACCAACACUCGACGAACAAUCGGCCUCGCUCACUAUCAGAAAAGUUGUUGAUGAAGAUGCAGGUGAUUAUACAAUCAAAUUGAAGAAUCCAAUUGGUGAGGCAGAAGCGCAUUUACAUCUAAUAAUAAUGAGACCACCAACCUCGCCUGGAGCUCCGGAACCGUUGAAUGUUAUGCAUGAUUCUUUGACUCUUUACUGGAAAGCACCCGAAGAUGAUGGAAAUAGCGAAAUUAUUGAAUACAUUUUAGAAUAUCAAGAAACAACAGAGAAGAAAUGGACGCAAAUAACCAAACUCAAAGACACAACUUACACAAUAACAAAACUGAAAACCGAGUCGUCCUACGUGUUCAGAUCAAUCGCCGUGAAUGAGAUUGGUCCUAGUCCACCUUCGCCAUUGUCACCAACCAUUAAGAUCGAGGCUGAUGAAAAGAAGGAAAAGCCAACAGUACAGCAACAAUUACAGAAUAUUGUAUCAGAAUUGAACAAAACAAUUACUCUGUCAUGCGUAUUUGGUGGAAAUCCUACACCAAAAACCAAAUGGCUCAAAGAUUCCAAACUUAUUGAUUCCACAAAAACGGUUUAUGAAAAUCGUGUAGCUAAAUACACUAUUGAAAAGACAACUAUUGAGACUGAAGGUUCAUACACUUGCAUUGCCGAGAAUGAUUUAGGAACAGUAGAAACAACAUGUACAGUCACAAUACAAGAAAAACCACAAAUCGAUAUUGAAGAGAGAUUCCUUUCCCAAAACCUGCGUACAAAGACAAAAUGGGAGGUACCAGCAACAUUCAGAGGUGUACCACGACCGAAGGUUACGUGGUCCAAGGAAUCCAUGAAAUUGGAAGAAUCAAAAACAUGUAAGAUAACUACAGAAGAAUACUCAUCAACUAUUUGCAUUGAAAAACUCACAAGAAGAGAUUCCGGAAAAUAUACAAUUAAGGCUAAGAAUUCCGCUGGUGAAGCAUCGGUUGAUGUUCUCCUCAAAGUUAUUGAUAAACCUAGUAGACCGAACUCAAUGGAAAUAAAGGAAAUCAAAAAGGAUUCGGUCACACUUGAAUGGGAACCACCACAGGACGAUGGUGGUUUGGACAUUACCAAAUAUACCCUCGAAAAGUGUGAUCCAGAGAACAUGAUUUGGAUGAAAGUUGCUGAUAUCGAUCGCGACAUCAAGUCCUAUUGUGUACAAAAACUCAGUGAAAAUGCACAGUACAUGUUCCGUGUUAUUGCUGAAAAUCCAGUCGGUGCAUCAGAACCUAUCGAAAGCGAUGCUAUCACAGUUAGACGCAAAUUCGAUCGACCAAGCCCACCACGUGCACCGAUCGAUGUGACUGGAAUGACUGAUACUUCAUUCACACUUUCAUGGGAAGUUCCUGAAAAUGACGGUGGCCAGAAGAUAAUCGAAUAUAUUGUUGAAAUCAGAGAGUCUACCACGUCUUCCUACACAAAACUUGGAACGACAGAGACAACACAGAUCCUUGUGAAUAACUUAAUAAAGGAUCAUAUCUAUCUGUUUAAAAUCUACGCAAGAAAUCAAGUUGGCAUCAGUGAUGCUUUAGAAACAGAAGACAAGAUAAUUGCAGGACGAAGGAUAACACCACCAUCGCCACCGCAAAAUCUCAGAGCGCCCGAUAUCACAGGUAGAAGUGUUACUUUGGACUGGGAAGUGCCUGCUAGCAAUGGAGGUUCAGAGAUUACAGGCUACGUAAUAGAAAAACGUACAACAACGUCAACUAAAUGGACGAAGGUAGUGACGCUCGAUGCUCACUGCCUACAAUACACGAUCGAUAACUUGAAAACUAAAUGUGAAUAUACAUUUAGGGUAUUCGCUGAAAAUUCAGUAGGUCUCAGUGCUCCAGCUACAACUGAUACUAUCUUACUGAAGACACACGCAACCGUUCCUUCACCACCAACUGCUCCUCUUGAAAUUCGUACGAUCGCUGCUAAUGCAAGCGUAUUCGAAUGGGGUAUACCAGAAUCUGAUGGAGGUGCGCCAUUACUUGGGUAUAAUAUCGCCAUUCGCGACAUGAGGAGGACUAUGUGGAUUGAAGUUGGACGUGUGCCACCCGAUGUACAGAAAUUCCAAAUUCGAGACCUACAGGAUGGGCACGAAUACUUGAUAAGGAUAUACGCAAGAAACGAAAUCGGCUUAAGUGAAGCCCUUGAAUCGGAUGAACCGUAUAAGGUCCUUUCUGCAGGUAAAGAAUAUUUGCCGGAUGAGCCACACACUGAGCCAACGGGCAUGAGUACAGAAAACACCUCGUCCUGGCUACGCGACCACAACAUGGACGCUGACAUCUCAUCAUAUGCAAAAGCGAAACUGCUGCAAAAGGACGAAUACUUCUUCCGCAUUUGGUAUUAUGCUAAAAAAUUAUUCAAAUAAAACCGAUUACCGACGAGUUUAAAAAUGACUUCAAAAGUAAAAUUGCGUUUUAGCCGAGGAAAUAUUGGCUACGUUUUCAAGUAAAUUAUCAUUAACAUAUCUUAAUUAUAUAACUUAAAAUAUUUAAUAAUAAGUUGGCAAUAAUUAUAUAAAAGCGAGCGAAGAACUAAUUAUUGCUAACUAUUCGUUUUAAUUUUAUUUAUUUUCGUUUUUAUAAUCUGUGAUAAAUAAGGUAAAAUAAUAGUCAUUGAAAACUCUAAACUGAGAAAUAUCGAUAGCGUUAGAUCUUUUACACUUAAUUCAUGUCAAAGGGUAAUACACGAUCGAAACGAGAAUUCAAGGGAGACAAUAUAGGUGCAAAAAUACGUUGGAAUUCGAGAAUCGAAAAUGUAUUAUUCUUUGAAAAUGUUAUCGAAUAUACUAUACGAUUGUGUGACAAUAAAUAAAUAAAGAUUAUUGAAUGACA
Molecule: messenger RNA, 97475 nt
Organism: Hermetia illucens (black soldier fly)
Lineage: Eukaryota; Metazoa; Arthropoda; Insecta; Diptera; Stratiomyidae
Product: titin-like
Molecular function (GO): protein binding
Source: RefSeq, a predicted model, not a curated record